Danio aesculapii is the source of this 90924-nucleotide messenger RNA. It is a transcript of the gene ttn.2, whose product is annotated as titin, tandem duplicate 2. Gene Ontology annotation, molecular function: ATP binding; protein kinase activity; protein binding. The record is from RefSeq and is a predicted model, not a curated record. NCBI's taxonomy places the organism in Eukaryota, Metazoa, Chordata, Actinopteri, Cypriniformes, Danionidae. Gene Ontology annotation, biological process: protein phosphorylation.
GCAUUCCCAGCCUUGCCUCGGGUGUAGGGAUUGCAAGGGAAAAAGCAAAACUACACGGCUAAGACCCUGUGUAGUUUUGUUUUUCGGGAUAUUUCGAGGCUCAACGGUUCUCACACUGUGUUUUCUGAAAUCAUAUCUGGAUAAGGACUUUGUUUCAGAAGACCAAACCCUUUGGGCUUCGUCCCUCCAGUUCAAGGCACUCUUGUGGAUACAAGGUGCCUUCCACCAUGUCAACACAGGCACCAACAUUUACACAGCCGCUUCAGAGCGUUGUGGCACUUGAGGGUAGUGCUGCAACGUUCGAAGCUCAAGUUAGUGGUAAUCCAGUUCCAGAAGUGAGCUGGUUUCGUGAUGGCCAGGUUCUCACUGCUGCCGCUCUGCCCGGCGCUCAGAUCUCGUUCAGCGAUGGCCGCGCUGUUCUGAUGAUCCCCGCCGUGACAGCCGCACACAGUGGAAGAUUUUCUGUCAGAGCCACCAAUGGUGCUGGACAAGCCACUAGCACUGCUGAAUUGCUGGUUACAGCCGAAACUGCACCACCAAAUUUCAUUCAGAGACUACAAAGUUUGACUGUGAGACAAGGGAGCCAAGUGAGACUGGAUGUUCGAGUUACAGGAAUCCCUGCACCUGUGGUGAAGUUCUACAGAGAGGGAGCCGAGAUUCAGAGCUCCGCUGACUUUCAGAUUGUUCAAGAUGGAGACCAUUACAGUUUGUUGAUUGCCGAGGCCUUCCCAGAGGAUUCUGGAACCUAUUCUGUCAGUGCUUCUAACAGUAGUGGACGUGCAACUUCAACUGCUGAGUUGCUUGUUCAGGGUGAGGAAGAAGCCGUACCUGCAAAGAAAUCUAAAACUAUCAUUUCAGCCUCUCAGAUAUCACAAACCCGUCAGACUAGGGUGGAGAAGAAAGUGGAAGCUCGUUUUGAGGCCACCGCCACGAUGCAAAUGCAGGUUGAAAGUGGGGUUGUUACAGAACAUCUGGCACAUAAGACUCCACCUCGUGUGCCUCCUAAACCAACUUCGAAAUCUCCACCUUCACAAUUGACUAAAGUUUCAACUGCUCGCCAACAGUCUCCCUCUCCUGUGAGGCAUGUUAAGGGCCCGACACCCACUCCUGUCAGAGCUGUGUCUCCAUCUACAAGAUUGUCCGUUUCCCCGAUCAGACCAGUCAAGUCCCCUGUGAUGACCCGCAAACAGGUCACGCCAUCCUCUGAAGUCUUGCCUCCAUGGAAGCAGGCAGGGUAUGUUUCAGAGGCCAGCUACACCCAAAUGAUUGCUGGAACAACACAAGUUCAGACCUCUACCCAGGUCCAAAUGGAGCAGCGUUGGGAGGGAUCAGUUGCAGGUGUCAAAGAGGGUGAUGGGAAAAAAGCAGAGGCUGUGGCCACUGUGCUUGCUGCAGUUGAUCAUGCACGAAUAAGAAAGCCCAUGCAUGCUGAAGGGGCUCAGAUGGAAGAAGAGACUGAUAUAAAACAUCAGGAAAUGCUUGCAACUAAGCAACAGGUCACAAGUAAAAAGGAGCUGUUGCUAAUUCCCCCUGAAAUGACAACUACUACUACUGAGAAGACUUUACAUGUCACCCAGAUUCAAAGAGCUACUGAGGUAAUCUCCAAGAUGGAGACUGACCUUGCACCAUCACCAGUUCCACAUUUCACAGUAUCAAAAGUUACUGUACCAAAACCAGACCAUAGCUAUGAGGUUUCAAGGGCAGGUUCUGCUAUUGCCACACUUCAAAAAGAGUUAUCCACAACAACUGCUUCUCAAAAGAUCAUCAAGCCUGUGAAGCCUCCAUCACACAAGAUCGUGGAGACUCAUGUGACCCCAGAGCCGACCCCAUCUCCUUUUAGAGACACUACAGAGAGAUAUCAGACUCAUUUUGACACAGAGUUGCACAGAAAGAUAGGCAUUUCAUAUGCUGGUGAAGAGUGGGAUACAAAGGUUGCAGAGACUGCAGCAAUCCCUUCAGCUGUCAAAGAGCCUGUUGUGCCCCCUACAUUGAUAACAGGUUUGAAGAAUGUGACUGUCACAGAGGGAGAGUCUGUCACUCUGGAGUGCCAGAUUUCAGGUCACCCGACUCCAGCAAUCAUGUGGUUCAGGGAAGAUUACAGAAUCGAAAACUCCAUUGACUUCCAGAUCACUUAUGAAAAAAGUUAUGCCCGCUUGAUGAUUCGUGAGGCCUUUGCUGAAGAUAGUGGCCGCUUCACUUGCACUGCUACCAGUGAAGCUGGAACAAUCAGCACCUCCUGUUACCUGCUCGUUAAAGUAUCUGAGGAGAUUGAGAGCAGAGAGGAGAUUACUCUCCAGGAGAAACAGACUGUCGUUGAAUCCAAAGAGGAGACCAUGUCUGAAAUAAGUUCAGUCUCCGUGGAUACUGGAGCACCUGCUGCUCCUUUCUUUGUGAAGAAGCCAGUGGUUCAGAAGUUGGUUGAGGGAGGGAGUGUUGUCUUUGUGUGCCAGAUAGGUGGAAGCCCUAAGCCCCAUAUUUAUUGGAAGAAGAGUGGAGUUCCACUAACUACUGGAUACAGAUAUAGAGUUGGCCACAACAAGGACACCGGGGAAUGCAAGCUGGAAAUUUCUAUGACAUUUGCUGAUGAUGCUGGAGAAUACACAAUCUUUGCCAAAAACCAACACGGAGAGACAUCUGCUUCUACAAGUCUCCUUGAAGAAGAGGAGUUUGAAGCCUAUAUGAAGAAACAGGAUGUGACAUAUGUAACGGAAGUGACAACAAUGGUGCAAGAGCCCAAAGUGGCAGAUGUGCCUCCUGUAGUUGUAAGUGAAUAUGAAAAAGAGCUCAUACAGAGGAGGAUGGCUCAGCAAACACAAAUGAUGCAGACCUUCAUCUCAGAGACGGAAUUUCAAAUAUCUGCAAUUGAAAGGAAAAUUAUCCAAGAGAUUGAAAUCCGCAUCCUUAAAAUAACUUAUCAAGAGCUGGUGAUUGAGGAUGGAGAGGAGAUGGUCAUAAAUGUUGCGGAGCAUGAGGCCGUCGCAUCCUCAUUUAGCACUCCUGUAAAAAGCUACAGAAUUCUGGAAGGAAUGGGUGUUACUUUCCAUUGCAAAAUGGGAGGAAAACCAUUACCAAAGAUUGCCUGGUAUAAAGAUGGCAAGCGUAUAAAGCAUGGAGGCCGCUACCAGAUGGAGAUUUUACAAGAUGGCAGAGCCAGUCUCCGCCUACCUGUGGUGCUGCCAGAAGAUGAGGGCAUCUAUACUGCAUUUGCCAGUAAUAUGAAGGGUAAUGCUGUCAGUUCUGGAAAACUCUAUGUGGAGUCCACUGCUGCUGCUCAGCCUUACUAUCCUCAGGCUGAAGCUGUGAGGAGAGUCCAGUCCACAUCUCCAAUGUCUGCUCGCUCAGCUAGCUACUCCCCUGGACGUUCUCCUGCUCGCUCUGUUAGCCGAUCUCCUGCACGUAGACUUGAUGACACUGACGAGAGUCAGCUGGAGAGGCUAUAUAAGCCUGUUUUUGUACAAAAGCCCUCAUCCUUCAGGUGUUCUGAAGGACAGACAGCAAGGUUUGACUUAAAAGUGGUUGGAAGACCUAUGCCCGACACUUUCUGGUUCCACAGUGGACAACAAGUGGUCAAUGACUACACUCACAAGAUUGUGGUAAAGGAGGAUGGAACUCAGUCAAUGAUUGUCGUUCCUGCCAUGCCUCAGGACUCUGGAGAGUGGACAGUUGUUGCUCAGAACAGAGCUGGAAAGACAACUGUUUCUAUGACUCUCACUGUUGAAGCAAAAGAGAAUUUAGUUCGACCUCAGUUCAUUGAAAAACUGAAGAAUAUCAGUGUUAAAGAAGGAAGUCUGGUUGAGUUGGCAGUAAAAGCCAUUGGAAACCCCCUGCCCGACAUCGUCUGGCUAAAAAACAGUGACAUCAUCUCUCCUCAUAAAUAUCCUCACAUCAAAAUUGAGGGUGCCAAGGGACAGGCACAUUUUCAGAUUCCUCAAACUUCUGGCUCUGAUAGUGCAUGGUACACAGCCACAGCCAUAAACAAAGCUGGCAGAGAUACUACUCGCUGUAGAGUCAAUGUGGAGGUAGAAUACACUGAACCUGUACCAGAGAGAAGACUUAUCAUCCCUAAAGGAACAUAUAAGGCUAAGGAUGUUGCACCACCAGAGAUUGAACCACUGCAUCUUCGCUAUGGUCAGGAGCAGUGGGAAGAGGGUGACCUCUAUGACAAAGAAAAGCAACAGAAGCCACACUUUAAAAAGAAACUCACUUCAGUCAGAAUGAAGCGAUUUGGACCUGUACACUUUGAAUGCAGACUGACCCCUAUUGGUGACCCUACAAUGGUUGUUGAAUGGCUCCAUGAUGGCAAACCACUCGAAGCUGCUAACAGACUUCGGAUGAUCAAUGAGUUUGGCUAUUGCAGUCUUGAUUAUGAAGUUGCUUAUUCCAGAGAUAGUGGUGUCAUUACUUGCAGAGCUACAAACAAAUUUGGUGCUGACCAAACCUCUGCCACACUAAUUGUGAAGGAUGAGAAGAGUCUGGUAGAGGAAAGUCAGUUACCAGAAGGAAGAAAGGUACAAAGAAUGGAUGAAAUGGAGAGAAUUGCCCAUGAAGGUGCACCCUCUGGAGUAACUGGGGAUGACAUGUCUGAGAAGUCCAAGCCAGAGAUUGUCUUACUCCCUGAACCAAUAAGAGUAUUUGAAGGUGAGACAGCCAAAUAUCGAUGCAGAGUGACUGGUUACCCCACUCCCAAAGUUAAUUGGUACCUUAAUGGACAGCUCAUUCGAAAGAGCAAACGAUUCAGACUACACUAUGAUGGCAUUCACUAUUUGGAAAUUACUGACUGUAAGUCCUAUGAUUCUGGAGAUGUCAAAGUAUUGGCUGAGAACCCAGAGGGUACAGCCGAGCAUGCUGUCAAGCUGGAAAUACAACAAAAAGAAGAUUUCAGGACAAUCUUGCGACGUGCUCCGGAGCUGAAGGCUCCAGAGGCACCUGGCCCUGAACCUGGCAGAGUAUCCUUUGACGUUGUGAAGGUAGAUAAACCCACAGAUGCUUCACAAGCAAAAGAAGUUGUUAGACUGAGGAAAGCUGAGAGAGUGGUUCAUGAAAGGUCUACAGAAGAAACAGAAGAGCUGCGAAGCAAAUUUAAGCGCAGGACUGAAGAAGGCUAUUAUGAAGCCAUAUCCUCAGUAGAAUUGAAAUCUCGCAGGAAAGAUGAGUCUUAUGAAGGAAUGCUAAAAAAGAGAAAGGAAGAACUUCUGCACUGGACCAAAGAGGUCACUGAGGCAGAAAAGAAGAAAGAGGAAGAGGAACGCAAACUUACCAUUCCUACAAUCAGACCUGAGAAAGUUGCACUCUCUCCUAGCAUGGAGGCUCCAAAGAUCUUGGAAAGAAUUCAGAGCCAGACAGUUGCUCUGUCUGAUGAAGUUCGCUUCCGUUGUAGGGUAAUUGGUAAACCAGAUCCAGAGUGCCAAUGGUUUAAAAAUGGCAUUUUACUUGAGAAGUCAGAUCGGGUUUAUUGGUAUUGGCCUGAAGAUCAUGUCUGUGAAUUAGUAAUCAGAGAUGUCUUAGCUGAGGACUCUGCCAGUAUCAUGGUCAAAGCCAUUAACAUUGCCGGUGAGGCCUCAAGCCAUGCCUUUUUGUUGGUGCAAGCCAAGCAAGUUGUUUCUUUUACCCAAACACUGGAGGAUGCCUAUGCUAAAGAGAAAGACACAAUGGUAACCUUUGAAUGUGAGACAAAUGAGCCAUUUGUCAAAGUUAAAUGGAUGAAGAACAAUGCUGAAAUCUUUUCUGGAGACAAAUACAGGAUGCACUCAGACAGAAAGGUUCACUUUCUGUCUGUGCUAAUAAUCAACAUGCAAGAUGAUGCAGAGUACAGCUGUGCUGUAGUUGAUGAUGACCACAUAAGAACCACUGCCAGACUUUAUGUUGAAGGUGCACCACUGGAAAUUGUUAAAAAUCUUGAGAGCGUUGAAGUACCCGAGACAUAUUCUGGAGAGUUUGAGUGUGAACUGUCUCGUGAAGAUGCUGAAGGCACCUGGUAUUUUGAGAAUAAAGAAAUCACUCCAAGUCUAAAAUAUGUUGUAUCCUCUCGUCGUGGCCGACACACUUUGUCUGUAAAAGAUGUCAGAAAGGAAGACCAAGGAAAAUACACUUUUAAAGUGGGAGACCUGAAGACAAGUGCCACACUGAAGAUGAAAUUACGCCCUGUAACUCUGAUGCAAGGACUCUCUGACCUGACAAUUUGUGAGGGUGAUAUUGCCCAGUUGGAGGUGCGAUUCUCUCAGGAAAAUGUGGAGGGAACAUGGAUGAAAAAUGGCUUACCAAUCUCUGCCUCAGACAGAAUUCACAUUGUCAUUGACAAACUUGUCCACAAACUUCUAGUUGAAAAUGUCAAUAAGGAUGAUGCUGGAAUCUACUCAUUUGUUGUUCCUAUUCAAGACAUUUCUACAUCUGGAAAACUGACUGUGCAAUCAAUUGAAAUAAUUUCUCAUCUAAAGGACGUUCAUUCUAUUGAGGGUACAAAGGCAGUGCUAGAAGCUAAAAUCUCUGCCUCUGAUGUUGCUGCUGUUAAAUGGUACCAAAAUGACAAGCUUCUUGUGGCUAGUGAGAGAAUCCAGAUGGUUGCUAAAGGCACCAAACAGAGACUGGUCCUGAACAGGUCUUUUGGUUCUGAUGAAGGACAGUAUAAGAUGGCUGUGGGCAGAGUUGAAACCACUUGUAACCUGACAGUUGAGAAGGUCAGCAUCAUCAAGCACAUGGAGGACUGUGUGUGCACAGAAACUCAGAAUGUCACUUUUGAAGUUGAAUUAUCACACACUGGUAUAGAUGCUUAUUGGACCUUCAAGAAUCAGCCUCUCAAGGCUGGACCCAAAUACAAAAUCGAGUCCAAAGGAAAACACUACAGUCUGACCAUCAUCAAUGCCAUGAAGGACGAAGAGGGCCUGUAUGCAUUUGCAGCAGGAGAGAAGAUUUCCAGUGCAAAACUAACUGUGUCAGGUGGUGCUAUAAACAGACCACUCCACGAUGUGACCGUAGCAGAAUCCCAAACUGCUGUUAUGGAGUGUGAGGUUGCUAAUCCUACAUCUGAAGGCAAGUGGCUUAAGGAUGGCCAUUCUGUUGACUUCAGUGAUAUUGUCAGGAGUGAGGAUAUAGAUGCUGUCCGUCGGCUUAUUUUUGUUAUCACAAGACCACAGGAUAUUGGAGAGUACACAUACCAAGUGGCAAAUUCCAAGACAUCUGCCAACCUAAGGGUUGAAGCUGUGAAGAUCAAGAAGACACUGAAGAACCAAACAGUCACAGAAACCCAAGAGGCAGUGUUUAGCCUUGAACUCACCCAUUUAGAUGUGAAAGGAUCCCAGUGGAUCAAGAACGGAGUAGAAAUUGAACCCAGUGACAAAUAUGAGAUUACAGUAGAUGGAUUAGUUCACACUUUAAAGAUCAAGAACUGCAACUCUCAAGAUGAAUCAGUUUAUGGAUUCAAACUGGGAAAACUGUCUGCUAAUGCCAGACUGAAUGUCGAAACUGUCAAGAUUGUGAAAAAGCCAAAAGAUGUGACUUCUCUGGUAAAUGGAACUGCCUCUUUUGAGCUGAGUUUAUCUCAUGAUGACAUACCAGUUAAAUGGAUGUUCAAAAACCAAGAGCUGAAACCUAGUGCCAAUGUUCAGAUAAUGUCUGAAAGGAAGGCACAUAAGUUGGUUAUUCAGAAUGUUGAAGAAAGCAAUGAUGGAGAAUACACAGCCAUUGUUGGACAUUUACAAUGCAGUGCAUAUUUGCAUGUUGAAUCUUUGAGAGUCACAAAACCCCUAAAGAACCUUGAGGUUCCAGAGACCCAUGUGGCCACAUUUGAGUGUGAAGUUUCACACUUCAAUGUUCCUUCCACCUGGCUGAAAAAUGGAGUUGAGAUCGAGAUGAGUGAGAAGUUCAGAAUUGUGGUGCAGGGCAAACUUCAUCAGCUGAAGAUCAUGAAUACCAGCAGAGAUGAUUCUGCAGAAUACACCUUUGUGUGUGGAAAUGACAAAGUCUCUGCCACCUUGACAGUUAGCCCUGUGCUGAUUACAUCUAUGCUUAAAGACCUGAAUGCACAAGAGAAGGACACCAUCACAUUUGAGGUGACCGUCAACUAUGAAGGCAUCACUUACAAAUGGCUGAAGAAUGGAGUCGAAAUAAGAUCCAGUGAUAGAUGUCAAACUCGCACUAAACAGCUCUCUCAUUCCCUCACUAUUCGGAAUGUUCACUUUGGGGAUGUUGGAGACUACAAAUUUGUGGCCGGAUCUGCUGAAACAGCAGCAAAAUUGUUUGUUGAAGCUCGUGUCAUCGAGUUCACCAAGCACAUCAAGGACAUUAAAGUUACUGAGAAGAAGAAGGCCAUUUUUGAAUGCGAACUCUCUGAGCCUAAUGUCCAAGUAACAUGGAUGAAAGAUGGUCAGGAGCUUGAAUUAUCUGAGAGGUACAAGGUCUCCACAGAGAGACACGUGCAUCGUCUCAUGAUCCAAACUGUGCGCAUGUCUGAUGCUGGUGAAUACUCUGUGGUUGCUGGAUCCAGUGUAUCAAAGGCCAGCCUCACAGUUGAGGGCAAGGAUGUGCGCAUCAGUGAGCCUGCAGAAAAGGAAAUUACUGUUCUUGAGAAACAGAGAAGUACAUUUGAAUUCGAAGUCAAUGAGGAUGACAUUGAAGGUCGUUGGCUGAGAAAUGGAGUGGAGAUCCAGUUUUCUGUUGAUCAGCGCUUCAACUAUGCCAUCAUUAGAAAAAUUCACCGCUUGACAAUCACAGAAACAUACAGAAGUGACGCUGGAGAAUACACAUUCAUUGCUGGAAAGAACCGGAGUAUUGUGACCCUGCAUGUGAACAUCCCUGAGCCUCCUCAGAUCAUCAGGCACAUGCAGCCCCUGUCUGUUGAGGCUGGCAAACCUGCACGCUUCUCUGUGGAGGUGACUGGAAUUCCUCAGCCUCAAGUGUCUUGGUAUAAGAACUCUCAGGCCCUGUCCUCUGGAUUCAAGUGCAAGUUCCUGAGGGAGGGAAAUGAGCACACAUUGCUGCUCAUUGAAGUCUUCCCAGAAGAUGCAGCUCAGUAUAACUGUGAAGCUAAGAAUGACUAUGGAGUAGCCACAAGCUCAGCUUCACUUAAUGUUGAAGUUCCAGAAGUUGUUUCCCCUGACACUGGAGCACCACUGUCACCUCCCGUGGUCUUAACACCAAUACAAAAUACUUCUGCCAAUGAAGGACAAUCUGCUAGAUUCCAGUGCAGAGUCUCAGGGGAAGAUCUGACAAUAACAUGGUAUUGCAAAGACAAGGAGAUCAAGCAGUCAGACAUAUUCAGAGUGUCUCAGUUUGAUGAAAACUGUCAGCUGGAGAUCACCAGAGUUUAUCCUGAGGAUGAGGGCGAGUACACAUGUGUGGCCCGUAACUCGGCUGGAAUGGUCUCAUGUUCUGCUCUACUGAAAGUGGAUGUUACAAGAGUACGAGAGGAGAUUGAAGCAAAAAUUGAGGAAGAGGUCAAAGUGCCACCUGUUUUUAGGCAGAGAAUUCAGAAUCUGGAGGUGAAUGUUGGCAGUCCUGCAAAGUUCGAAUGUGAGAUUGAGGAGGCUCCUGGUGUGACCUUCAAGUGGUUCAAAUCUGGUACUGAGCUCAGGCACAGUGAAAAAUGCAGGAUUAUCAGCCGACACCACACAUCAUCUCUGGAGGUCUUUAGCCCGGCAGUCGCUGACAGUGGAGAAUAUACCUGCAAAGCUUCUAACCGCCAUGGAAGUGAUAGCUGCUCUGCUAAACUAACUGUGACAGAGCUUUUCCAACCAGAAUUUGUAUCAAAGCCUGAUUCGAUGACUUUAUUUGUUGGCAAGCAGGCAAAAUUUCAAUGUGUUAUUUCUGGUUCUGAACCAAUGAAUGUUGUCUGGCAUAAAGACAAUAUUGCCAUUUCACUUGAUGACCACUACAGAGAGUCCUCUGACAAGAACCGUUAUCUUCUUGAAAUUUUAAAUCUACAGCACAGUGAUCAAGGCACAUACCUGUGCAAAGCUUCAAACAGUGUCGGUACAGCAACAUGCUGCACUGAACUGAGGGUUGUAGAUAAACCCAACUUUGUGAAGAGCUUUAAGUCUACCACUGUUGCUGUGGGAAACCCACUACGUCUUGAGUGUCAGGUAGAUGAAGACACUGGUGUUUCCAUCGUUUGGAUGAGAGAUGGCAAGAAACUCCAUACUACAAUGGAUUGUAAACUAGCAUUUGAGGAGAAAAUAGCCUGUCUUGAUAUUCAGAAGUCCAAACUCAAAGAUACAGGCACAUAUACCUGCACUGCUGCCAAUGAAGCAGGAAGCAGCAGUUGCUCUUCUAGUGUGACAGUACAAGAACCUCCAGUCUUUGUUAAAAGGCUAGAACCUAAGAUCUUAUGGAAGCAAGGAAUGUCAUCACGUCUGUCAUGCACUGUCAAAGGAUCACCAGAACUCCACGUGACCUGGUUUUUAAAUGACAAACCACUAAACUCUUCAGAAAAACACAAGAUCACCUUCAAAACCAAUCAAGCCACUCUUGAAAUUAUUGACUUGUCUGAGUCUGACAGUGGAAAUUACACUUGUGAAGUGAUGAAUGAGGCUGGCUGUGAAAGCUGCAGCUCUCAAGUUACUGUAAAAGAACCACCUGCCUUUAAAAAGGAGCUGCGGAUGGUGGAAGUAGUCAAAGGGUGCACUGCCCAUCUUGAAUGUGAAAUGACAGGCACUGCUCCUUUUGAAAUAACCUGGUUUAAAGAUAAAAACCCAGUAUCAUCUGACACAAAGUACAAUAUUGUCUCAAAGGACACAGCUGCAUAUUUGGAAAUCAAAUUAUUUGAAAGUGCUGAUGUUGGAGAUUACCAGUGCUGCAUUUCCAAUGAUGUUGGUAAAAUAACUACAAAAGCAGUGGCCAAACUUAAAGACCCACCAUCCUUUGUAAAGAAGGUUGAGAACACCACAGCAGUUUUAGGCAGUGCUGUAAAACUGCAAGGAACAAUUAAGGGUUCUGCUCCUAUCACAGUUCAGUGGUUUAAAGAUACAGAGAUAGUCAGAGAUGAUGAUCCUAAUAUCACCACAACCUUUGAUAACAACAUUGCUAUUUUAGCAAUUUCCAAUGUGGCCAUUAACUAUGGUGGCAAAUAUACUUGUCAAGCUGAAAAUGAAGCUGGAAAACAAAAAUGUGAGGCCACUGUAUCAGUUCAAGAACCAGCUAGAUUUGUUGAGAAACCCCCAAGCAUCAGUGUGACUGCAGGUGACUCUGCAACUCUUGAGUGCAAAGUUUCAGGAAGUCCAGAUCUCAAAGUAAAAUGGUUUAAAGAUGGCAAAGAGAUGGCAGGGGGUCGAAAGUACAAAAUCUCUUUCAAAGACAAUGUGGCAGUCUUGAAAAUCCUCUCAGCAGAGAGAGGAGAUAGCAGUGAAUACAAAGUUGAAGUAUCCAAUCGAGUUGGAAAAGAGCAGUGUUCUUGUUCAAUCAAUGUUCUUGAUAAAAUAAUACCUCCAACUUUCACAAAAAUGCUUAAAAAGGUAGACGGUAAUGUUGGAGCUUGUAUUCAAAUGGAGUGCAAAGUGUCAGGAUCCCAGCCUAUAAAAAUAUCUUGGUUGAAAGAGGGAAAGGAUAUUACAACUGGAACAAAAUAUCAAACUGAAAUGCAGGAAAGCACUUCCUUACUGAAAAUAACAAAUUUAGAAACUUCAGAUGCUGGGGUUUACACAUGCCAUGCAACUAAUGCUGCGGGACACAGUGAAACAAGUGGAACUAUUUCUGUUAAAGAACCCCCAGUCUUCUCUUUGAAACCUCAAAGCCAAGAUGUUAUACCUGGAACUACAGUCGUUCUAACAGCUGCAUUCACUGGAACAGCACCUUUUAUGAUUAAGUGGUUCAGAGAAGACAAAGAAAUGUUAACUGGAGGAACUUGUUUCAUCAAGAAAGAAACCAACUCAAGUUCACUGGAACUGCACGCUCUGAAGCCAUCUCAGUCUGCAAAAUACACUUGCCAAGUUUCUAACGAUGCUGGAAAGGUCUCAUGCACAGCUGCCUUGUUUGUGAAAGAACCUCCUAAAUUUGUGAUGAAACUUGACUUGACUAAACUUGUACUGAAUGGGAGUUUUGCAACUUUGGAAUGUAAAGUGACUGGCAGCCCAGAGAUCAGUAUUAGAUGGUAUAAGAAUGAGACUGAAAUUAGCUCAGAUGAUAAAUACCAAAUGGCCUUCACCGACUCAGUUGCUACACUAAGGAUUUCCAGUUGCUGUGUUGAAGACAGUGGAGAUUAUAUAUGCCAAGCAUCAAGUGAUGCUGGCAGUGAUAGAUGCAGUUGCUUGGUUACAGUCAAAGAACCUCCCGAAUUUGUGAAACCUUUUGAAUCCAAAGAAAUUGUUAAAGGCACAGAUGUUGUGCUGGAAGGAACUGUUUCAGGCUCAGCUCCUCUUGAGAUUUCCUGUUUCAAAGACUCAAAGCAGAUCCGAAAUGAUAGAAGGCACAUCAUAAGCCUGACAAAAGAUGUUGCAGCCCUUCAGAUUCUGAAAUUUGAACCAGGAGAUGUUGGAAAAUAUCAAUGCACUGUAGGGAAUGAAGUAGGGCAGACCUCCUGUGACUUUCUUGUUACAAUGAAAGAGCCACCGUCAUUUGUGCAGAAGAUGGAUAAUACAAAUGUCCUCCUUGCCAAGGAUGUGUCUUUGCAGUGUGUAUUGAAAGGGUCAAUGCCCAUGACCAUCUCUUGGAUGAAAGAUGACCAUGAGAUCAAAGAAUCUGAACAUGUUCAGAUAUCUUUUGAGAAUCAGACUGCAGUGAUAUACAUUUCUUGUGUGCAUUUAAAACAUGGUGGAAAGUAUACUUGCCAUGCUCAGAAUGAAGCUGGUAGUCAGAAAUGUACUGCAGUAUUGAUGGUAAAAGAGCCUGCAAACAUCACAGAGCAAGCCAAGUCUGUCAGUGUUACUGUACGCGAUCCUGCUACUCUAGAGUGCAGGUAUUCUGGUACUAAAGUUCUUAAAGCUAAAUGGCUCAAAAAUGGCAGUGAGCUGACAUCAGGUAGAAAAUACAAAAUACAGAGCACUGAUACAAGCUCCAUAUUAAAAAUUCUUUCGGCGGAGAAGAGUGAUGCUGGAGAAUAUACCUUUGAGGUUUCAAAUGAUGCUGGAAGGAGCAGUUGUGAGGCCAUUGUGACUGUUUUAGAUCAAAUAAUCAAGCCUUCUUUCACAAGAAAAUUGAAGGAAAUGGAGAGUAUAAAAGGAUCUUUCACACAGCUGGAGUGUCUGGUAUCUGGGUCUCUUCCUAUAAAUGUCACUUGGUUCAAGGAAAAUAAGGAGAUAGAGACUGAUGAAAAGCACAAAUGCAUUUUCUUUGAGAAUGCAGCAUCUCUGGAAAUCAGUCGUCUUGAUAGUUCAGACAGUGGCAAUUAUACUUGUAUUGCUAAAAACCAAGCAGGCUCUGAUCAGUGUUCGGGCACACUGAAAGUCAAAGAACCUCCAUCAAUCAUUGAGAAGCCAGAAUCACAAGAUGUUAUACCAGGAUCCAGAGUUCAGUUUAAUGUGCUUUUGUCUGGAACACCACCACUGACCAUUAACUGGUUUAAAGAUAAGAAAGAAGUUUCAUCAGGAAUUGACUGUUCAGUUCAGAAAAAUGACACGUCUAGCUCUAUAGAGCUCUUUUUUGCUAAGCCUUCAGACUCAGGACAGUAUGUCUGUGAAGUUAGUAAUGACGUUGGAUCCGAUUCUUGCCAAGCAACUCUCUUCGUGAAAGAACCUCCUAAAUUUACUCGCAAGCCUGAAAAAAUAACAGUGGUGAAACCAAGCCAACUGGUAGUUUUUGAAUGCCAGAUUACAGGCACUCCGGAGAUAGACACAUACUGGUUCAAAGAUGGGAAUGAAAUAAGUCCAAAUGACAAGUAUAAAAUGACUUUUGUCGAUUCUCUUGCACGGCUUGAGAUAAUUAGCAGUGAUAUCAAAGACAGUGGUGUGUACUACUGUGAAGCUCGCAAUGAGGCAGGCAGUGAGAGUUGUAGUAUGGAGCUAAGAGUAAAAGAGCCACCAGUUCUUGUCAAGCCAUUGAGUCCUCUUGAGGUUGUUAAUGGCUCAAAUGCAUAUUUUGAAUGUCUGGUAAAAGGCACAGCUCCUUUUGAAGUAACCUGGCAAAAAGAUUCAAAGGACAUCAAAUCGAGCCUUAAGCAUGUGAUUUUGCAGAAAAAUGGCUCCAUAAUGACUCUGGAUGUACAGAAGUGUGAUGCUUUAGAUGUUGGAGAAUAUCAGUGCAUUGUUGCAAAUGAAGUUGGAAGUUGUUCAAGUCAGAGUACACUCAGCAUAAAAGAGCCCCCAUCAUUUGUGGAGAGAAUUGAGAAUGUUGUCACAGUUCUUGGAAAAGCGGUUGAGUUUAAAUGUGUUGUAAGAGGAUCUCCACCUCUGUCCAUACAAUGGCAGAAAGAUGAGAGCUGGAUCUUGGAGGAUCCCUCAAUUCAGAGGACUUUUGAGAACAAUAUUGCUACUUUGACAAUCCCUGUGUGUGAGUCCAUCCACAGUGGAAAAUACACAUGUCAGGCUAUGAACGAGGCAGGGCAAGAGAAGUGUUUUUCUACCCUGGUAGUGCAAGAGCCACCUCAGAUCAUUGAAAAGCCUGAGGUGAUUAAUGUCACUGCCGGAGAUCCAGUAAGUUUUGAGUGCAAAGUUGCAGGCACUCCUGAGCUGAAAGUAAAAUGGAGUAAAGAUGGCAAGGAAGUGAUCCCUUCAAGACAGCACAGCCUCAGCUACAUCAAUAAUGUCAGCCAACUUAAACUUUUGUCAGUCCAACUAGAAGACAAAGGGACUUAUGUGUUUGAGGUCUCCAAUCACAUCAGCGCCUGCCAGUGUAAAGUGACACUAAAUGUGCUAGAGCAAAUAAUCCCCCCAUCCUUCAUCAAACCUUUGAUGGAGAUGGAGGAAAUACUUGGUUCAAAUGUGCAAAUUGGAUGUAAAAUAUCAGGUUCACUCCCCAUAACUGUGGAGUGGGUAAAGGAUGGAACUAAACUGUCAGGAAGAACCAAGCAUAAAAUUCUUCAGGAUGAAAACAGCGUGUCUUUGGAUAUAGAGUGCUUAGAGAAAGCUGACACUGGAACUUAUACUUGCAAACUUGCAAACAAAGCAGGCAGUUGUGAAUGCAGUGGUACACUGAGGGUGAAAGAGCCACCAAGCUUUGUGCUGGUUCCAGAACCACAGGCUGUCAUACCAAAUACCACUGUUCGCUUUAAGAGUGCUUUUAAGGGAACACCUCCAUUCACAGUGAAAUGGUUCAAAGAUGAUACUGAGUUGAUUUGCGGACCUUCCUGUUUUACUGGCCUGGAGGGCCUCUCAUGCUUUCUAGAUCUUUUUGCCAUUGGAAUAUCACACAGUGGAACUUACUCUUGUCAGAUAAGCAAUGAUGCUGGUACUGCAAAAUGCACCACAACCUUGUUGGUAAAAGAACCUCCAGAGUUUGUACAGAAACUGCCAGCUGCAAAAGUCGUAAAAAUGGGGGAGCCGCUGCAGCUUGAAUGCAAAGUUACUGGGACAGCUCCUCUGAAAAUAAGCUGGUACAAAAAUGAUGCCAUACUCACUGAUGGUGGCAACUUGAGAAUGACUUUCGAUAACUCUGUGGCAGUCCUUGAAAUUUUCACAUCAAGCUUCGAGGAUAAUGGAGUCUAUACAUGUGAAGCACAAAAUGAUGCUGGGACUAAGAGUUGUAGUACAGCUCUCACAGUCAAAGAACCACCAAGUUUCUACAAAGUGCCAACACCAGUUGAGGGACUGAAAGGCAAAGAUGCCAGUCUUAACUGUGAGCUGAAAGGCUCCGCACCAUUUGAGAUAACGUGGUUUAAAGAUAAAAAACAGUUAAAGGAGAGCAGGAAGUAUAAAUUUGUUUCUGAGGGAUGUUCAGCAACUCUCCACAUCCUCGGACUGGAAGCAUCAGAUGCUGGGGAAUAUGAGUGCAAAGCAACAAAUAAUGUUGGAAGUGAUUUGUGCCAAGGCUCUGUAAAGCUACGAGAACCCCCUGCAUUUGUGAAGAAAUUAUCCAAUACGACAGCCAUCUCUGGUGAGGAGGUGGUUUUGCUGACAACAGUCAAAGGCUCUCAGCCUAUGACUGUAUCUUGGGUUCAGGAUAAAGACCACAUACUCAGAGAUGGUGACAACAGAAAAAUCACAUUUGAGAAUAAUGAGGUCACCUUGAAGGUCUUUAAAGCUGAUUCUACCACUGCUGGAAAGUAUACAUGUCAGCUAAAAAAUGAUGCUGGAGUAGCUGAAUGCACAGCAAACCUAACAGUCUUAGAACCUGCAGCAAUUGUGGAUAAGACCGAUUCAAUCAGUGUAACUGCUGGUGAAGCCGCAGCCUUAGAAUGCACUGUAUCUGGAACUCCAGAACUUAAACCAAAAUGGUUCAAGGAUGGUGUGGAGCUGUCUUCAGGCAAAAAAUACAAAAUUACCUUUUCAAAAAUGAUUUCCAGUCUUAAGUUAUUGUCAACAGAGAGGAGUGAUACUGGUGAAUACACUUUCAGUAUCAAAAAUGAAGUUGGCAGUGACAGCUGUGCAAUGCAGCUCACUGUUUUGGACAAAAUUGUCCCUCCUUUGUUCUCACGAAAACUGAAAGAUACACAGAGUAUUGUUGGAAAAGCUAUGGAAUUGGACUGUAAAGCUUCAGGGUCUGCACCUCUCACCAUCUCGUGGUUUCACAAUGAAGUGGAGAUCAUGAGUGGACCAAAUUAUGAGAUUGCUUUCACUGAAAAUACCUGCACUCUGAAAGUGCCAACUCUGAAGCUUUCAGACUCGGGCACAUACAAAUGUAAAGCAGUGAACAGUGCAGGAGCAGCAGAGACGUCUGCUUCCUUAGUUGUUAAAGAACCACCCUCUUUUGUGACAACACCUCAACCAGUGGAAGCCCUCCCAGGCACAAAUGUUACCUUUACAGCAACUGUUCAAGGAAGUACCCCAAUGAAACUGAAAUGGUUUAGAGGCAGUAAGGAAAUAGUGCCUGGAAGAAGCUGUGAGAUUGCAUUAAAAGGAGAUACUGCAGUUCUGGAGCUCUACAACAUUGACAAAUCUCAUGCUGGCGAGUACACUUGCCAGAUAAUCAAUGAUGCAGGGAAGGAAAACUGCCCUGUGAAUCUUUUUGUUAAAGAGGCUGCACACUUUGUCAAGAAGCUAAAGAACCUCUCAGUUGAAAUGGGCAAGUCACUGAUACUUGAAUGCACAUAUGCGGGGAGCCCAAAGAUUCUUGUGAAAUGGCAUAAAGAUGGCCAGGAGAUUUACUCCUCAUACAAGUACAACAUUACGACCACAGAGAGCUCCUGCAUACUGGAAUGUCUAAACAGCGAUAAAGAGGCUGCGGGGAAAUACACUUGUGAGGUUUCCAAUGAUGCUGGACACGACACUUGUGAAGCAGCAGUGUCCAUAUUAGAACCACCUUUCUUUAUUGAGAGUUUGGAGCCUAUGGAGGUCACUGCUGGGGAUGCAGUUUGCCUGAAGUGCCAGAUCGGUGGCACUCCUGAAAUUAAAGUAUCAUGGUUUAAGGCAGAUGGCAAAGUUCGUUCUUCUCCAACCUGCAAGAUGGAGUUCUUCAAAGGCACCGCCUGCCUAAAACUAGCUAAGGUUGCUAAAUCGGACAUUGGUGAAUACACAUGUAAGGCAGAAAACAGCAUAGGAUCUGCCACUUCCAGCUGCCACUUAACUGUACAAGAUGUGAAAACACCACCGUCUUUCCCCAAAAAGAUUACUAGCAUAAUGCAAAUUGAAGGACAGCCUGUCCAGUUUGAGUGUCGUGUUGCAGGAUCCUCUCCUAUGGAGGUCUCUUGGCUAAAAGAUGGUGAAGCUCUUAGGAGCGGCUCAGAAUACACAAUGUCUUUUGACGAUAACUCUGCUGUCCUAAACAUAGCCAAGGGUGAAAUGAGACAUUCUGGAGAAUACACUUGCGUUGCAACCAAUAGUGUUGGAAGUGCUUCUUGUAGAGCCAAACUUACACUUCAAGAGCCAAGAUAUCCACCUUUGUUUGAUAAAAAGCUUGUACCUGUGGACGUGUCAGUGGGCGAUACUGUCGAACUGGAAUGCCAUAUGACAGGAUCAAUGCCAAUAAAAGUCACUUGGUCCAAGGAUCACAAAGACAUCCGUACAGGGGGCAAUUAUAAGAUAUCCUGUGUGGAGAACACCCCCCAUUUGACUAUUUUGAAGGCUGAUAAGGCAGACUCUGGUCGGUAUUCGUGCCAAGCUAGUAAUGAUGUUGGAAAGGACACUUGUUCCACUGAGGUUUCUGUGAAAGAACGCAAAAUUCCACCUAGUUUUACCAAAAAGCCUUCAACAACUGUUGAGGACAUUGAGGGCAAAGUGGUGAAGAUCGAGAGCCGUGUAGCUGGAUCACAACCCCUGACUGUCAACUGGUAUAAAGAUGGGAGAGAAAUCUUCACUUCUGACUUUUAUGAUGUAACCUUCAAGAGCAGCCUGGCUGUCCUGUGCAUCAAAAAAUCUCAGCUGUCAGAUAGUGGCACAUAUAUGUGCAAAGCCACCAAUGAAGCUGGCACUGCCUCUUUUGAAGUGUCUGUUCACAUUACAGCACAAAAGGUUCCACCAAGCUUUGACUUGCCUCUUAAACCUGUGACUGUGAAUGAUGGUGAGACACUUACUCUCAGCUGCCAUGUACGUGGAUCUCCUCCUCUAAAGAUUCAGUGGAUGAAGGACAGGCGGGAGCUUUCUUCGUCUGCAAACACAAAGAUCACAUUUGUUGAUGGUACUGCCACAUUGGAGAUGACCCGUGUGUCUAAAACAGAUACUGGGGAUUAUCUUUGCAAAGCAACCAAUGAAGUUGGUAGUGAGUUCUGCAAGUCUAAAGUCACAAUCAAAGAGAAACCAGGUGCUCCUGCUCCAGCACAGGCGGCACCAUCACCACCACAGGAAGUUAAGAAAUUUGACAACUUGUUCUUCAUUGAGGUGCCAAAGAGUGUCCAUAUUGUUGAGAAGGGUACAGCUACCUUCAUUGCUAAAGUCGGUGGUGAUCCCAUUCCCAAUGUGAAAUGGAUGAAGGGAAAAUGGAGGCAGAUGACUCACGGUGGCCGCAUCAGUAUUGAACAAAAGGGCCAAGAAGCCAAGAUGGAGAUCAAAGAAGUGACCAAAUCUGACUCUGGCCAGUACAGAUGUGUCGCCUCCAACAAACAUGGAGAAAUUGAGUGCAGCACUGACUUGAAUGUUGAUGAGAAGAAAGAGACGACUGUAGAAAUGGUCAAACUGAAGAAGACACCAUCUAAGCAGAAAAGCCCUAAAGAGGAAAAGGAUAUUGACAUUGUUGAGUUGCUUAGGAAUGUUGAUCCCAAGGAGUAUGAGAAAUAUGCUCGCAUGUAUGGCAUCACAGAUUUCCGGGGUCUUCUUCAAGCUAUUGAGUUUUUGAAGAAGGAAAAAGAACUAGAAAGUGGAAGACCGGAAGGGGAAAUUGUUGCAAGAGAGUCUGAAGAGGAUUUGGCUAAACUUGUUGCUGAUUUGCAAAAGAGGAUGGAACAAACUGAGCCUGUCACUGUGGCACGUGACAUCACAGACCAGACAACUACAGUAAAGAAGGAAGCUGUGUUUGAAUGUGAGAUCAAGAUUAACUACCCCGAAAUCACUCUGUCCUGGUACAAAGGAACACAAAAACUUGACAGUGGCGACAAGUAUGACAUCAAAAUUGUGGGUGAUCGUCACAUCUUAAAAAUCAAGGACUGCCAGACAAGAGAUGAGGGCAAUUAUCGUAUUGUGUGUGGGCCACAUAUCUCCAGUGCCAAACUGACAGUGUUGGAAGCUGAGGUGGAAAAGCCUAUGCAGGAUGUAGCUGGUAAGGAAGGCCAGACAUGUACACUGACUUGCCAGUUGUCUGUACCUAAUGUAAAAACCCAGUGGUUUAGAAAUGGGAAACUUUUAGAGCCUCACAGCAGAUAUACAUGUGCUGUGGCCAAUUACACUCAGAAGCUCUCAAUCAAAGAUGUUAGGCCAGAAGAUCAAGGAGAAUAUACCUGCAAAUAUAAAAAUCUUGAAACGACUGCCAAUCUUUGGAUCGAAGCUGAGCAAAUACAUUUCACCAAACGCAUCCAGAACAUUGUGGUGCGAGAACAUCAGUCCGCCACUUUUGAGUGUGAGGUGUCUUUCGACAAUGCAGUUGUAACAUGGUAUAAGGACACUUGGGAGCUUAAAGAGAGCCCCAAAUAUACAUUCCGAAGUGAAGGGCGACGCCACUUCAUGAUCAUCCGCAAUGUUUCCUCUGCCGAUGAAGGCGUGUACUCGGUCAUUGUCAGAUUGGAGCCCAGGGGUGAGGCUAAAAGUACAGCUGAGCUUUACCUGUCAGGCAAAGAAAUUGAAAUAGAAAGGGUACCUUAUGACAUCCCAGAUACAUCAAUACAAGUGCCUGAGGCAGCUACAUUAACCAUUGAAGCGGAGUCUUCUAUGGAGUACUAUCAUUAUGAGGAAAAAAUGGAAACGCAAGAGUAUGUGAGCUGGGCAGAGGAGAGUGUUGUAGAGGAAAUAUCAUACACAGCUCCAAGGGUCCCGAUCGAAGAGUCUGUCACUAGAAAAACCAUGGGAAUGAGAGAGGAGGCUCGAACUACAGAAUUCGAGGAACCUGAACCAUCUAAGCCAGUGGAGCUAAUACCUGAAGUACCUGAGAAAGCCAAAAUGCCUGUGGAAGAAAUAGUUACUGCAGUUACAGUGCCAGAGCCAAUUGAACGCCCCUCAGCAAAAGUGCCACAGCCACCUGUGGCUCCAGCACCUAAACCUGAAGAGCCUAAAGCUGUACCAGUAGCUGAGCCCAAACCAGAACCAAAGCCUAAACCUGAAAUUAAGCCAGAGCCUAAGCCUACGCCGGUGAAGAAACCCGAGCCACCUCCAACCAAAGUUCUUGAAGAGGAAACGAAGCCAAAAACACCCAUUCAAGAACCGCCAAAGAAAGUGCCAGCUAAACCUGAGGAAGCCAUUGCGGUUCCAACUGAAGAACCUCCAAAGAAAGUUCUUGUAGAAGAAAAGAAACCAAAACCACCAGUUCAAGAACCACCAAAGACAUUGCCUACUAAACCCGAUGAAGCCAUUGCUGUUCCAAUUGAAGUACCUCCAAAGAAAGUUCUUGUGGAGGAAAAGAAACCAAAACCACCAAUUCAAGAACCCGCAAAGAAAUUGACAGCUAAGCCUGAUGAAACCAUUGCAGUUCCCAUUGAAGUACCUCCAAAGAAAGUACUUGUGGAUGAAAAGAAACCAAAACCAACCAUUCAAGAACCACCAAAGAAAUUGCCAGCUAAGCCUGAAGAAGCCAUUGCAGUUCCCAUUGAAGAACCGCCAAAAAAAGUUCUUGUGGAUGAAAAGAAACCAAAACCAACUAUUCAAGAACCACCAAAGAUAUUGCCAGCUAAGCCUGAUGAACCCAUUGCAGUUCCCAUUGAAGAAUCUCCAAAGAAAGUUCUUGUGGAGGAAAAGAAACCAAAACCACCAAUUCAAGAACCAUCAAAGAAAUUAUCAGCUAAGCCUGAUGAAACCAUUGCAGUUCCAACUGAAGAGCCUCCAAAGAAAGUUCUUGUGGAGGAAAAGAAACCAAAACCAGCAAUACAAGAACCACCAAAAAAAGUGUCAGCGAAACCUGAACAAGUCUUCACAGUAGAAGAACCUCCGAAAAAAGUGGCAGAACCAGAGAGGAAACCGUCACCUGAAAAGAUACCAGAGAAACCUGUUUCUGUGAAAGAAGUUGCACCCCCAAAAGUUGAAAAGAAACCAUCUCCAGAACCUGAAAGAAAGAAAGAACCUUUGCCAGUGCCUCAGGCAAAGACUGUUUCACCAGAAGUUAAAGAGGUCGAUAAGAAAGCUGAAGAUAAACUCGUCUCAAAGCCCAAGGAAGAGAAGAUAAUUCCAACAAAAGUACCUACACCUAAAGAACCAGAGAAACCAAAACCUGCUUCAAAAGAAGAACCAGUACCAAUUGUCGAACCAGUGGAAGAUGGUGAGAAGGAACCAGUUUCUGCACCUGGAGCAGUGAAGAAAGGCAAAGUUCUUAAAAUCAAGCAAGAAGAAGGACGAUUUGAAAUUCCCACAUUGAAGAAAGCUAAAAGGUUAUCUAAAGAUAAAGACGAAGAUCAAGAAAUGUUAAAACUGAAAAAAGUUCUCAAACCAGAAGAAGAGGAAUAUAAGGAAAGUCCAAAAGUGUAUGCCGAGGCUCGCAGAGAAGUUAUGAUAACUGAAAGUUAUGAGGCAGAAAUGCAUUUUGAGACUUAUGAAACUACCAAGAGGGAUGUGAAAAUUCAGCCUGAGGUUGACAAAAAGAGAUCUGCUGAACCUGACCGAGCACCACCUGAGAUAAAACCAGAAAGUGAAGUAGAAGACAAAGCAAAGAAAACAACAGUCGCAAGGGUUCCAAAAAAAAAUACACCAGAGGAGCCUGGCUUAGCACUAAAAAAGGUUAAAAAGUUACCAUUAGACACAGAAGAACCUGAACCUGUCAAAUUAAAGCCGUUUGAAAAACCUGUGAAACCGCAUCCUGAAACCCAGAAAGACACCAAAAAAGAUGAAAAAGGAAGAGAACCUGCAACUUUUGACAGAAGUAGGGAACCAAUUACUUUUCAGAAAGGAGAGCGGCCUGAAAAGGAUGAGAAGACAAAAGAACCAGAUGUGCCUGUGAAAAAAGAAAAGCCUUCUAUUCCUGACAAAAAGGAGCCAGAUGAAGUUGCUGUUAAAGUUGUAACCAGACCUGCAAAAGAUGAAGUCCCCACAGAGCCUAAAGAGAAAUUACUUAAGGGUAAAGGAAAAAUUCCAUCUAAAGACCAAGAGCCUGAGAAGGUUCAACUAAAACCCUUUGCGAAGAAACCUUCAGCUGGAUCACCAAAAGAAAAGGAGGCCCCAGAGCCAAAAGACAAAAAACCAAUUGAGUUGUCACCACUUAGUAGGGCACCAAAAGAUGAAAUUAAUAAAGAGCCAAGUAUUCCUACCAAAAGAGUUGACAGUCAAGAAACUCCAGACAAAACUAAAGAGGUUGAGAAGAUUCCAACUCCAGUCCCUGUAGAAGACAAAACGACACCUCCUAAAAAGGUUACCCCGAUAAAGAAGAUUGCACCCAAGGAAGAUGAGAAGAAGCCUAUUGUCAUCAAAAAAGGUGUUUUACCCAAGGAGGCUGAGGAGAAAGAAGAAAUAAAACUAAAACCAGUUGAACGUACAAAGAGUGGAAUAGAGCCUGAAAAGAUUCCUUCACCCAAGGUUGAGAAAACAAAGCCAUCAGAAUCAGUUCCUGUGCAGAGGAAGCCUAGUGAGGUUUUAACAAAAACACCAAAGACAAUUUCACCGAAAGACUCAACUGAAGCUGUUCUCUUGAAAAAAGUACCGCAUAAGAUUUCACCCAAGCAGGAAAAAUCUGAGGAAACUCCUCAUAUUUCUGAAGAAGACAAGAUACCAGUUCUGAAGGAGCUAUCUCCGGGAGCUGUAGAGUUAAGAAAAGUCUCAACUCAGUUUGAGGAAGAAGUGUUUGAAGAAGAGUUUGAAUAUGAAGCUGAAUAUGAAGAUGAAGAAGAAGAAGCAUGGGGAUGGGAGCUUGCUUCUCGAGACAGUUAUGGCUCAGAGGGCUCUGAAGAACAAUAUUUGGAGGAAGGUGCACUUGAGACUCCUGGGAUGCCAAGGGGUAGACGAGAGGGAAAGCCCAAAGAGGAAGCUGGAAGAGGCAGAGGCUUGAAACCAAAACAAACUCCUUCUCCUGGUGAAGGUGGAAAGGGUAGAGGGCUAAAGCCUGGCGCUGGUGGUGACAAACCUCCAGGAGAUUCACCAUUUGGUUUCCAGCUCAAAGCCGUCCCCUUGAAGUUUGUGAAGGAGCUCAAAGAUAUUGUGUUGCAGGAGGCUGAGUCGAUUGGCUCCUCUGCUGUAUUUGAGUGCCAGAUCUCUCCAUCUACUGCUAUCACCACCUGGAUGAAAGACGGAAGCAAUCUAAGGGAGAGUCCAAAGCACAAAUUCACAUCUGAUGGCAAAGAUCGCAAGCUGCAAAUCAUUGAUGUACAGCUUUCAGACACUGGAGAGUACACGUGUGUGGCAAAGCUUGGCAACAAGGAGAAGACCUCAACUGCUAAACUUAUUGUUGAAGAGUUACCAGUGAAAUUCACAAAGACUCUGGAGGAGGAAAUGUCUGUGAUUAAGGGACAGCCGAUGUACUUAACCUGUGAGUUGAGCAAGGACAGGGAUGUGGUUUGGAAGAAGAAUGGAAAAGAGCUCAAGCAAAUUGCUGGCAAAGUUCAAGUCAAUGUUAUUGGACUACAGCGAUCUGCAACGAUCCAGGACACCAAUGAUGAUGAUGCUGGUGUUUAUACUUGCGAGUGCGAAGACAUCAAGACCCAAGCCAACGUCAAAAUUAUAGAAAUAAUCAGAGAUUGGUUGACAAAACCUUUGAGGGACCAGCAUGUGAAACCAAAAGCUACCGCCACAUUCAAGUGUGAACUCUACAAGGACACUCCCAACUGGAAGUGGUUCAAGGGAGAUGAAGAAAUUCCCACUGACCCUACGAACAAGACUGAUGUGAAAAAAGAUGGCAAAGAGAUCACCCUUACAGUCAAAAAUGCUCAACCUGAUGACAUUGGAGAGUAUGCCAUAGAAGUUGAGGGCCGCAGAUAUACAGCAAAACUCACUCUCGGAGAGCGUGAAGCUGAGAUCCUGAAGCCACUUGCUAGCGUGGAGGUGGUUGAGAAAGGAGAAGCCAACUUUGAUACUGAAAUUUCUGAAGAUGAUAUUCCUGGAGAAUGGAAACUUAGAGGGCAGGUUCUGACAAGAUCACCGACAUGUGAUAUCAGAGCUGAGGGAAAUAAAAGAUUCCUUACUUUGAAAAAUGUUCAGCUUGACCAGGCUGGAGAGGUUUCUUACCAAGCUUUGAAUGCCAUGACCAGUGCAAUGCUAACAGUCAAAGAAAUUGAAAUGGACUUCACAGUCCCAUUGAGGGAUGUUACUGUGCAUGAAAAGAAACAGGCAAAGUUUGAGUGCACGAUCACGAAAGAUGUGCCAAAAGUAUUGUGGUUGAGAGGAUCUGAUAUUGUAACAUCAGACCAAAAAUAUGAUAUCAUUGAUGAUGGAAAGAAGCACAUGUUGGUCAUAAACCACUGUGAAUUUGAGGAUGAGGGAGAAUAUACUAUUGAGGUGUUGGGUAAAACAUCAACAGCCAAACUGACAGUUGAGGGCAUGCGGCUGAAAUUCGUCUCACCAAUAUCGGAUCAAACUGUAAAGGAAGGUAAAACGGCUCGGUUUGAGCUUGAACUAUCUCAUGACAAUGUACCGGUGACAUGGUACAAAAAUGAAACAAAACUGCAUCCGAGCAGAACUGUACUUACGCUUGCUGAUGGAAAGAAACAUAUAUUAGAAAUCAAGGAUGUCACACUAGAUGAUACUUGCCAAAUAAAAGCAGAAGCUAAAGGAAUAUCGACAACAGCAAACUUGACGGUGCUAGAGGGAGAUGCCUACUUCACAGUUAAACUACAAGAUUACACUGCAGUUGAGAAAGAUGAAGUCAAUCUUGACUGCGAGUUAAGCAAAGACGUACCCGUGAAGUGGUUCCACAAUGAGACUGAAAUUAAAGCCUCCAAGAUGGUUGCCAUGAAAGUUGAAGGAAAACGUAGAAUCCUAAACAUCAAGAAGGUUGAGGACAAAGACAAAGGUUUAUUUGUUUGCGACUGUGGAACAGACAAGACUUCAUCCACACUGAACAUUGAAGCCCGUGACAUCAAAGUGGUGCGACCAAUGUAUGGUGUUGAGCUCUUCGAUGGUGAGACGGCCCGUUUCGAAGUGGAAAUUUCUGAAGAUGAUGUCCAUGGCCAAUGGAAACUGCAAGGAGAAGUUCUCUCUCCAUCACCUGAUGUUGAAAUCAUUGAAGAUGGUGCCAAACACACCUUAACUUUGUACAACUGCAAAGUGCCUCAGUCUGGAGAGGUUUCCUUCCAGGGUGCCAAUGCAAAGUGUUCUGCAAAUCUAAAAGUGAAAGAGCUUCCAAUUUCAUUUGUAACACCUUUGGCUGAUGUGCAUGUAUAUGAGAAAGAUGAAGCACGGUUUGAGUGUGAGAUCUCAAGACAACCGAAGAGCUUCCGCUGGAUGAAAGGAUCUCAAGAGAUUAAGACUGAUGAUAAAUUUGAAGUGCUUCAGGAGGGCAAGAGACACAUUCUGGUAGUUAAAGCUGCUGCCUAUGAAGACGAGGCAAAGUACAUGUUUGAAGCUGAGGACAACAGAACAUCUGCCAAACUUGUUAUCCAGGGCAUUCGUCUGGAGUUUGUCAGACCCAUUAAAGAUGUCACCGUUAAAGAGCGUGAAACUGCAGAGUUCAGCAUUGAACUCUCCCAUGAGAAGGUUCAAGUCACCUGGUAUAAAAACGAUGUUCGUCUGCAUCCAAGCAAAGUGGUGCACAUGUCUGAGGAUGGCAAGAUUCAUACUCUGUCCUUCAAAGAGGUGUCUAUUGACGACACAUCUCUUAUUAAAGUUGAGGCUCUUGGAAAAACCUGUGAGGCAAUGCUCACUGUACUUGAGGGAGAACCUUACUUUACCACCAAGUUGCAGGAUUACACUGCAGUCGAGAAGGAUGAGGUUGUCCUGAUGUGUGAAGUGAGCAAAUCAUCUGCUCAAGUGAAAUGGUUCAAAGAUGGCAACGAGAUCACUCCCUCUAAGAACGUCCUCAUCAAGGCUGAUGGAAAGAAGCGUAUCCUGACAGUAAAGAAGGCAGAAAAGGGAAACAUUGGCGAAUAUGUAUGUGACUGUGGCUCUGACAAAACCGCAGCCAGACUUAACAUUGAAGAACGUGACAUUAAGAUUGUGCGUCCACUGUACAGUGUGGAGGUCACAGAGACAGAGACUGCUCGCUUUGAAACUGAAAUCUCUGAGGAAGAUGUUCAUGGUCACUGGAAACUCAAAGGAGACGCCCUGCACCAGUCACCUGACUGUGAAAUUAAGGAGGAAGGCACCAAACACAUGCUUAUCCUUUACAAUGUUCGCAUGGACAUGGCUGGUGCUGUGGACUUCAGUGCUGCUAAUGCUAAAUCCAAAGCUCAGCUCAGAGUUAAAGCACGAGUGAUAGGCCUCUUGAGGCCUCUCAAGGAUGUAACAGUGACAGCGGGAGAAACUGCAACCUUUGACUGCGAACUGUCUUAUGAGGGCAUACCUGUGGAAUGGUUCCUAGGGGGUACAAAGCUGGAACCAAGUGACAGAGUGGUGACCCGGGCUGAAGGCAAAUCUCACACGCUAACCCUUAGGGAUGUGAAGCUGACAGAGGCAGGGGAAGUAAAACUCACUGCCAAAGACUUCCUGACACAGGCUCAGCUCAUUGUAAAUGAACCACCAGUUGAAUUCACCAAACCUCUGGAGGACCAGACUGUAGAAGAGGAAGCUACUGCUGAAUUAGAGUGUGAAGUCUCCAAAGAGAAAGCAGAGGUCAAGUGGUUUAGAGAUGGACAAGAAAUUCGCAAAACCAAAAAGUAUGACAUGAUCGCUGAUGGCUGUAAAAGAAAACUAGUUAUCCAUGACUGCACACUUGAUGACUCAAAGACAUAUACCUGUGAUGCUAAGCAUUUCAAGACUUCAGCCUUCUUAAAUGUUGAGCCUCCACAUGUUGAGUUCACAAAACCACUCCAUGAUGUUGAGGUCAAAGAGAAGGAAUCUGCCAGAUUUGAAUGUGAAGUGUCUCGUGAGAGUGCGAAGGUUCGCUGGUUCAGAGAUGGCAAUGAAAUCAGAAAAGGCAAGAAAUACGAGAUGAUUUCUGAAGGAGUAAAACGCAUUCUCAUCAUAAGCAAGUCUGUCUUUGAUGAUGAAGCAGAAUAUGAAUGUGAUGCCAGGACCUCCAAAAGCUCCGGCAUGCUGACUGUCAUUGAGGAGGAGGCUAGAUUCACAAAGAACUUGGCUAAUAUUGAAGGCACUGAAACCGACAGCGUUAAACUGAUUUGUGAGGUUUCCAAACCCAGUGCAGAGGUUACAUGGUACAAAGGUGACCAAGAAUUGCCUGAAGUUGGUAGAUAUGAGCAUAUUACAGAUGGCAAAAAGAGAAUCCUUAUUAUUAAGGGCCUCCGUAUGGAUGAUGCUGGAGAGUACCACUGUAAACUGCCCACCUCACAAACCACAGGAAACCUGAGGAUUAAUGAACUUGCCGCUGAGUUCAUUGCCAGGCCUCAAAACCAAGAGGUGGUUGAAGGUGAAAAGGCACAAUUUGUGUGCUCUGUCUCCAAAGACACAUAUGAAGUAAAAUGGCUCAAAGGGAAAAUAGAACUUCAGUCAGAUGACAAAUAUGAAAUUAUUGCUGAGGGCAAAAAGAGAGUUCUUAUUGUCAAAAACUGUGAACUCAAAGAUGAGGGAGGCUUUGUUGUCCUCAUUGGAACCACAAGAGCUUCAGCUGAUUUGACUGUUCUUGAAAAGCUGAGGAUUAUUACCCCUCUUAAAGACACAAAGGCAAAUGAAGGACAAGAGACUGUGCUCAAUUGUGAAGUCAACACUGAAGGGGCCAAGGCCAAAUGGCUAAAGAAUAACGAGACAUUAUUUGAAAGCAGCAAGUUCAUCAUGGUUCAGAAGGACAAUGUUUUCUCUCUGAGGAUCAAAGACACCCAAAAGUCAGAUGAGGCCAACUACACCAUUACACUGACCAACCAGCGUGCUGAACAAGCAAAGAGCUCUGCCAACAUCACUGUGCAUGAGGAAGAUCUUAGAAUUGUUGUUCCUCCUGAGGAUGUUGACACGCAGGAGAAAAAGGCCAUCAGUUUCACUUGCAAGGUGAACAGACAAAACGUAACUGUACAGUGGAUGAAAGCAGGCCAGGAAAUUACUUUUAGCAAGAGAAUUCUGUAUCGCGUGGACAAGGAAAAGCACACUUUGAUAAUCAAAGACUGCAGCCUUGCAGAUGAAGGAGAAUACACUGUAAUUGCUGGUGCUGACAAGGCCACAGCCGAACUGAUCAUCAGUGAAGCUCCCACUGACUUCACCGCUCAGCUCACUGACCAAACCAUCACUGAGUUUGAGGAUGCUGAAUUCACUUGUGAACUUACUAAAGAGAAGGCUGAAAUCAAAUGGUACAGAGAUGGCAGGGAGAUCCGAGAAGGUCCCAGGUACCAAUUUGAGAGAGAUGGCAAAACAUGCAGACUGCGUAUAAAGGAGUGCAGACCCGAUGAUGAGUGUGAAUAUGCAUGUGGUGUGGAUGAGAAGAGAACCAGAGCUCGUCUCUUUGUCGAGGAGACCCCGGUGGAGAUUGUUAGACCACCCACAGAUGUGUUUGAGCCACCAGGCUCAGAUGUUGUAUACGAAGUUGAGCUUAACAAAGACAGAGUUGAGGUCAAAUGGCUGAGGAACAACAUGACCAUUGUUCAAGGUGAUAAGUACCAGAUGAUGAGCGAGGGUAAGAUUCACAGGCUUCAAGUGUGUGAAAUUAGGCCACGUGAUCAAGGCGAGUACAGAGUCAUUGCCAAGGACAAAGAUGCUAGAGCAAAGCUUGAGCUUGCUGCUGUACCAACAAUUAAAACAUUGGAUCAAGACCUGGUGACAGAUGCUGGAAAGCCUUUUGUUAUGGGGGUUCCAUACAACGCUUAUCCCCAUGCAGAGGCUGAGUGGUUCUACAAUGACGUCAGUCUUCCAAAAGACAAUAUUCACACCUCUAUUGAUAGGACAGAAUACAGGCUUAAGGACCCUAAGAAAUCAGAAGAGGGACGCUAUAAAAUCAUUGUCCAGAACAAACAUGGAAAAGGAGAGGCUUUCAUAAACCUCAAAGUUAUUGAUGUACCUGGGCCUGUGAAGAACCUUCAGGUUGUUGACACUGCUGAUGGUGAGAUCAGCAUCGCUUGGGAGGAGCCAGAAAGUGAUGGUGGCAGCAAGAUCUUGGCUUAUGUGGUAGAGAGACGUGAUGUUAAACGUAAGACUUGGACUCUGGCCACUGACUGUGCCGACAGCACAGAGUACACUGUAACUGGCUUGCAGAGAGACUCCAAGUACCUGUUCCGUGUCUGUGCACGCAACCGAGUUGGAAGUGGGCCUAAUGUUGAGACAGAUAAAGCUGUUCAAGCAAAGAAUAAAUUUGAUGUUCCUGAUGCACCACAGAAUGUUAUUGUUGGAAAUGUCAACAAGUUUGGUGCCACAGUUUCUUGGGAACCACCUCUGUUCGAUGGUGGAUCUGAAAUCACAUCAUACAUUAUUGAACUCCGUGACAGAACUUCUGUGGUCUGGGCUCCAGUUAUGGUGACCAAGCCACAUGAACGUUCAGCCAUCAUUAAUGAUGUUAUUGAAAACAAAGAGUACAUCUUCCGUGUUAAGGCUGAGAACAAGGCUGGAAUUGGGAAACCAAGUGCUGCUACUAACCCAGUGAAGAUCAUGGACCCCAUUGAGAGGCCAAGCCCUCCCCUGAAUCUGACUCAUUCUGAACAGACUAAGGACUCCUGUUUGUUGACAUGGGAGACUCCCUUAAAAAAUGGCGGCACAGCUAUCACUGGCUACAUCAUUGAGAGAUGUGAAGAAGGUACAGACAAGUGGCUCAGGUGUAAUGCCAGGCUUUGUCCAGACCUGCUCUACAGGAUGUCAGGCCUGAAGUUUGGGAAAAAAUACAGCUAUAGAGUACUUGCUGAGAAUGCAGCAGGGCAGUCUGACCCCUCAAACAUUGUUGGACCGGUGCUGGCAGAUGAUCCACACUAUGCACCCACUCUUGACUUGAGUGCUUUUAAGGAUGGUCUGGAAGUUUUUGUCCCCAACCCUCUCUCAAUCCGUGUCCCUAUCACUGGGUACCCCAUUCCCACUGCAAAGUGGACGUUUGGUGAAAAUGCACUUACAGCUGGUGACCGUGUAUCUAUGGUCACAAAGUCAACCUUCACAGAGCUUGUUAUAACACCAAGUGUGCGCGCUGACAAAGGCACAUACUCUUUGACCCUGGAAAAUGAUGUGACCAGUGUAUCAGGAGAGAUUGAAGUUAAUGUCAUUGCAUCUCCAAGUGCCCCCAAAGACUUAAAGGUUGCAGAGGUAACCAGAAAGCAUGUCCAUUUGAUGUGGGAGGCACCUGAACAUGAUGGAGGCAGUCCAAUCACUGGCUACCAGGUUGAGAAACGUGAAGUGUCCAGGAAGACAUGGGUGAAAGUGAUGUCUGGUUUGCAAGACCAGGAAUAUACAGUCACAGAUGUUGUUGAGGGCAAGGAAUACUUGUUCAGAGUAAUUGCUUGCAACAAAUGUGGACCAGGUGAACCUGCCUACAUUGAGGAUCCAGUGAAUGUGUCUUCACCUGCAACUGUACCAGACCCACCAGAAAACCUUAAAUGGAGAGACAAGUCUGCUAGCAAGAUCUUCUUGUCAUGGGAGCCACCCAAGUGGGAUGGUGGAACUGCUAUCAAAGGUUAUAUUAUUGACAAAUGUCAACGAGGCACUGACAAGUGGGAGCCAUGUGGAGACCCGGUGCCUGAGCUUAAGUUUGAAGUUACUGGUCUCAUUGAGGGACAGUGGUAUGCUUAUCGUGUGCGGGCUUUGAACAAACUGGGUGCUAGUAAGCCUUGUAAGUCAACAGAUGAGAUCUUGGCUGUUGAUCCUAAAGAGCCUCCUGAGAUUCAGCUGGAUGCAAAACUGCUAGCUGGUCUGACCGCUAAAGCUGGCACAAAGAUUGAACUCCCUGCUGACAUCACUGGUAAGCCAGAGCCUAAAGUCAAAUGGACCAAGGCUGACCUAGUCCUGAAGCCAGAUGACAGAAUCACCAUUGAUACCAAGCCUGGCCAUUCAACUGUGUCCAUCGCUAAGACCAAGAGGGAUGACACAGCCACAUAUAUCAUAGAGGCAGUCAACAGCAGUGGCCGUGCAACUGCAACUGUGGAUGUCAACAUUUUAGAUAAGCCUGGUCCUCCAGCUGCCUUCGACAUCUCUGAAAUUACCAAUGAGUCCUGCUUGUUGGCUUGGAAUCCUCCAAGAGAUGAUGGUGGCUCAAAGGUGACCAACUAUAUUGUUGAGAGGAAAGCUGUAGACAGUGAAAUCUGGUACAAGCUGUCCUCCACUGUGAAGCAGACCACCUACAAGGCCACCAAGCUUGUGGCUUUCAAGGAGUACAUCUUUAGGGUGUAUGCUGAAAAUCAGUUUGGCAUUGGUGCCCCAGCUGAACAUGCCCCAAUAACUGCCAGAUACCCAUUCGAUACCCCUGGUCCUCCAUACAAAUUGGAACCAUCUGAUAUUGCAAAGGAUGCUGUAACUCUGUCCUGGUAUGAGCCUGAUGAGGAUGGUGGAAGUCCUAUUACUGGAUACUGGGUAGAAAGAUAUGAGCCUGACCAUGACAAAUGGAUCAGAUGCAACAAGCUGCCUAUCAGGGAUACAAACUUUAGAGUGAAAGGACUACCCACAAGAAAGAAGUAUAAGUUCCGUGUUUUGGCAGAGAAUCUUGCUGGACCUGGAAAACCAAGCAAAGAGACGGACCAAAUUUUAAUUAAAGAUCCAAUUGAUCCCCCAUGGGCUCCUGGUAAGCCCACUGUUAAGGAUGUAGCCAAAACCUCUGCUUUCCUGCAAUGGACAAAGCCUGAACAUGACGGUGGUGCAAAGAUCGAGUCUUACGUUAUUGAGCUCCUCAAGAGUGGAACUGAUGAGUGGGUUCGUGUAGCUGAUAAUGUCCCCUUUCUGGAGUACUUCCUGAAGGGAUUGAUGGAAAAGCAAGAGUACUCAUUCCGUGUCAGAGCUGUCAACGUAGCAGGCGAGAGUGAACCCAGUGAACCAAGUGAUCCAGUGCUCUGCAAGGAGAGACUCAAUCCUCCAUCACCACCAAGAUGGCUUCUAGUAGUUUCUAGUAGCAGGAACAGUGCUGAACUGAAAUGGACAGCACCUGAGCGAGAUGGUGGCUCUCCAAUCAUAAACUACAUUGUUGAGAAGAGAGACGUCAGGCGCAAAGGCUGGCAGGCUGUGGACACCACUGUAAAAGAGCUGAAGUACACUGUCACCCCACUGAAUGAAGGAUCUCUAUAUGUGUUCCGUGUUGCUGCUGAAAAUGCUGUAGGACCGAGUGAAUUUUGUGAACUUGAAGACUCUGUUCUUGCCAAGGAUACUUUUAGUACCCCUGGACCUCCAUAUAAUCUGACUAUCACUGAAGUUUCCAAGACUCAUGUUGAUCUGAAAUGGGACGCACCUCAGAAUGAUGGUGGAAGACCUGUUUUGAGAUAUGUCAUUGAGAAGAAGGAGAAACUUGGUACCCGUUGGGUGAAAUCUGGAAAGACUUCGGGUCCUGACUGCCAUUACAGAGUGACUGAUGUAAUUGAGGGCACUGAAGUGCAGUUCCAGGUCUCCGCUGAGAACGAGGCUGGAGUUGGUCACCCAAGUGAACCUACUGACAUUGUAGUCAUCGAGGAUCCAACAGGCCCACCAUCACCACCACAGGAAUUGCAUAUCACAGAGGCAGCAAGAGAUCAUAUCUGUAUUGCCUGGAAGGCACCAGAAAAGAAUGGAGGAAGUCCCAUUAUUGGUUACCAUAUUGAACUAUGUGAGGCUGGAACAGAGAAGUGGAUGAGAGUCAACUCUCGUCCUGUCAAAGAGUUAAAAUACAGAGCAGGAGAUGAAGAGGGAAUUGUUCCUGAAAAAGAGUAUACCUUCAGAGUUCGUGCUGUUAACUCUGUGGGUGCCAGUGAGCCAUCUGACAUUUCUGAGAAUGUAUUUGCCAAAGAUUCUGACUGUAGCCCAACGCUAGACUUCCAGACCAAGGAUCUUGUUGUUGUAGAAGGUGAAAAGAUGCACCUCCCAAUUCCAUUUAGGGCUGUGCCAUCACCAAAGAUUACGUGGCACAAAGAUGGAAGUGAAAUGAAGGCUGAUGAAAGAACCUUCUUCAGAGCUGAGUACACAUCCUGCCAUCUGGAAGUUCCAAACUGCUUACAUGCUGAUGCUGGCCAAUACAAAGUUACCUUGGAAAACAGAAAUGGUUCCACUAGUGGAACAAUCAAUGUUAAAGUUAUUGGUCUUCCUGGACCAUGUAAAGAUAUUGUUGCUAGUGAGAUUACCAAGAGCACCUGCAAGGUAUCCUGGGAACCUCCAGACUAUGAUGGUGGUAGCCCUAUUCUCCACUACGUGCUGCAGCGCAGAGAAGCAGGCAGGAGAACCUAUGUCAAUGUUAUGUCUGGAGAAAACAAAGUGAGUUGGCCUGUAAAGGAUCUCAUUCAGAAUGGAGAGUACUACUUCCGUGUCAGAGCCGUCAACAAGAUUGGUGGGGGUGAAUUUAUUGAGCUUCGCAACCCUGUAAUUGCAGAAGAUCAGAAACAACGUCCUGAUCCACCAGUUGAUGUGGAAACCCACAACCCAACAUCUGAGAGUGUUACCCUUACCUGGAAGCCUCCCAUGUAUGAUGGUGGAAGCAAAAUUAUGGGUUACAUUCUUGAGAAGAUGAUGAAAGGGGAGGAGAACUUCCAGAGAUGCAAUGACUUCCUUGUGCCAGUGUUGUCUUAUACUGUUAAGGGGUUGACGCAUGAAAAACAAUAUCAGUUCCGAGUUCGUGCAGAGAAUGCAGCUGGUGUCAGUGAUCCUUCUCGCAGUACACCUUUUAUCAAAGCCACAGAUGCAACUGAUCGUCCAAAGGUAUUCCUUAGCGGUAGUCUACAAUCAGGCUUGGCUGUGAAACGAGGUGAAGAAAUCAGAUUGGAUGCCAACAUCUCUGGAUUUCCUUACCCCCAAAUUACAUGGAUGAGGAACAAUGCAACAAUUUGGCCAGAACCACUAAAGAAAAGGCCAGAAAGGCCCAUUAAGAAGAAGAAGGAGAAGGAAAAGGAAAAAGAAAAGGAGGAAAAGAAGGAGGAGGGAGCAGAAAAGAAAGAGGCAGAUGCAGAAAAGAAGGAGGAAGACAAAGAGGUAAAGGAGGAGGACAAAGAAAAGAAAGAGGAAAAGGAGGAGGAAGAAAAGGAAAAAGAAAAGGAGGUGGAGGAACCCGAAGAGCCUGAAGAAGAAUACCAUCCAAGCUUAAAUGAACGUCUUACCAUUGAAUCAAAGAGAAAGGGUGAAUCCUAUAUUAUUAUAAAAGAUACUAUCAGAGGCGAUCAUGGUGUUUUCACAAUAAAAGUGGAAAACGAACAUGGAAUUGCCUCUGCCUCCUGUGAAGUUAAUGUCCUUGAUACUCCUGGACCUCCAGUAAAUUUCAAAUUUGAAGAGAUAAGGAAGAACUCCAUCCUCUGUAAGUGGGAUCCUCCUCUGGAUGAUGGUGGUAGUGAAAUCCUUAACUACAUAUUGGAGAGAAAAGAUAACUCCAAGGCUGAGCUUGGAUGGAUCACUGUAACAUCCAUCCUUAGAGGAUGUAAAUUUCUUGUGCCAAAACUUAUUGAGGGCAAAGAGUACCUAUUCCGGGUCACUGCAGAAAAUAAAUAUGGUCCUGGAAAACCAUGCAUCACCAAACCUGUCAUUGCAAAGAAUCCAUUCGAUCCUCCAGAUGCACCGGAGAAACCUGAAAUUAAGGAUGUCACAGCCAGCAGCAUGUGUGUUACCUGGUUAGAACCCAAUGACAAUGGCAGCCCCAUUGAGGGAUACUGGGUAGAGAAACGAGAAAUUAACAGCACACACUGGGCAAGAGUCAAUCGCACUAUAGUUCCUGAUUUGGAAAUAAAUGUAGAAGGCCUUCUGGAGGGUCUGACUUAUAUUUUCAGAGUAUGUGCAGAAAAUAUAGCUGGACCUGGAAAGUUCAGCCCCCCAUCAGAACCAAAAACAGCACAGGCACCAAUCAUGCCCCCUGGUCCACCAAUUCCAAGAAUUGUUGACACCUCAGACUAUUCAAUUGACAUUGAAUGGGAUCCUCCUGCAGACAAUGGUGGUGCAGAGGUCUUUGGUUAUCAUGUUGACAAACUUGUUGCUGGUACCAAGGACUGGUCACGGGCUACAGAGAGACCUCACAAAACCCGCACAUUUACAGUAUAUGGUGUUAGAGAAGGGGCUAAAUACAUUGUCCGUGUUGUGGCAAUCAAUUGUGCUGGUGAAGGAGAACCUGGUUUGACUGAUGCAGUAAUUGUGAGAAACCCUGCAGAGGUUCCAGUCAUCGAGCUUGAUAUCUCUGUGAGAAAUGGUGUUGUUGUUCGAGCUGGAGAAAUGCUGAGAAUUCCGGCACAUGUGACUGGUAGACCUCCUCCAGCUUUGAAAUGGACAAAGGAUGAUGGUGCAUUAGAAAAAGAUCGUAUGGAGGUUGAAGAAGUUGGACAGGACAGCACUGUUGUCAUCAAAACGACAAAAAGAAGUGAUCAUGGCAAAUACCAAAUCCAAGCAGCAAAUCCAAGUGGUAUUAAAUCUGCAUGGACCAGGGUUGAAGUCAUGGAUGUUCCUGGACCAGUUCUUGAUCUGAAACCUGUUGUGGUUACCAGAAAACUUAUGAUGUUAAAUUGGUCAGAUCCUGAUGAUGAUGGUGGUAGUGAUGUGACAGGGUUUAUCAUUGAAAGGAGGGAACCAAAGAUGCACACAUGGAGACAACCCAUUGAGACACCUUCAUCUAAAUGUGAGAUUGUAGGUAUUAUUGAAGGACAGGAAUACAUUUUCCGUGUUGUGGCUAAGAACAAGUAUGGAUGUGGACCUCCAGUCGAUCUUGGACCCAUCCGUGCUGUGGAUCCACAGGGUCCACCAACUUCUCCUGAAAAGUUCCACUAUACAGAGAGAACCAAGUCCUCUGUUACAAUUGAAUGGAGGCCACCCCGUAAUGAUGGUGGUAGUCCAAUCAUUGGCUACAUCAUUGAGAAAAAGCGACAAGAUCAACCAGCCUUCCAGCGGGUCAACCCAGAGCUGUGUACUGCUCAAAUUAUGACUGUUGACAACCUAGAUGAGCUGCAUAUGUAUGAGUUCCGUGCAAAGGCUGUCAAUGCGUUUGGUGAAAGUGAGCCUUCAAUAACCAUGACUGUUGUCAUUCAGGAUGAUGAAGUGGCUCCAAGUUUGCAUAUGCUGAAACACUUCAAGGGUGAUUUGAUUCGAGUAAGGAAAAAUGAGCCUAUUGAGAUACCUGCAGAAGUCACUGGUCUCCCAAUGCCAAAGAUUGAAUGGCUAAAGGAUGACGUUGUUAUCGACAAGCCUACUGAGAAACUUCUAUUAGAAACCAAAGAGAUUGACAGAGUGACAUCACAUACAAAACUCUCCAUCCCUGGUGUUACAAGACUAGACAAGGGCACAUACACUGUUACUGCCUCCAAUCGUUUGGGAACACUAAGUCAUUCUGUCACAGUGGAAGUGUUGGAUCGCCCAACGCCACCAAGAAAUAUUGCUGUUUCAAACAUCAAAGCUGAAUCUUGCAACCUUAAGUGGGAUGCCCCACUGGAUAUAGGUGGCAGUGAGCUUACCAACUACAUUGUUGAGAUGAAAGACCUUAAUGUUGAAGAUCCUGAAAAGGCUGAGUGGGUGCAGGUUACUAACUCUAUUAUUGAAAAGCGAUAUGAGGUGUGGAACCUGGUAACUGGUGGCAACUAUAAGUUCAGGGUUAAAGCUGAGAACAAGUAUGGAAUAAGUGAGGCAUGUGAAACAGAGGAGGUUCAGAUUAAGGAUCCUUCUGCUCUGCCUGGCCCUCCUGAGAAGGUCACAAUUGCAGAGCGCUCCAAGACAAACAUGCUAUUGACAUGGGAACCACCUAAGGACAGUGGUGGUUCCAUGAUUACCGGCUACUGGCUUGAGAAGCGUGAAAAAGGCACUUCCUAUUGGUCUCGUGUAAAUAAGAUCCUGGUUUCAAAACGUGGCAUGAAAGGCUGGGAAUACCAGGUUACACGUCUCUUUGAGGGAGUAGAGUAUGAAUUCCGUGCAAUGGCUUGCAACUCUGCUGGCAUUGGGCCACCUAGUGCCAUCUCUGAGUCUGCCGUUGCUGACGAUCCCCUGACUCCACCUAGCAUGCCUGCAGCUCCUGAGAUUGCUGACAAAACAAAGCAUAGUGUCACCCUUGCAUGGACCCCACCAGCUAAAGAUGGUGGCCGCCCUAUCAAGGGUUACAUUAUUGAGAUUCAAGAUGAAGGCACCUCUGAGUGGGCCAGGGUCAAUGAUGCUGAAAAUCUACAUCCUUCUACUGUGUUCACCAUUCCAAACCUCCCAGAACUCAAGAAAUACAGAUUCAGAAUCAUUGCAGUCAAUGAAAUAGGGGAGUCUGAGCCUAGUCCCAGAACCAGUGAAGUUCGCAUUGAAGAUAUUAAAACUGCACCUAAGAUCUUCAUGGAUAUCAGUGCUGAUGAACUGCUGUGUAUUCGGGCUGGAACUCCAUUUAAGAUUCCAGCUACCAUCACAGGACGUCCCGCUCCUAAAGUUACAUGGGAAUUUGAUGGAAAAGCAAAGACAGAAAAGAAAGAUCGUCUCCAUAUUUUACCAGUAGAUUCACAGGUUGAAUCUACUGAUACCACUUCAGUUGUUACAGUUCCUGUGAGUUUGAGAAGCCAUUCUGGCAGGUAUACAAUUACAGCAAAGAACAAAUCAGGACAGAAACAUGUCAACGUCAGAGUAAACGUGCUAGAUGUUCCUGGAGCACCUAAAGAUCUUAAAGUUACUGAUGUCACCAGAACCACAAUGAGACUCAUUUGGAAGCUGCCAGAUAAUGAUGGUGGAGAGAGAAUCAAGAGUUAUUUUAUUGAGAAGAAGGCUGUUAAUGGCAAGGCUUGGACAGUUGCCAACGCUACUUGUGCCAGCAUGGCCUUUGUCGUGUCUAACCUCCUUGAGGGACAGGACUACUUUUUCCGUGUUCGUGCGGAGAAUCGCAUUGGCUUUGGACCAUUUACAGAGACCACAGAACCUGUUCGGGCUAGGGAUCCUAUUUAUCCUCCUGAUCCUCCAACCAAGGUUAAAAUUAACCUUGUUACCAAAAACACUGUUACUCUUUCUUGGGUGCCUCCAAAGAAUGAUGGUGGUGCACCAGUAAAGCAUUACAUUAUUGAACGUCUGAGCUGGGACACAAGUGGUCCACAGAAAGAGACUUGGAAACAGUGCAACAAGAGAGAUGUUGAAGAGACUACCUUCAUCAUUGAAGACCUUAAAGAGGGUGGCGAGUAUGAGUUCCGCGUUAAAGCUGUAAAUGAAGCUGGUGCAAGCAGACCUUCUGUUACCGCUGGACCAAUUGUCAUUAAGGACCAGACCUGUGCUCCAAGUAUUGAUCUCAGAGAGGCUUUGGAAGGCGCAGAGGGAUUUGAUGUCAACAUUGUUGCCAGGAUUCAAGGCUGUCCAUUCCCAUCUCUUGUCUGGCACAAAGCUCCACAAGACAAGCCUGAUGACAAAGUUCCUGUACAGUAUGACAAACAUGUCAAUAAACUUGUCUCUGAUGAAAAAUGCAGCCUGUUUAUCCAGCAGUCAAAGAGAGAUGACAGCGCAAUGUACACUCUCACAGCAACCAACAGCUUGGGCACAGCCACCAAGAGCAUUAAGCUCAGCGUUUUGGGACGUCCUGGUGUACCUGUAGGACCAAUUAAGAUUGGGGAGAUUUUUGCUGAAAGGAUUGGCCUCUCCUGGAAUCCACCAACAGAUGAUGGUGGUUCAAAGAUCACAAACUAUGUUGUUGAAAAGCGUGAGGAAAACAGAAAAACAUGGGUCCAUGUCUCUAGUGAUCCGAAGGAAUGCCAAUACACAGUUCAAAGGCUAACAGAGGGUCAUGAAUAUGAGUUCCGUGUUAUGGCUCAAAAUAAAUAUGGAGUUGGACCACCUUUGUACAGUGAACCAGAGAAAGCACGAAAUCUCUUUACUGUGCCUGGCCAAUGUGAGAAGCCAACUGUAACAGAUGUUUCAGCUGAAUCAAUGACGGUUAAUUGGGAUGAGCCAGAAUAUGAUGGCGGCUCUCCUGUAACUGGCUACUGGCUAGAGCGCAAGGAAACUACAGGCAAGCGCUGGACAAGAGUGAACCGUGAACCUAUCCGAAUUAGGACUCUAGGGGUUUCACAUAUUGUGACGGGACUCUUGGAGGGAGCGAUCUACCAGUUCCGUGUUAUUGCAAUAAAUGCAGCUGGAUGUGGCCUACCUAGUUUGCCUUCAGAUAUUGUUGCAUGUAGAGACCCUAUAGCACCUCCAGGUCCUCCAACGCCAAAAGUAACAGAUUGUACCAAGUCAACUGUUGAUCUUGAAUGGAUUCCUCCUCUUAAUGAUGGUGGAUCUAUGAUCACCGGUUAUUUUGUGGAGUACAAACAAGAGGGGCAAGAGGAAUGGGAGAAGGUUAAAGACAAGGAAAUCAGAGGCACCAAGUUUGUUGUUCCUGGACUUAAAGAGCUUGGACUUUAUAGAUUUAGAGUGAGAGCUGUAAAUUCUGCCGGUGUUGGAGAACCUGGUGAAGUUGCUGAUGUGAUUGAAGUCAAGGACAGGACAAUCCCCCCAGAGGUAGACCUGGAUGCAACUGUCAAGGAAAAGAUUGUUGUUCAUGCUGGUGGGGUGAUCCGCAUCCUAGCCUAUGUUUCUGGAAAGCCUGCCCCAGAGAUUAUUUGGAAUAGAGAUGAUGCCGAAUUGCCAAAGGAGGCUGCUGUUGAGACAACUUCUAUAAGUUCAGCUUUAGUUAUCAAAAGUUGCAAGAGACAACACCAAGGCAUUUAUACCCUAACUGCUAAGAAUGCAGGAGGAGAAAGGAAAAAAGCAGUCAUUGUUGAAGUAUUGGAUGUUCCUGGUCCUGUUGGUCUACCCUUCUCUGGUGAGAAUCUCACCAAUGACUCUUGUAAAUUGACUUGGUACUCCCCUGAAGAUGAUGGUGGCUCAGCUAUCACCAACUAUAUAAUUGAGAAAAGAGAAGCUGACCGCAGAGGCUGGACUUCGGUGACAUAUACUGUUACAAGACAUAAUGCUGUUGUCCAGGGUCUUAUUGAUGGAAAGGGUUACUUCUUCAGAAUUGCAGCUGAAAAUAUCAUUGGAAUGGGUCCAUUUACUGAGACAUCAGCUCCAGUCGUCAUCAAGGAUCCACUCUCUGUACCUGAGCGCCCUGAGGAUGUUGAGGUGACAGCCAUCACAAAUGAUUCAAUCAGUGUCGCGUGGAGAUCUCCAAAAUAUGAUGGAGGGUCAGACAUUACAAGCUAUGUUCUUGAGGUUCGUCUAAUCGGGCAGGACAACUUCAGCCGCAUUGCCAAAGAGGACAAACUUAUGGAUCGUAAAUUCACCCAUGCUGGUCUUAAAGAGGGUUCUUCUUAUGAAUUCCGUGUUAGUGCUGUUAAUCAAAUUGGUCAAGGGAAACCGUCAUUCAGCACAAAACCAGUUACAUGCAAAAAAGAGUUUGAACCACCAAACCUUGAUUUGGAGUUCCGUGACAAGCUUGUUGUUCGUGUUGGGGAAACUUGCACCAUUCAAAGCCGAUACACAGGCAAACCGGAACCAACUAUUAAGUGGUUCAAAAAUGAUGAAGAGCUUCAGGCAAAUGAAGAAAUUGCUCUCACCAGUGCAAAGAACAGAUUGAGCAUGACUAUUGAAAAGGCAAAACGUGAUCACAGUGGAAAAUACACAGUGGUUUUGGAAAACUCUAUUGGGUCACGCAAGGGAAUAUGUACUGUCAAUGUUGUUGAUCGUCCACAACCUCCAGAGGGCCCUGUUAUCUUUGAUGAGAUCUACAGGAAUUAUAUGCUCAUUUCUUGGAAGCCUCCACUGGAUGAUGGUGGAGCUGCUAUUUCUAACUACAUUGUUGAAAAGAGAGACACCAACAGGGAUCUGUGGAUGCCUGUUACAGAAUCUUGCACAAGGACAUCAUGCAAAGUUCCAAAACUGAUUGAGGGAAGGGAAUACAUUAUUAGAAUCUGUGCUCAGAAUAUUCAUGGUAUUAGUGAUCCAUUGCUAUCUGCUGAGACAAAAGCAAAGGAUGUAUUCAAGGUUCCAGAUGCUCCACAAGCACCUGUAGUUAAAGAAAUCUAUAAAGAUACAGCUCUGAUUUCAUGGCUUCAACCAGCUGAUGGUGGCAAACCAAUCACAAACUACAUUGUAGAAAAGAAGGAAACCAAGGCCAACAUGUGGGCUAGAGCUGGAAAAGACCGCAUUUUCCCCAACACAGAAUACUGGGUUCCUGAUCUUCUCAAGGGUUGUGAAUAUGAAUUCCGUGUAAUGGCAGAGAAUGUGAUUGGCAUUGGGGACCCCAGCCCAUCUUCAAAGCCCAUUUAUGCUAAAGAUCCUAUAGUGAUUCCAAGCCCACCUGUACUUCCAGUUGCAAUUGAUAAGACAAAAGAGUCCGUUACUCUUUCUUGGCAGCCUCCAAAAGACUGUGGCAGAGGAAAAAUCUUUGGUUAUCUUCUAGAGUAUCAGAAAGCUGGUGAUGAGGAAUGGCUUCAAGUUAAUCAGACACCUGACUCCUGUCAGAGCACUACAUUUAAGGUUAUCAACCUUGAGGAUGGUGCACUUUAUAGAUUUAGAGUGAAGGCAGUGAAUGCUGCUGGUGAAUCAGAGCCUGCAUAUGUCCCAGAGCCUGUUCGAGCACAAGACAGAUUUGAACCCCCAGAACUUCAACUGGAUAUGGGCAUGCCUCGUGAGGUAAAAGCAAUGGCUGGAACCCAUAUUAAUAUCAUGGCUGGAAUCAAGGGAAUGCCUUUCCCUAAAGUCACCUGGAAGAAAAAUGAGGCAGAUGUUCCCACAAGAGCAGAGAUUGAGACAUCUGGAACUACAACUAAACUAGAGAUGCGCUAUUGCAACCGUACUGAUUGUGGAGAUUACACACUUACUGUUGAAAAUCCAGCUGGGUCAAAGAUAGCCACAUGCACUGUUCUUGUACUUGACAAACCUGGACCAGUUCAGCACCUGAGAGUAUCUGAUGUCAGAAGUGAUUCUGCCCAACUCUCUUGGAAAGAUCCAGAAGACAAUGGUGGUGCACGCAUCACCAAUUUUGUUGUUGAGAAAAAGGAUGCAGCAUCUGCUCAAUGGGUGCCAAUCUGCUCAUCAUCCAAAAAACGUAGCAUGAUGGCCAAACAUUUGAUUGAAGGAACGUCGUACAUGUUCCGUGUGGCAGCUGAAAAUCAGUUUGGAAGAAGUGAAUAUGUUGAGACAACAAAAGCUAUCAAAGCAAUGAAUCCACUGUUCCCACCUGGUCCACCAAAAGACCUGCAUCAUGUAGAUGCUGACAAGACUGAGGUGUGGCUUCAGUGGAACUGGCCUGAUCGCACAGGAGGAAGUGACAUCACAGGGUUCUUGGUUGAGUAUCAAGAAGAAGGUGAAAAGGAUUGGAUAGUUUUUAAGACUGUCAGCAUCCCUGAGUGCCAUGUGACAGGCCUGGAAGAAGGAAAGACCUACAGGUUCCGUGUUAAGACAGAAAAUGCAAUUGGUCUAAGUAGACCAGACACCACUGUGCCAGUUCUUUGUCAGGAAAAACUAGUACCGCCCAUUGUUGAGGUGGAUGUGAAGUUGAUUGAGGGAAUCAUUGUGAAAGCUGGAAGCACUAUUAGAUUGCCUGCUAUUAUGAGAGGCCUUCCUGUUCCCACUGCUAAAUGGGUCAUUGAUGGAGAGGAAAUCAAGAGUGAAGGCAAUACCAAAAUUGACACUGACAACUUCUCCACUGUUUUGAGCAUUGCAGAUUGCACAAGAAAUCACACUGGAAUCUAUAUACUCACAGUAUCUAACUCUGCAGGAAGUAAAACUGUUUCUCUGAACGUCACUGUGCUUGACGUACCAGCUGCACCAAUAGGUCCUGUUAAUAUUCUUGAGGUAACUCCUGACUCCAUGGUCAUUGACUGGCGCCCUCCCAAAGAUGAUGGUGGAAGUCCUGUCAUGAAUUAUAUUGUUGAGAAGAGGGAAUCAAAUAAGGAAACUUGGGGAGGAGUGAGUUCUGGCAGCACUUCCACAAGGCUCAAGAUUUCUCGUCUGCAGCAGGGAGUUGAAUAUAUUGUGAGAAUUCGUGCUGAAAAUAAAAUGGGAAUUGGUGCAGCUCUUGAAAGUGCACCAACUGUAGCACGGCACCAGUUUGAGGCCCCUGGCCAUCCUGGAAAACCUGUAGCUUCUGAUUUGUCUGAAGAUGCGCUUACACUCGGAUGGACAAUGCCUCUGUUUGAUGGUGGCAGUCCAAUCAGUGGUUACAUUAUUGAGCGAAGACAUAAAGGUGGCAAAUGGAUAAGAGUGAAUAAAACUCCUUGCAAAGAACUUAGAUAUAGAGUGCUUGGUCUUUUUGAAGGUAAUGAAUAUGAGUUCAGAGUAUUUGCAGAAAAUAUUGCUGGCUUCAGUGGACCUUCACCUAUCUCAGAUCCUGCCAAACCUUGCAGACCAAUAACUGUUCCAGGACCUCCAGUUAACCCUAAAGUAAAAGACUACAGCUGCACAUAUGCUGACUUAGUCUGGAUCAGACCCACAAAAGAUGGAGGCAGUCCAGUCUUGGGAUAUAUCGUUGAAUGCCAAAAAGGAGGUGCUGAGUGGGAGAAAGUUAAUAAGGAUGAUCUGAUUAAACAGUGUGCUUAUAGAGUGAAAGGACUGACAGAGGGCACUGAAUACAGGUUCCGUGUUAAAGCUGUGAACAUGAUUGGAGAAGGCGAGACCAGAGAAAUCCCAGAGUCAGUUAUUGCUAAGGAUAUCAUCAUUCCUCCGGAAAUUGAGAUGGAUGCCACAUGCCGUGAACGUGUGACUGUUCGUGUUGGGCAUAACAUUAAUGUUGUAGGAUAUGUGAAAGCAAGACCUGAUCCAGAAAUUACUUGGAGCAAAGGUGAAAGCAUUUUGGAAAGGGACAAGCGCACCACGCUUACAAACAACUUCCCAGUCGUGCAAAUGCGUAUCAAGGAAGCAACCAGAGCUGACCAUGGAAAGUAUGUACUGAAGGCUGUUAAUGAAGCUGGAGAGGCCUCAGCUACUAUUACAGUAAAUGUUCUGGAUAGACCUGGUCACUGCCAGAAUCUAAAGAUGACAUAUGUAACAAAGAACUCUUGCAUGGUGUCCUGGGAUGCUCCUGAGGAUAAUGGAGGUACUGAGAUAACAAAUUACAUUGUGGAAUGCCGAGAGCCAAGUAUACGAACCUGGGCAAUGAUCUCAUCUGACUGCACAAAUCGCAUGGUAAAAGCCAAGCUCAUGGAAAACCAUGAAUAUUUAUUCCGUGUGUCUGCUGAGAACAAGUGCGGUCCAGGACCAGCAACAGAAACCAAAACUCCUAUCCUUGCAAUUGACCCACUUCAGAAGCCAGGUGAGCCAGAGAAUUUCCAUGUCAGUGAUAUUGGUAAAAACUUUGUUUUCCUUAAAUGGAGAAAACCAGAUCAUGAUGGUGGCAGUCCUAACCUUGGCUACUAUCUGGAGAGAAAAGCAAAAGAUGCUGAAGGGUGGGAGAAGGUACAUGAAGGAGUUCUGAAAGAGACAUUCUUCAUGGUAGACAAAUGUGUUGAGAACCACAUCUAUCAAUUUAGAGUCCAGUCAACCAAUGAUGGAGGAGAAAGUGCAUGGGUUAGCACUUCUGAUAUUGUUGUCAAAGAAGAAAUUCAGAAACCAGUUCUUGACAUGAAAUUUGUUGGCACCAUUGUGGUCAAAGCUGGUGAAUCAGUUAGACUUGAAGCUGGACUUAGAGGAAAACCACAGCCCACGGUUACUUGGGUGAAGGACAAGGCUGCGGGUGAUAAUCCAAGGAUCAGCAUUGACACAGGACAUGAUUACUCCAAAUUCCUUCUAACUAAAACCAAGCGUAGUGAUACUGGAAAAUAUGUGGUCACUGCUACAAACCCAGCUGGUUCAUUCACAGCAUAUGCCAACGUUACAGUGCUAGAUAUACCAGGACCUGUCAGAGAUAUGAAGAUUUCUGGCAUUUCCACAGACAAGUGCAGAGUUGCAUGGGAUCCUCCAGAGGAUGAUGGUGGUUGUGAAGUGGACAGCUAUAUUAUAGAAAAGUGUGAGACCAGAAGAAUGGUUUGGUCCACUUACUCCGCAUCUCUUGUCACAAACUAUUGUAAUGUAACACGCCUUGUUGAAGGAAAUGAGUAUAUAUUCAGGGUCAGAGGAAACAAGAUGGGAACUGGGCCACCAAUGGAGAGCAGGCCUAUUAUCGCUAAGACACAGUUUAACAGGCCUGGUCCACCUGAUGCACCAGAGGUAACCAAAAUUGGUAAAGAUGAGAUGACAGUGGUAUGGGCUCCACCUGAAAAUGAUGGUGGAAAGUCUAUCACUGGUUACAUUCUAGAAAGAAAAGAAAAACGGGCCGUUCGCUGGGUCCCAGUCACAAAGAGCCCUAUUUCUGAGAGACGCAUGAAGGUUACUAAUCUGAUCCCUAACCACGAUUAUCAGUUCCGUGUCAAAGCUGAAAAUGAAGUUGGAUUGGGAGAACCAAGCAAACCAUCUAGACCCAUCACUGCAAAAGAUCCAAUUGAGCCUCCUGGCCCUCCUGGUAGCCUUAAAGUAGUUGACAGCACAAAGACAUCGAUUACACUUAGCUGGGCAAAGCCUGUGUAUGAUGGUGGAGCUCCAGUUAUUGGAUAUUUGGUUGAAAUGAGGGAUAAGGUGGAAAUGGAAGGUGAACAAAUACGUGAUCCAGAGGAAGGCUGGAAGAAAUGCAAUACUUCUGGACAGCUUGUCUUAACUGAAUUCACAAUCAGUAACUUAGAUGAGAGACAGGAAUAUGAAUUCCGUGUGUCUGCUCAAAACCAAGUUGGUAUGGGCCGUCCUGCAAAUGUCAAGGAUGCUGUAUCUCCAAAGGAGAUCCAUGAACAUCCAGAGAUUGAUCUUGAUGCCAGUCUAAGAAAGGGUCUUAGUGUCAGAGCAGGUUGUCCUAUCCGACUUUUUGCUACAAUAAGAGGAAGGCCAGCACCUAAAGUUACUUGGAAGCGCAUUGGUGUUGAUAAUGUCAUAAGGAGGGGUCACGUGGAUCAAAUUGAUACAAUGACCUUCCUUGUCAUUCCUGAGUCCUCACGAGAAGACUCUGGCAAAUACUCUUUAACUCUUUCAAAUCCCUCUGGAGAGAAGGCUGUGUUUGUCCGUGUUAAAGUCUUAGAUACUCCUGGACCUGUUGGUGGACUGGAAGCAACUGAUAUCACAAAGACAUCUUGCCAGCUUGCAUGGUUGCCUCCAGAAAACGAUGGUGGUAGUCCAAUCCUAAACUAUAUUGUUGAGAAGCGUGAAGUUGACAGGAAAACAUGGACAAAUUGCACAAACGAUUUGAAGAAGACAAGUUUCAAAAUCACAAAUCUGACUCCAGGAAUAGAAUACUACUUCCGAGUCAUGGCAGUUAACAAGUAUGGCAUUGGGUUACCUCAAGACUCACCAAAAUCCUACUUGGCUACAGAUCCUAAGAGUGAGCCUGAUCCUCCAAAGAAAAUGGAUGUAUUAGAAAUUACUAAAAACAGUGCAACCCUUGGGUGGUUGAAACCACUCAGAGAUGGUGGAUCAAAGAUUAAUGGCUACAUUGUUGAAUACCAGCAGGAUGGCCAACCUGAGGACAAGUGGACAUCAUACUCUGUUGUAAAAGACUUAACAAUUGUUGUUGCUGGACUGAAAGAAAACACUAAAUACAGGUUCAGGGUUGCGGCAAGAAACGCGAUAGGAUGCAGUUUGGCAAGAGAAGCUGAGGGCAUAUUUGAGGUCAAGGAACAGCUGAUGGCUCCAAAGAUUAUCGUGUCUGAUGUGGUUACUGCGAGAGCAGGAUCAAAACUUAUUGUUGAUGCUCUUGUGUCUGGGAAGCCUGCACCAGUCACAAAAUGGAAAAGAGGAAGUGAUGACAUAAUUACUUCUGAUCGUGUCUUCAUACAAAAGACACCAACCACAAGUUCACUUAUGGUCAAAGAUGUCACAAGGAAGGAUAGUGGUUAUUACAGUUUGUCUGCUGAAAACAGCACAGCCAAGGUCAACCAGAUCAUCAGAAUAAUCAUUAUGGACAUUCCUGGUCCUCCACAGGGUCCUCUACAAAUUCUUGAGGUGGAUGUAGAUGCCUGCACACUUGCAUGGGAUACACCUGCUGAGGAUGGUGGCAGCAACAUCACAAACUACAUUGUUGAGAAGUGUGAUGUGACCAGAGGUGAUUGGGUCACAGCUGUAUCUUGCACCAAGACCAGCUGCAGAGUUGGAAAGCUCACAUCUGGCAAAGAGUAUGGGUUCCGUGUCCGUGCUGAAAACCGUUUUGGAAUUUCAGAGCCAAUUUACUCUGAGAAAAUGAUUGCAAGACAUCCAUUUGAUCCACCUAGUGAACCAAGGAACUGUUGUGUUAACAAAGUCAACAAGGAGUUUGUUGUGUUGUCAUGGGAGAAACCUGUGAAUGAUGGCGGCAGUCCCCUCACUGGAUACUUCAUUGAACGUAAAGAAAGAAAUAGCCUCCUAUGGGUCAGGACAAAUGAAGUUCUUGUUCGGUCAACUGAAUACACAUGCUCUGGCCUCAUUGAGGGUCUGGAGUACACAUUCAGAGUGUCUGCUGUCAACAAGGCAGGACAAGGCAAACCAAGCAAGCAGACAGAUUUUAUCACUGCAAGAAGUCCAGUUGAUCCACCUGGAAAACCAGAAAUUCUUGAUGUGACCAAAAAUUCUGUCUCCCUUGUCUGGAGCCGUCCAAAACAUGAUGGUGGAAGCAAACUCAUUGGCUAUUAUGUUGAAUCUCUCAAGCUUCCAGAAGACAAAUGGGUGCGUGUCAACACAAACAGCCAAAAUGUUCCAAAGGAAGAAUACAUUGUUUCUGGACUCGAGGAGGGAGCCCAGUACAAGUUCAGAAUAAUUGCAAAAACUGCAAUUAAUGUUAGUGUGCCAUCAGAGGAAUCUGAUGUUAUCCCAAUUAUUGCAGAGCAUGUUCCACCCAGAGUGGAGAUUGGUCUUGAAAUGAAAAACUUAAUUGUUGUCAAAGCUGGAGCAAAUGUCUGCCUGGAGGCUGAGGUUUAUGGCAAACCAAUGCCAAAGGUUAUUUGGAAAAAAGAUGGUGCUCCACUGAAAUUGGCUGAAGGUAUGAAAAUGACUCAAAAGGUGCAUCACCUCUCCCUGGAACUUUUCUCUGUGACAAGAAAGGAGUCUGGAGAGUACACAAUUACUGCUGAGAACCCAAGUGGAUCAAAGUCUGCCAACAUAAAAUUAAAGGUUCUGGACAAACCUGGACCUCCGGCAUCAGUGAAGAUAAGCCAUGUUUUUGCUGACAGAGUGAAACUGAGGUGGGAGCCACCUCUUGCUGAUGGUGGUUCUGAAAUCACAAAUUACAUCGUUGACAAACGUGAAACAAGCAGAGCAAACUGGGCACAAGUUACUGCUAAUAUUAAUGGUCAGAUAACUGACUGUUCUGUGGAGAAAUUGAUUGAAGGUCAUGAAUAUGAAUUUCGCAUCAGUGCUGAGAACAAGUAUGGUGUUGGAGACCCAAUUGUGACCAACUCUGUGAUCGCCAAGAAUCCAUUCGAUGUCCCAGGACCAUGUGAACCUCCAGUUAUUACCAAUGUUACCAGAGAUCACAUGACUGUUACUUGGAAAGCCCCUGCUAAUGAUGGCAAAGCCACUAUUCUUGGAUACAUGGUUGAGAAGCGUGAAACUCAAGACCUUAAUUGGGUUAAAGUGAAUAGAAGACCAGUUAUUGACAGAACAAUUAAAGCCGGAGGCCUCACAGAGGGAACGGAGUAUGAAUUCAGAGUCAUUGCACUAAAUAAAGCUGGUCUUGGCAAACCAAGUGAUCCAUCAUCUGGUGUUCUUGCUUUAGACCCAGUGUAUCCCCCUGGACCACCUGCUUUUCCAAAGGUUGUUGACUCUACACACAGUUCAAUCAGUUUGUCCUGGACCAAGCCUGCAUAUGAUGGUGGAUGUGAAAUUCUGGGCUACCUUGUCGAAUUCAAGCGAGCAGAUGCAGAAGACUGGAUGAAGUGCAAUGUGCCAAAGAAUCUUCAGGCAACAAAAUUUAAUGUUACUGGUCUUAUGGAUAAUACUGAGUACCAGUUCCGUGUUAGUGCCGUAAACAAGAUAGGAUUUGGUGAGCCAAGUGAAGUUCCUGAAAAACAUUUGGCAAAGGAUAUCCUACUUGCCCCUGAGGCUGAACUUGAUGCUGAUCUCAGAAAAGCACUUGUUUUACGUGCUGGAGUUACAAUGAGAAUUUAUGUACCUCUGAGAGGGCGUCCUGCUCCAAAGGCAACAUGGACUAAGGUCAAUGCAAAUUUGAAAGAGAGGCAAGGUCUUAUGAUUAAGACAACUGAAUGGGAUACCUUCCUUUAUUGUGAGGAUAUCAACAGAUAUGAUGCUGGCAAAUAUGUUCUAACUUUAGAAAACAGUAGUGGUACCAAGUCAUACACUAUUGUUGUCAAAGUACUAGACACACCUGGACCCCCAGUCAAUCUGAUUGUUAAGGAGACCUCAAAGGACCAUGUAUCCAUUACAUGGGAUGCUCCAUUAAUUGAUGGUGGAAGUCCAGUGAAGAGCUAUGUGGUUGAAAAACGGCUGGCUGAGAGAAAGGCGUGGACUUGUGUUGCUCCUGAGUGUCCCAAGACAUCUUUUAGGAUUACUAAUCUUGAAGCUGGUCAAGCUUACUGCUUCAGAGUCCUAGCUGAAAAUAUAUAUGGAAUUGGUGAAGGUUGUGAGACAGCUGGCCCAGUCAAAGCCUCAGAACAACCUGGACCAGUUGCAGAUUUUAAAUCAAUAGAGAUCACCAAGAACUCCUGUACUCUUGGCUGGAAGAAACCAAUUAGUGAUGGUGGAAGCCAUGUUGUUGCAUAUGCUUUAGAGAUCUGUGAAGGGGAGGACAAAUGGAAGUUGCUAAUGAAGUCUAAGCUCACACAGUACACAAUCGGUGAUCUAGUUGAAGGAAAGGAGUACAGCUUCAGGGUCAAGGCCAUUAAUGAAUCAGCUGAAGGACCACCGACUGAGCUCACUAUCUUGGCUAAAGAUCAAAUAGUCCCUCCAGACUGUGACCUUAAAGGCUUGCCAGAUUCUAGCUAUGUGGCAAAAGAGGGAUCCACAGUUCGUCUUAAUAUCCCUAUUACUGGAAUCCCAGCUCCAGCAGUCAUAUGGAAAAAGGGUGAUGUUACCUUAUCAGACAGUGGAAGAAUCUCAGUUGAAUCAACCACAACAAACACAGUCUUGCUGAUUCGGGAUUGCCAUAGAGGAGAUGCUGGCAAGUUCACUAUCAUUUUAAGAAAUAGUGCUGGAACAAAAGAAUCAGCUAUUGACAUUAAAGUGGUUGGAAAGCCUGGAAUCUGCUCUGGGCCAAUCAAAUUUGAUGAAAUCACAGCCGAAGCAAUUACUGUAGAAUGGGGUCCACCGAAAGAUGAUGGUGGAUCAGAAGUUACCAACUACUUUUUGGAGAAAAGACAUUCUACUGCUAACAAGUGGGUCACAGUUGCCUCUGCAAUUCAGAAGAACUCUAUGAGAGUUACCAGACUUCAUGAUGGAACAGAAUACAUCUUCAGAGUUUGUGCUGAAAAUAAAUAUGGAAUUGGAGAGUUCCUCAGAUCUGAUCCAGUGGUUGCUAAACAUCCAUUCAAUGCACCAGGGGCUCCAGCACCACCUGUGGUUGUGAGCAUACGUCAUGAGUGUGCUAUCUUAACAUGGUCUGAUCCAAAUGAUACUGGAGGCUCACCCAUCACAGGAUAUUACGUGGAAUUUAAAGAUAGAAAUAGCUUGAUGUGGAAAAGAGCCAGCAAAACACAGUUGAGAGUGAAGGAAUGCAGAGUGACUGGCUUGGUUGAAGGCCUUGAAUAUGAAUUUAGGGUCAUAGCUAUAAAUAUGGCUGGACUUGGAAAACCAAGCAAAACAACUGAAUCACUUGUUGCUCUUGAUCCAAUUGAUCCACCUGGCAAACCUGAUGUGAUCAAUAUCACAAGGAACAGUGUGACACUUAUGUGGACUGCACCAAAGUAUGAUGGUGGCCACAAACUUACUGGCUAUAUGGUAGAGAAAUUAGAGCACCCUGGAAAGACAUGGAUGAAGGCCAACCAUGUGAAUGUCCAAAGCUGUGCCUACACUGUUACAGAUCUACAGGAGGGAUGCACUUGUGAAUUCAGAAUCAGGGCUAAAAAUGCAGCUGGAGCUAUCAGUGCUCCCUCUGAGACAACUGAGCCUCUUGUUUGCAAAGAUGAAUAUGAACCACCAACAAUCACAAUUGACCCAGAAAUGAAGGAUGGAGUGACUGUGAAGGCUGGUGGAACAAUUGUCAUCACAGCAUCUAGCAUUCUUGGAAAACCUCCUCCCACUGCUGUGUGGUCUAAGUCUGGAAGAGAAUUCAAGUCCUCAGAUAUUGUCCAAAUUAGUAGCACUCCUACAUCUUCAACUUUGUCGAUCAAAUAUGCCAGCCGAAAGAAUACUGGAGAGUACACAAUUACAGCAAGCAAUCCAUUUGGUAUCAAAGAUGAAAAAGUUAAAGUUAAAGUUCUGGAUGUUCCAGGGCCUCCAGGUCCUAUUGAAGCCAGCAGUGUCUCAGCUGAAAAAUGCACAUUGACAUGGUUGCCACCAGAAGAAGAUGGUGGCUGCAGUAUAAAAUCAUAUAUCUUAGAAAAGAGAGAAACCAGCCGCCUACUCUGGACAAAGCUUGCUGAAAAUGUUAUGGAUUGUCGCUAUGUUGCCAGCAAGCUGAUAAAGGGAAAUGAAUACAUAUUCCGUGUUUCAGCUGUCAAUCAGUAUGGCACUGGCGAUGUGACACAGUCUGGACCAGUCAAAAUGGUUGACAGCUUUGGACCCCCAGGACCUCCAUCAAAACCAGAAAUUGAUAAUGUCAGCAAAACUGCGGUAACAAUUUCCUGGAAAAGACCAACUGUAGAUGGAGGAAGUGACAUUAGAGGCUAUAGUGUUGAGAGAAAAGAGAGAAGAGGAAUGAGAUGGGUCAGAGCUUCAAAGAAGACCGUUUCUGAUCUACGCUUUAAGGUCUCAGGCUUGUCAGAGGAAAUUGAAUAUGAAUUCAGAGUGACUGCAGAAAAUAAAGCUGGUUUUGGUGAACCCAGUGAGCCAUCUCAACCUGUAAUGACAAAGGAUAUUGCAUACCCACCAGGUCCUCCAUCAAACCCACGGAUUACUGACACCACUAAAACAACAGCAACAUUUAACUGGGGUAGACCCUUUUACGAUGGUGGACUUGAUGUGACAGGAUACAUUGUUGAGCAUAAAAAGGAAGGUGAUGAUGACUGGGUUCAAGACACAACUAUUCCCUUGAGAAUAACAGAGUUUGUGGUAUCAAAUCUACAGUCUGGAGGAAAAUAUCACUUCAGAGUCAGUGCACUUAAUUCUGAAGGGCUUGGUGAACCAUCUGAAGUAGAGCAAGUUGUUGAACUGGUGGAUCGAGAGGAGGUUCCCGACUUUGAGCUCGAUGCAGAGCUGAGAAAAACACUUGUUGUGAAGUCGGGUGCUUCAAUCCGUAUAUUUGUGCCAAUUAAGGGCCGGCCAGCUCCUGAAGUAGCAUGGUAUAAGGAAGAUAUACCUCUUAAAGGGCGUGCUCACAUUGAUACUACUGAAUCAUACACUUUAGUAGUCAUCCCGGAAUGUACACGAUAUGAUGCUGGUAAAUAUGUCUUAACAUUAGAAAAUGUAGCUGGAAAGAAGACUGGAUUUGUCAAUGUCCGUGUUGUGGACACCCCGGGACCUCCAGUAAAUUUAAAACCAAGAGAAAUCACAAAGCAUAGCAUUACUCUCCAGUGGGAAAUUCCUCUUAUUGAUGGUGGCUCAAAGAUCAAAAAUUAUAUUAUUGAGAAGCGUGAGGCAACGCGAAAAGCUUACUCAGUAAUCACUACAAACUGGCAGAAAUGCUCAUACAAGAUUCCAGACUUAGAAGAGGCUGCUGAAUAUUACUUUAGAGUUUCAGCUGAAAAUGAAAGGGGCAUCGGUGAACCAGCAGAGACACCUACUCCGAUAAGAGCUUCUCAGGCUCCUUCAGCACCAGAUGAUCUGAUUGUCUCUGAUGUUUCCAAGGACACUGCAACUCUUGCAUGGACAAAACCAAAACAUGAUGGUGGUAGUCGAAUCACUGGGUAUGUAAUAGAGGCUCAACUGAAAGACUCUGAUCAAUGGGCCCAUGUGACAACAAUAAAAGCUUUGGACUACACUGCAACAGAAUUGGUGGAAAAUGCAGAAUAUGUGUUCCGCAUAUUUGCUGUAAAUAGCUCAGGCAGAAGUGAACCUCGAGAAAGUCGACCAGUUGUAAUAAAGGAGCAAACCACAGCUCCAGAAUUUGACCUCAGAAGUAUAUAUCAGAAGACAGUGGUAGCUAAAGCAGGUGAUAAUCUUAAAGUUGAGAUCCCUGUUCUUGGUCGUCCAAGACCACUUGUUGUGUGGAAGAAAGAAGAUCAGGAACUAAAGCAAACUCAGAGGAUAAACAUUGAAAAUACAGCAAGUUCUACAAUUCUUAACAUUAAUGAAAUUAAGAGAAAAGAUGGUGGACAGUAUUCUAUGACAGGAAAGAAUAUCUUAGGAACUGUGACUGAAAACAUUACUGUUCAAGUACAUGACAUCCCAGGACCUCCAACUGGACCAAUUAAGCUGGAUGAAGUUUCCUGUGACUAUGUUCUCAUAUCAUGGGAAGCUCCAGAAAAUGAUGGAGGAGUGCCUAUUAAUAACUACAUUGUUGAGAUGCGUGAGACCACUGGUACUUCCUGGGUGGAACUGGCAGCCACUGUCAUCCGUACAACAUUCAAAGCUGCUCGUCUUACAACUGGUAUCGAAUAUCAAUUCCGAGUUAAAGCUCAAAACAGAUAUGGCGUUGGUCCCUACACAACAUCAGCAUCAGUGGUGGCUGCAUAUCCAUUUGAUGUUCCAGGACAGCCUGGAAUUCCACAUAUAGUUGCCUUCACCAAGGAUUCGAUGACAAUCAGCUGGAAUGAACCCUCUUCAGAUGGAGGAAGCCCAAUUUUGGGAUACCACAUUGAAAGGAAAGAGAAGAACAGCAUACUCUGGCAGAGGAUAAGCAAAGCUCUAAUUGUUGGCAAUAUGUUUAAAUCAUCAGGUCUGAUGGAUGGUAUUGCAUAUGAAUUCCGUGUUAUUGCAGAAAAUAUGGCUGGUCUCAGCAAAGCAAGCAAGCCAUCUGAUAUGACCUAUGCACUUGAUCCUGUAGACCCUCCGAGUCAACCAGUAGCACUUAACAUAACUAGACAUGAAGUUACACUUCAGUGGACAAAGCCAGAAGGUGAUGGUGGUUUCUCUAUAACCGGAUAUACAGUUGAAAAAAGAGAACUACCUAAUGGUCGUUGGCUCAAGGCCAACUUCAGCAACAUUCUUGAAACAAAUUUUACUGUGAGUGGUCUCACAGAGGAUGCUUCUUAUGAAUUCCGUGUAUUAGCAAGAAACUCAGCUGGAGCUGUCAGCAAACCAUCUAAACCUUCAGAAGUUAUUGUUUGCAGAGAUGACAUUGAAGAACCAAAGAUUGAUGCAGAUGCAAGUUUCAGUAGUGUUGUGGUAGUGAAAGCAGGAGAUAUCUUCAAGUUAGAUGCACAUGUUACAGGCCGACCAAUACCAUCCAUGGUUUGGACAAAAGAUGGCAAGGAACUCGAGGACACUGGAAAAAUGGAGAUCAAAACAUUAGAUUUCUACAGUUGUUUGAUCAACAAAGAUUCUUUGCGCAGAGAUGGUGGUGCAUACACUCUCACUGCUAGCAAUCCUGGAGGAUUUGCCAAAUUUGUCUUCAAUGUUAAAGUUCUUGACAGACCUGGUCCUCCUGAGGGGCCAUUACGUGUCACAGACAUGACAACAGAGAAAUGCAUUCUGUCAUGGCUACCACCACUUCAUGAUGGAGGAGGAAAGAUUGAAUAUUACAUCAUUCAAAGACGUGAAACAAGUAGACUUACAUGGACAAAUGUAGCUACAGAUUUACAAGUAAACCGCUAUAAAGUUACGAAAUUGCUGAAAGGAAAUGAAUAUAUCUUCAGAGUCAUGGCUGUAAACAAGUAUGGAGUAGGAGAACCUCUUGAAUCUGAACCUGCUGUUGCUACUAAUCCGUAUGUGCCAUCUGAUCCUCCACAGGCACCAGAGGUAACUGCUAUCACAAAAGAUUCAAUGGUGGUAUGUUGGGGACAUCCUGAGUACAAUGGUGGAAGUAGCAUUAAUACCUACAUCAUUGAGAGAAGAGAUAAAACUGGUCUUCGUUGGGUAAAAUGCAACAAAAGGACUGUUACUGAUCUGCGCUUCAAAGUGUCAGGACUAACACCUGGACAUGAGUAUGAAUACAGAAUCCUAGCUGAAAAUGCUGCUGGCUUAAGUGCUCCAAGCCCUUCAAGUCCAUUCUACAAAGCUUGUGACACAAUAUUCCAACCUGGACCCCCUGGAAACCCUAGGGUUUUGGAUACAACUAAAUCAUCCAUUACUAUUGCUUGGAAUAAACCAGUUUAUGAUGGUGGCUCAGAUAUUACAGGUUAUAUUGUUGAGACAUGCCUUCCAGAGGAAGAUGAAUGGACAAUUGUUACACCAAUGGCAGGACUAACUGCAACAUCAUUCACCAUAACCAACCUUACUGAAAAUCAAGAAUAUAAGAUCAACAUUUCAGCUCUUAACUGUGAAGGUGUUGGAGAGCCAGCUUCUGUGCCUGGUUCACCUAAAGCAGAGGACAGACUCCUUCCGCCUGAAAUUGAGCUUGACUCAGACCUUCGCAAAGUUGUGAACAUCAGAGCAUGCAGUACCUUAAGAUUAUUUGUGCCAGUUAAAGGAAGACCUGCGCCAGAAAUCAGAUGGUCAAGAGAGCAUGGGGAACCCCUUGAUAAAGCAUCCAUUGAAAUUACACCAUCUUUCACCACACUGCUUAUUGAAAAUGUAAAUAGAUUUGAUGGUGGAAAAUAUAUGUUAACAGUGGAAAACAAUUCAGGAACAAAAACAGCAUUUAUCAAUGUCCGAGUUCUUGACACUCCUGGUGCACCACAAAACCUUACCAUCAAAGAAAUCACAAAAGAUUCUGUUUCACUCAUCUGGGACCCUCCAGUCAUUGAUGGUGGAUCAAGAAUCAGGCAUUACAUUGUGGAAAAACGUGAAUCUACAAGAAAAGCAUAUUCCAUUGUUAAUGCCUCUUGUCCCAAAACAAGUUGGAGAAUUGGAGAUUUACAAGAAGGAAAUUUGUAUUUCUUCAGAAUUUUGGCAGAAAAUGAGUAUGGUGUAGGUCUUCCAGUAGAGACAAUGGAAGCUAUAAAAAUCUCUGAGAGACCUCUUCCUCCAGGAAAAGUUACUCUAAGAGAAGUAACUAGCAACAGUGUUACACUUUCUUGGGAGAAGCCAGACCAUGAUGGAGGAAGCAGAAUUACCGGUUAUAUUGUUGAAAUGCAAGGGAAAAACAGUGAAAAAUGGACCCAGGUAAUGACUGUUAAAGUAACAGAAGCAGUUGUUGUUGGCCUAACUCAAGGUGAAGAAUACUCCUUCCGCAUUUCUGCAACCAAUGAAAAAGGAAUAAGUGAUCCGCGUCCACUUAGCGUCCCUGUCAUUGCUAAGGAUGUUGUUAUUGCCCCUGCCUUCAAACUGUUAUUUGGCACAUUCAGUGUUCUGGCAGGUGAUGAUCUGAAAAUUGACGUGCCUUAUGUCGCUCAGCCCAAGGCAGCAGUUAUUUGGCAAAAAGAUGGUAUUUCUUUAAAAGAGACAACAAGAGUUAAUACUGAAGUAGCAGAGAAACAUCUUUAUCUUGUAAUAAAGGAGGCAACAAGGGAUGAUGUGGGCAAAUAUACUAUUAAAAUUACAAACUCAGCUGGUGAAGCAACAGCAGACAUCAAUGUUAUUGUACUUGAUAAACCUGGACCCCCAACUGGCCCAAUCAAAAUAGAGGAGGUAACUGCAGACAGCGUUACAUUGUCAUGGCAGCCUCCAGAGUAUGAAGGAGGAUGCAGCAUUAAUAACUACAUUGUUGAAAAGCGAGACACAUCUACCACAAAUUGGCAGAUUGUUUCUGCAACAGUGGCAAGAACAACAACUAAAGCGGCAAGACUGAAGACGGGCUGUGAGUAUCAAUUUAGGAUUGCUGCAGAAAACAGAUAUGGAAAGAGUUCUGUUAUUCUGUCUGAACAUGUUGUUGCACAGUAUCCCUUUGAAAUUCCACAUCCACCAGGAAUUCCAGCUGUUCAGUCUGCUACCAAAGAAAGCAUGGUUGUUGUAUGGAACAAACCCAGCAGUGAUGGUGGAAGCAAGAUUUUGGGAUAUCACAUUGAAAGUAAAGAAAAAAACAGCUUGCUGUGGGUGAAACAAAACAAAACACUCAUUCCAGACACACGAUUCAAGAUAGGUGGUCUUGAAGAAGGCAUUGAAUAUGAAUUUAGAGUUUAUGCUGAGAAUAUAGUUGGUUUAAGUAAAGCAAGCAAAGUGUCUGAAAUUCAAGUAGCUAGAGAUCCAUGUGAUCCUCCAGGAAAACCUGAAGCAGUUAUUGUGAAAAGAAACUCUGUAACACUCAGGUGGACACCUCCAGAGUUUGAUGCUGGAAUCAAAAUUACUGGAUAUGUUGUUGAGAAGAAAGAACUGCCUAAUGGCCGAUGGAUGAAAGCCUCUUUUGCUAACAUUAUUGAGACUGAAUUUGUUGUCAGUGGGUUGGUAGAGGAGCAGCAAUAUGAGUUCCGUGUCAUUGCAAGAAAUGCUGCAGGUGUGUCUAGUGCUCCAUCAGACAGCACUGGUGCAAUCACAGCAAAGGAUGAAGUUGAUCCACCCCAAAUUGACUUGGAUGCCAAAUACUCUCAAAAUGUUGUUGUUAAUGCUGGUGAAUCAUUCAGAAUAGAUGCAGGGAUACUUGGCAAACCUAUUCCUUCAGUUCACUGGAUUAAAUCUGGUGAAGAACUUACAAAUACUGCAAGGCUUGAGAUCAAGAACACUGACUUCACAACAGCUUUAAGUGUCAAGGAGGCUAUCCGUGUUGAUGGAGGCCAGUAUACAUUGUUACUGAAAAAUGUUGGUGGAGAGAAAUUAGUUAUUAUUAAUGUCAAGGUUCUAGACAGGCCUGGACCUCCAGAUGGUCCAAUUUCAAUCUAUGGUGUUACAAGUGAAAAGUGUUGCAUUUCCUGGAAAACUCCAUUGCAUGAUGGGGGUGCAGAGGUGUCUCAUUACAUUGUGGAAAGAAGAGAAACCAGUCGAUUGGUUUGGACUGUUGUAGAACCAAAGGUACAAACCCUCAAUCUCAAAAUUACAAAACUUCUUCCUGGAAAUGAGUAUAUUUUCAGAGUAAUACCUGUAAAUAAAUAUGGAAUUGGUGAGCCUUUGGAAUCGGAUCCAGUGAUUGCAGCAAAUCCAUUUGUCACACCUGAAGCACCAAGUAAUGUUGAAGUGUCAAAUAUAACAAAAGAUUCCAUGGUUAUCACAUGGGAAAGACCCACUAAUGAUGGUGGCAAUGCAAUUACAGGAUAUAUAAUUGAAAAAAGAGACAAAGAAGGUGUUAGGUGGACAAGGUGCAACAAACGUGUAGUGAGUGAACUACGAUUUAGAGUAACAGGACUUCUUGAAAUGAGAAGUUAUGAAUUCCGCGUGUCUGCUGAAAACGCAGCUGGAGUUGGUAAGCCAAGUCCACCCACAGUGUACUUCAAAGCAGCAGAUCCAGUCUUCAAGCCUGGCCCACCCAACAACCCUAAAGUAGCUUAUGUGUCAAGAGCCUCUGUUGUACUGCAUUGGGGCAAGCCAAUUUAUGAUGGUGGCUGUGAGAUUCAAAGUUAUAUUGUUGAGGCAUGUGAAGUCACUUCAGAUGAAUGGAUGAUGUGUACGCCACCAUCAGGAAUAACUGAGACAAGAUUUGAAGCUAAAAAACUUCUUGAAAAGCAUGAGUACAAAUUCAGAAUUUGUGCUGUCAAUAAGAUUGGCGUCGGAGAAACCGCUGAUAUCCCAGGAUCUAUUAUCAUAGAGGAUAAACUUGAGGCACCAGAUAUUGAUCUUGAUGCUGACCUGAGAAAGAUGAUCACUGUCAGGGCUGGAGGUUCUCUUAGAUUGUUUGUUCCUAUCCGGGGACGGCCAACUCCUGAAGUUAAAUGGGGAAAAACUGAAGGGGAAAUCAAUGAGGCAGCACAGAUUGAUAUUACAAGCAGUUUUACCUCACUUGUAAUUGAAAAUGUUAAUAGGUUUGACAGUGGAAAAUACACUUUGACCCUGGAAAAUGCUAGUGGAACAAAAUCUGCAUUUAUUAGCGUCAGAGUAUUAGAUACUCCUGAUAUACCUGCAAACUUCCGUGUAAAGGAAAUAACAAAGAAUUCAGUUACUCUUACCUGGGAGCCUCCUUUGCUGGAUGGUGGAGCUAAAAUAAAAAACUACAUUGUUGAAAAACGAGAGAGUACAAGAAAGGUAUAUUCUGCUGUUACUACCUGCAACAAGAUGACAUGGAAAAUUGAACCACUUGAAGAGGGAAGUAUCUACUUCUUCAGAGUUCUUGCUGAAAAUGAACAUGGCAUUGGAUUGCCUGCAGAGACUCCAGAACCACUGAAAAUUUCAGAGGUGCCACAACCCCCUGGCAAAGUUUCUGUAGUGGAUGUAACACGGAAGAGUGUUUCUCUAAAAUGGGAAAAGCCAGAGCAUGAUGGAGGCAGCAGAAUCACUUAUUAUGAAGUUGAAAUGCAAGCAAAGGAUCAAGAUAAAUGGUCUCUUUGUGCUCAAGUAAAAGCCCUUGAUACUGUUGUAACUAAUUUAGCACAAGGUGGGGAGUACAUCUUUAGAGUCAUCGCUGUCAAUGACAAAGGAAAGAGUGAUCCUCGACUUCUGGCAAGUCCUGUUGUUGCAAAGGACCUCGCUAUUGAGCCCUCAGUAAGAACAAAACUAAGUACAUACAAUGUACAGGUUGGGCAUGAUUUGAAAAUUGAGGCACGAAUUUCUGGUCAUCCAAAACCAACUAUUACAUGGACCAAAGAUGGUUCAGCUUUGAAACAGACCACAAGAGUAAAUGUUGCUGACACUGCACAUCAUACAACUCUUACCAUAAAAGAUGCAACAAGAGAAGAUGGUGGUAUGUAUAACAUUGCUGUAGCUAAUGUACUUGGACAACAAGAAGCUACUGUUGAAAUAAUCAUCCUGGAAAAACCUGGCCCACCAACAGGCCCAGUAAGGAUUGAUGAAGUAAGUGCAGAGAGUAUUACAUUGUCUUGGGAUCCACCAACAUACACUGGAGGCUGCCAGAUUUCAAAUUAUAUUGUCCAAAAGAGAGACACCACCACCACAAACUGGGUAGUUGUUUCUGCCACAGUAGCAAGAACUACACUUAAAGUUGGUAAUUUAAAAACUGGAGCUGAAUACCAGUUUAGAAUCUUUGCUGAAAAUAGAUAUGGUAAAAGCUAUGGCAUUGACUCUGAUCCAGUUCUUGCCCAGUAUCCUUUCAAAGAGCCCGGGCCUCCAGGAACUCCAUUUGUGUCUGCUUUCACUAAAGAGUCUAUGGUUGUUGAAUGGCAUAAACCAGUCUCAGAUGGUGGAAGUGCUAUUCUAGGAUAUCAUUUUGAGAGAAAAGAGAAAAAUAGCAUUCUAUGGACAAAGAUCAACAAAAUACUCAUUCAAGACACACGAUUUAAAACAUCUCCAUUGGAAGAGGGCAUUGAAUAUGAGUUUAGGGUAUAUGCUGAAAACAUCGUUGGAAUUGGAAAAUGCAGCAAAAUCUCUGAGGGUUGCAUUGCACGUGAUCCCUGUGACCCACCAGGUACCCCUGUGCCAGUCAUUGUGUCUAGACACUCAGUCAAACUUAGAUGGACACCACCAGAAUAUGAUGGUGGCAGCCUUGUCACGGGAUAUGUUGUAGAAAAACGAGACCUACCAGAGGGCCGUUGGAUGAAAGCCAGUUUUGCAAACAUUCUUGAAACUGAAUUUACAGUCACAGGCCUUAUUGAAGACUGCAAAUAUGAUUUCAGAGUUAUAGCAAGAAAUGGAGCUGGAUCAGUCAGUAGACCCUCUGAGAGCACAGGCUCAGUUACAGCUAAGGAUGAAGUUGAACCACCAACCUAUGAGGUUGCUUCAGAGUAUAGUCAGAUUUUAACAGUGAAUGCUGGAGACAUAUUUUCCCUUGAAGCAUCUGUGCAGGGAAAGCCAAUUCCAACAAUGCAGUGGUUUAAGGGUGACAUGGAGGUUGAAAACUCAGCAAGAGCUGAGAUCAAGAACACUGACUUUAAAGCAGUUCUUGUUGUCAAAGAUGCAAUUCGAAUUGAUGGAGGACAAUACACACUGCACCUUUCCAAUGUGGCUGGAUCGAAAUCUGUUUCCUUCAACGUGAGAGUGCUUGAUAGACCUGGACCUCCAGAAGGUCCUUUGACUGUUUCUGGUGUGACAAAUGAAAAAUGUUCAUUGUCAUGGCUGCCUCCCAGACAUGAUGGUGGCAGUAGCAUUUCUCAUUAUAUCAUACAAAAGAGAGAAACAAGUCGUCUUGCUUGGACUGUAGUUUCAGGUGAUUGUGGAGCAACCAUGUUCAAAGUUACAAAGCUUCUAAAAGGAAAUGAAUAUAUAUUCCGUGUCAUGGCUGUCAACAAAUAUGGAGUUGGUGAACCACUGGAAUCUACAGCAGUGAUUAUGAGAAAUCCUUUUGUUGCUCCUGGCCCACCUCAAGAUAUAGAGAUAACAAAUAUUUCAAGGGACUCUAUGACUGUAUGCUGGGCUCGUCCUGAGAGUGAUGGCGGAAAUGAGAUUGUUGGUUACAUUGUAGAGAAGAGAGACCGAGCUGGAGUCCGGUGGACAAAAUGUAACAAACGCAGAGUCACAGACCUACGUUUCAGAGUCACAGGUUUGACAGAGGAUCAUGAAUAUGAAUUCAGGUUAUCAGCAGAAAAUGCUGCUGGAGUUGGACAACCAAGUCCACCAACAGUUUAUUACAAAGCCUGUGAUCCAACAUUCAAGCCUGGCCAGCCAACUAAUGCACACCUUGUUGAUACUACAAAGAAUUCAGUCACAGUUGCAUGGAGUAGGCCAAUAUAUGAUGGUGGCUUAGAUAUUCAAGGCUACGUUGUUGAGAUAUCUAAAGCUGAUGAAGAAGAAUGGAUCACAUGUACUCCACCCACUGGAUUAAAUGAUACUAAAUUUUCAAUAACUAAACUCACUGAACACCAAGAAUACAAAGUUCGCAUUUGUGCCUUAAAUAAACUAGGUGUUGGUGAACCAGUGCCCAUCCAAGGUACUGUCAAACCAGUGGAUAAAAUGGAUGCACCUGAAAUUGAACUUGACUCUGAGUUAAGGAAAGGCAUUGUUGUACAUGCUGGAGGAUCUAUGAGAAUCAACAUACCAUUCAGAGGACGGCCCAUUCCUGAGAUAAACUGGACCAAGGAUGAAGGAGAUUUACCAGAUAAAGCCCAAAUAGACAAGGGACCAGAUUACACCCAGCUGACAAUUAAUAUAUGUGACAGGAAUGAUGCUGGAAAAUAUACAUUGACUUUGCAAAAUAGUGCUGGCACCAAAUCAGCAUUUGUUUCAGUAAAAGUACUUGAUACACCAGGUGCUCCACAGAACCUUUUUGUAAAGGAUAUAACAAGAAACUAUGUUACGCUUGUUUGGGAACCUCCACUUAUUGAUGGUGGUUCAAAAAUCAAAAAUUACAUUAUUGACAAGAGGGAAUCAACUAGACAAGGAUUUACAAACAUUACUACUAAGUGCUCUAAGACCAGCUUCCGAGUUGGUGAUCUGACAGAGGGUGGUAUUUAUUACUUCAGAGUCAUGGCAGAAAAUGAAUUUGGAAUUGGCCUGCCUGUAGAAACAGAAGAAUCUGUUAAGACAGCAGAUCCCCCUUUAUCAGUUGGCAAGGUCACUUUGACUGAUGUCACAAAAACCACAGCAUCACUAUCCUGGGAUAAACCAGAUCAUGAUGGUGGCAGCAGAAUAUUGGGUUAUUAUAUUGAAAUGCAGCCUAAAGGAUCAGAGGAAUGGAUUGUUGCUACAGUCAGCAAAACAUGUGAGGGUACAGUGGCUGGACUUAGUUCAGGACAAGAAUAUCACUUAAGAGUUUUAGCUUACAAUGAGAAGGGAAAAAGUGAUCCCAGGCCAUUAGCUUCUCCCGUCAUUGCCAAAGAUGUUACUAUUGAACCAAGCUUCAAACUAACUUUCAACACAUACAGUGUUCAAUCUGGCGAAGAUCUCAAAGUGGAAAUACCAUUUAAAGGGCGUCCAACUCCAAAGAUUGGAUGGAUGAAAGAUGGACAAGCACUUAAAGAGACAACCAGACUAAAUGUCUCAAGCACUGCAACGUCAACAGUUCUUAAAAUUAAAGAAGCAAAUAGAGAGGACUCUGGCAAAUACACAAUCACAGCUACAAACAAUAUAGGUACAGUCACAGAAGAGGUUGCCAUAAUCAUUCUUGAUAAACCAGGUCCACCAACUGGACCAGUCAAAAUUGAUGAAGUAAGUGCCACCUAUGUUGUCAUGUCCUGGGAGCCACCAGUUUACACAGGAGGUUGUCAGAUAAACAACUAUGUAGUGGAAAAACGUGAUACAACCACGACUAACUGGCAGACUGUUUCUGCAACAAUUGCUAGAACCACAAUCAAAAUAUCAAAGCUGAAGACUGGUUCUGAAUAUCAGUUUAGAGUGUUUGCUGAGAACAGAUAUGGAAAGAGCGGAUCAUUAGAUUCAGCACUAGUUGUGGUCAGUUAUCCUUUCACUGAGCCUGCAGCUCCUGGUGCACCAUUUGUUUCAUCAGUCACAAAAGACCACAUGACAAUUGAAUGGAAACCCCCUAGCAAUAAUGGAGGCAGUCCUAUUAUUGGAUAUCACCUGGAGCGUAAAGAAAAGAACAGCAUCUUAUGGACCAAACUUAACAAACUUCUUAUCACUGACACUCGAUUGAGAACAAAUGGUCUGGAGGAGGGAAUUGAAUAUGAAUAUAGGGUUUUUGCUGAAAAUAUUGCAGGAAUCAGUCCAUCAAGCAAAGUGUCAGAAAGUGUUGUUGCACGUGACCCAUGUGAUCCACCUGGAACUCCUGAAGCCAUUGUUAUCACAAGAAACCUCAUAACUCUUCAAUGGACUAAACCACAGUAUGAUGGUGGCAGUGUAAUUACAGGAUACAUAAUUGAAAGAAAGAAGUUGCCUGAGGGUCGUUGGAUGAAGGCCAGUUUUACAAAUAUUAUAGACACACAAUUUACAAUAACCGGAUUACAUGAAGAACAAAGGUAUGAAUUCAGGGUAAUAGCCAGAAAUGCAGCUGGUAUUUUAAGUGUGCCAUCUGAAAGCACUGGACCAAUUACUGCUCAGGAUGAGAUUGAAGCUCCAUCUGUCUCCAUGGAUUCAAGAUUUAAAGAUGUUAUUGUUGUAAAGGCUGGCGACUCCUUUAGUAUUGACUCUGACAUUGCUGGAAAACCUUUACCUGACAUUGUAUGGCUUAAGGAUGGAAAGGAAAUUGAUAGUGCUACACCCAGAAUGGAGAUUAAAUCCACCAUUACCCGAACAGUUUUGACUGUUAAAGACUGCAUCAGAGUAGAUGGGGGUCAUUUCAUCUUAAGUCUCAGUAACGUUGGUGGAACAAAACAGGUACCCAUUAAUGUCAAGGUUCUUGAUAGACCUGGUCCACCUGAUGGCCCGCUAAAAGUAACUGGUGUCACUGCAGAAAAAUGCUAUUUGCACUGGAGUCAUCCUUCACAUGAUGGUGGAGCUAGUAUUUCACAUUACAUUAUUGAAAAAAGAGAAACUAGCAGGCUGUCUUGGACAGUAGUGGAACCUAAAAUUCAAGCAAUCAGUUACAAAGUAACUAAACUCCUACCUGGUAAUGAGUAUAUUUUCAGAGUCAUGGCAGUGAACAAGUAUGGUAUUGGUGAACCACUUGAAUCUGAACCCGUCCUUGCAAAGAAUCCUUUUAAUAAACCAGGACCUCCUUCAACUCCAGAAGCAAGUGCAAUCACCAGAGACUCCAUAGUCCUCACAUGGGAACGACCAGAGGAGGAUGGUGGAUCACAAAUUGAUGGCUUUGUUCUUGAAAAACGUGAUAAAGAGGGUAUUCGAUGGACAAAGUGUAACAAGAAAAGACUAAAUGACCUGAGAUUCAGAGCCACUGGGCUUACAGAGGGACACUUCUAUGAAUUCAGAGUAUCUGCUGAAAAUGCUGCUGGUGUGGGCACACCAAGUGAACCAUCUGAAUAUUACAAAGCCUGUGAUGCAACCUAUCCUCCUGGUCCUCCUAAUAAUCCUAAAGUGACAGAUCACUCCAGCACAACUGUUACUUUGGCAUGGAGUAGACCAAUUUAUGAUGGUGGAGCAUCUGUCUCAGGAUACAUUGUUGAGGCAAAGGACGUUAACGAAGAUGAAUGGACUGUGUGUACACCUCCAACUGGUGUCCAAACAACUCACUUCACCGUCAAAAAAUUAAAGGAAAAUGCAGAAUACAACUUCCGUAUUUGUGCAGUUAAUAUAGAGGGGGCUGGAGAACAUGUUGAUGUUCCAGGAUCUGUAAUUGCAGCUGAAAAACUUGAAGCUCCUGAAGUAGAACUUGAUGCAGAUCUUAGGAAAUGUGUUACUGUGCGUGCCAGUGCAACACUUCGGUUAUUUGUCACAAUAAGGGGUAGACCAGAGCCUGAGGUUAAGUGGAAAAAGGCAGAUGGCAUCAUACCAGAGCGUGCUCAAAUUGAGGUUACAGGCUCUUACACUGGGCUUGUUAUUGACAAUGUUAACCGGUUUGACACUGGCAAGUAUGUUUUAACACUUGAAAAUAAUAUUGGCACAAAAUCUGCAUUUGUUAAUGUCAAAGUACUUGACUCUCCAAGUGCUCCAGUCAACUUUGAAGUUAAGGAUGUAAAAAGAGAUUCUGUCCAGCUACAAUGGGAGCCUCCACAAAUUGAUGGUGGAGCCAAGAUAACCCAUUACAUUGUAGAAAAGCGUGAAUCCAAGAGACUAGCAUUCACAUCUGUAACAAACAACUGUGUCAGAAAUUCAAUCAGGAUUGAUGAUCUCCAAGAAGGAGGUCUUUACCACUUCCGUGUAUUGGCUGUCAAUGAACUUGGUGUUGGUUUGCCUGCAGAGACUACAGAGGCUGUCAAAAUUUCUCAAGCACCCUUACCACCUGGUAAAAUUACAGUUAUUGAUGUAACUCGACACACUGUUACUUUGUCAUGGGAAAAGCCAGAUCAUGAUGGUGGGAGCAAAAUCACAGGCUAUAUGGUGGAAAUGAUGACUAAGGGAUCAGAUAAAUGGACUGCAUGUGCCACGAUAAAGGCACUGGAAGCCACAAUUGAAGGACUUACAACAGGAGAGGAAUACAGCUUCAGAAUUACAGCAAUUAACGACAAAGGAAAGAGCGAUCCUAAACCACUGGGAGCACCUGUUGUGGCAAGAGAUAUUACUAUUGAACCCAUUAUUGAUUUGAUGUUCAAUACCUACAGUGUAAAAGCUGGAGAUGAUCUCAAAAUAGAUGUUCCGUUCAGAGGCAGACCUUCUCCAGAGGUUACAUGGAAGAAGGAUGGUCACUCGCUGAAGCAAACAACCAGAGUUAAUGUUUUGACAUCAAAGACAUCAUCCAAGAUCACCAUCAAGGAUGCUACAAGAGAAGAUGCUGGAAAAUAUGAAAUUACUUUAACCAAUUCAUUUGGUGUCAAGUCUGCAGAAAUAUCAGUCAUCGUUCUUGAUAAACCAGGUCCACCAGGUUCAAUCAAGGUAGAGGAAAUAAGUGCUGAUUUUAUUUCGCUAUCAUGGGACCCUCCGAUGUAUGAUGGUGGCUGUCAAAUCAAUAAUUAUAUAGUUGAGAAAAGAGAUACGACUACUACAGCAUGGCAAAUUGUUUCAGCGACAGUUGCAAGAACAUCAAUCAAAGUAACUCGUUUGACACAAGGAACAGAAUAUCAGUUCCGUAUUGCUGCAGAGAAUCGUUAUGGUAAAAGCCAUGCCAUUGACUCAGCCCCAAUUGUUGCACAGUACCCCUUUACACCUCCAGGCCCUCCAACCAGUCUUCAGGUUUCUCAUGCCACUAAAUCAGGAAUGUUAGUUACAUGGAACAGACCAGCAAGUGAUGGUGGGAGUCCUGUUGUUGGAUAUCACAUAGAGUGCAAAGAUCAGAGCAGCAUUCUUUGGACAAAGAUGAACAGAGGGCUUAUAACAGAAACUCAGUUUAAGGUAACUGGCUUGGAAGAAGGCCUACUGUAUCAGUAUAGAGCAUAUGCAGAAAAUAUAGCUGGCAUUGGACCUUGCACAAAGGCAUGUGAUCCUGUUUCUGCCCGAGAUCCAUGUGCACCUCCCAGUCAGCCAAGUGUUAUGAACAUCACAAGAACAUCUGUUUCGCUUUCUUGGACAAAACCGGAGUUUGACGGUGGAGCUAAGGUUACUGGCUAUAUUGUUGAGCGUAGUGAACUUCCAGAUGGACGGUGGUUAAAGUGUAAUUUCACCAAUCUUCAAGAAACAUAUUUUGAUGUGACUGGUCUGAUUGAAGAUCAAAGAUAUGAUUUCCGAAUCAUUGCUAAAAAUUCAGCUGGCUUACUCAGUGAACCAUCAGAAAGCACUGGACCUGUAACAGUAAAAGAUGAUGUUGAUCCACCACGCAUAACAAUUGAGGACAAGCUAAGACAACUUGUUGUAAUAAAAGCUGGAGAAAUACUGAGAAUUGAUGCUGAAAUAUCAGGACGUCCAAUUCCUGUGGUUUCAUGGGCAAAGGAUGGAAAAGAAAUUGAAGCCAAGGCCAGAUGUGAGAUUUCUUCAACACUUACUAGUACAACACUAAUUGUGAGAGAUGCUAUUAGACGAGAUUCAGGACAGUAUGUUCUAACGUUGCAGAAUGUUGCAGGCACCAGAUCUUUAGCAGUAAAUUGUAAGGUCUUGGACAGACCUGGUCCAUCAUCUGGACCAUUGGAUAUAACUGGUUUGACUGCAGAAAAAUGUACAUUGACCUGGGGACCACCUCAGGAAAAUGGAGGUGCUGAAAUUCAACACUACAUUGUUGAGAAACGUGAGACUAGCCGGCUUGCUUGGACUCUGGUCUAUGCAGACAUGAAGGCCACAACAUGUAAAGUAACAAAAUUGCUCAAAGGUAAUGAGUAUAUAUUUAGAGUUCGAGGAGUUAAUAAGUAUGGAACUGGUGAAGCUCUGGAGAGCGAUCCUGCUAAGGCAAUGGAUCCAUUCACAGUCUGUGCUGCACCAACAGAUGUUGAAGUCACCAGUGUUACAAGUGAAGCAAUGACAAUUUGCUGGGAAAGACCCAUCUCUGAUGGCGGCAGUAGUAUUUCUGGUUAUGUAAUUGAGAAACGUGAGAAAUCUGGUCUUCGUUGGGUACGUGUGAACAAAAAGCCUGUGUAUGACCUAAGAGUAAAAGCUUCUAAUCUCCGUGAAGGCUGCGAGUAUGAAUACAGAGUAUUUGCUGAAAAUGCUGCUGGUUUGAGUGCACCAAGUGUGCCUUGCCCACUGACAAAGGCAGAGGAUCCGUUGUUCCUGCCAUCACCUCCAGCUAAACCUAAAAUAAUCGAUUCUACUAAAACAUCAGUAACACUGUCUUGGAACAAGCCAUUAUUUGAUGGUGGUUCACUAGUAACUGGAUACAUGGUGGAAUACAGAAAUACCAAUGAUGAUGAUUGGACAGUUGCUGUCAGUAACACCAAGAGCACAGAGUUCACUGUUGUGGGACUCACAUCAGGAACAGAGUAUGUCUUUAUAGUCAGAUCAAUUAACAAAAUUGGCCCAAGUGAGCCAAGCCCUGAAACUGAUCCACAGGUAGCAAAGGAAAGAGAAGAUGAGCCAGUUUUCUUAAUCAGUAAUGAAAUGAGGAAGACACUGGUUGUGAAAGAUGGAAGCUCAUUUACCCUUAGAGUCCCAUUCAAGGGGAAGCCUGUCCCACAUGUAAUGUGGAACAAACCAGAUGUUGAUCUGAGAGUGAGGGCAUCUAUUGAUACAACUGAUACCUGCACAUCGGUCACAAUUGAGCAAGCUACAAGAGAUGACUCUGGGAAAUACACUGUAACUCUCCAAAAUGUUGCUGGAACUGCUACACUGACGCUGAGUGUAAAGGUCCUUGAUUCUCCAGGCCCACCAGCCCACAUUGAAGUAAAAGACGUCACCAAGAGUUCGGCAACUAUUACAUGGGAUACUCCUGACAACGAGGGUGGUGCUCCAGUCAAAAACUACCUUGUUGAUCUCCGCGAAGCAACUAAGAUGGGCUGGAGCAGGAUUUCAAACAGUUGUCCCAGGUUGACUUAUAAAGUGACUAAUCUGCAAGAGGGGGGUGUAUAUUAUUUCAGAGUUACUGGUGAAAAUGAGUACGGUGUCGGAGUGCCACUUGAGACCAAGGAAGGAACAAAGGUUACAGAAAAACCAAGCCCACCACCCAAGCUUGGGGUAACUGAUGUCACAAAAGAAAGUGUCUCACUUGCAUGGCUUAAACCAGAACAUGAUGGAGGAAGUAGAAUUACAAACUACCUGGUUGAGGCCCUUGAAAAAGGACAACAAAAGUGGAUAAAGUGUGGUUCCACCAAAUCCACUCAUUUUGUUGUCUAUGGAUUGAGAGAAAAUGCAGAAUACUACUUCAGAGUUCGUGCUGAAAACCAUGCUGGGCUGAGCGACCCCAAGGACAUGGUUUUACCUGUGCUUGUUAAAGACCAGCUGGAGGCGCCAGAAAUUAAUAUGAAGGACUUCCAACACAACACUGCCUAUGUUAAGGCAGGUUCAAAUCUCAAGAUUGAGAUCCCCCUUACUGGUAAACCUUUACCAAAAGUUUCCCUCUCUAAAGAUGGACAGGUUCUAAAGUCUACCAUGAGAUUCAACUUUGAUGUGACAACUGACUCACUUUUAAUUUAUUUGCGUGAGAGUAUUGCUUCAGAUGCAGGCAGAUAUGAUAUCACAGCCUCUAAUUCUAGUGGAACCACAAAAUCCUUUGUGAAUAUUGUGGUUCUUGAUAGACCAGGUCCACCGGUUGGCCCUAUUGAAAUGUGUGAUAUCACAGAGGACAGUGUGAGUCUGAAGUGGUUGCCUCCUGCAUAUGAUGGUGGUAGCCCAAUCACCAACUACAUUGUUCUCAAACGCGAGACCACUACUGCCAACUGGAUAGAAGUUUCAUCUGCUGUGGCAAGGUGCACAAUCAAGAUCAUGAAGCUGAAUACUGGAGUUGAGUACCAAUUCAGAAUCAGGGCUGAGAAUCGCUUUGGCAUCAGUGAGCACAUUGAUUCACAGACUGUGACAGUCAGUCUUCCAUACACACUUCCUGUGGCACCUUCACAACCAUGGGUGUCAGCUGUAACGAAGGAAAGUAUCACUGUAAACUGGAAGGAGCCAUCCUCAGAUGGUGGAAGCCAUGUCUUCGGAUAUCACCUUCAAAUGAAGGACAGAAACAGCAUUCUUUGGCAGAAAGUUAACACAACUGUUAUUCGUGCUACACACUUUAAAGUAACAAAUGUGAAUGCUGGUUUGAUCUACGAGUUCAAGGUUGCAGCUGAAAAUGCUGCUGGUAUUGGUCCAAUUAGCAAGUCCUCAGAUCCUGUGCUUGCAAUUGAUGCUUGUGAACCUCCCAACAGUGUUAGAGUCACUGAUAUCACGAAGAACUCUAUUAGUCUAGCCUGGCAGAAACCCUCAUAUGAUGGUGGAAGCAAAAUUACUGGAUAUUUAAUUGAAAGGAAAGAUGGUCCAAAAGGCAGAUGGUCAAAAGCUAAUUUGACAAAUGUUACUGACACCAAGUUUACUGUAUCAGGCUUGACUCAGAAUGAAUCUUAUGAAUUCCGAGUCAUGGCUAAAAAUGCAGUUGGUUCAGUCAGUAACCCAUCUGCAAUUGUUGGACCAGUCACAUGUGUGGACACUUAUGGUGCCCCUGAGGUUGAUCUUCCUCAAGAAUAUCUUGAUGUUGUGAAAUACAAAGCUGGUGCUACGGUUCAGCUUAAAAUUGGUAUUGUUGCUAAGCCUCAACCAACAAUUGAAUGGUACAAGGACGGAAAAGAACUUGAGUCUGGAGCUCAGAUUUCCAUUUCCAACACCACUGAGUUUACAUGCAUUUCAGUCAGGGAAGCCACUCGACUGAAUACUGGAACAUACGAACUCAAGAUCAAGAAUUCUUUAGGCUCUGCAUAUGCUGCGGUUAGAGUACUUGUCCAAGACAAACCUGGACCCCCUGCUGGAGAGAUACAGUUUAAGAAAAUCACAGCUGAUACUAUGACCAUCAUGUGGGAUCCUCCAGCUGAUGAAGGUGGCGCAAUGGUCACCCACUACAUUGUGGAGAAACGUGAGACAAGCAGAAUUAUGUGGUCCAUAAUCUCUGAAAAAUUGCAAGACUGCAUUGUCACAGUCCCAAGGCUAAUUAAGGGCAAUGAAUACAUAUUCCGUGUUCGUGGAGUAAACAAACAUGGAGUUGGUGAUCCUUUGGAAUCUAGACCAGUAAUAGCACAGAAUUCCUUUGUUCAUCCUAGUCAGCCUUCUAAACCUCAAGUCACCAUGAUUACAAGGUCAACAAUGACUGUGGUGUGGGAAAGACCAAGUUUGGAUGGUGGCAGUGACAUUGAUGGAUAUUACUUAGAGAAACGAGAGAAGAAAAGUCUACAGUGGUUCAAGGUUAUAAAAGAUCCAAUCCGUGAUACCAGACAAAAAGUCCACAACCUCACAGAAGGAAAUGAAUAUCAGUAUCGUGUUUGUGCAAUCAACAAAGCUGGUGCAGGUCCAUAUUCUGAUGUCUCCAUCUUCUACAAAGCUUAUGACCCAAUUGAUCCACCAAGUGAGCCAACCAAGCUCAGAGUUGUUGAUUCAACAAAGACAUCAAUUACUCUUGGAUGGGUGAAGCCUGUUUAUGAUGGUGGGAGCGAAAUCACAAGCUAUGUUGUUGAACAAAGAAUAGCUGAUGAGACAGAAUGGGUCACUAUAAGUUCUAAAGGAGAAGUAAGAACUACUGAGUUUGUUGUGUCCCAUUUAAAACCUGGAGUUUACUACUACUUCCGUGUCUCUGCUGUGAAUUGUGUUGGAACUGGACGUUCGAUUGAGAUUGUGCAGCCAGUGCAAGCCAAAGAUAUUCUGGAGGAAGCUGAUGUGGAUCUUGACAUCUCAAUGUCAACUCAGUACAUAGCUAAGGCUGGUAGAGAUGUUGAAAUUGUAAUUCCUCUCAAAGGUAGACCUGCUCCAAAUGUAACAUGGCGAAAGGGAGACAAAAACAUUAGUGGUGAUGCAAGAUAUGCCAUCAGAAACACAGAAUACUCAACCACACUGAUCAUUCCAAAAGUCACAAGGGAUGAUACUGGCAAAUAUCUUCUUGAAAUUGAAAAUGGAGUUGGGGAGCCAAAAACCAUCACAGUGUCUGUUAAAGUAUUGGACACACCAUCUGCUUGUAACAGGAUGAUAGUGAAGAAUGUGACAAGAGGUAAACUUACUCUAAGCUGGGAACCACCUUAUAUUGAUGGUGGCUCUCCAAUCACAAAUUACGUUGUUGAAAAGAAGGAUGCUAAAAUGAAGGCAUUCACUAUUGUGACAAAUGAAUGUGCCAAUACAACCUAUAAAGUUGAUGGACUGUCUGAAGAAAUUUCUUAUUUCUUCCGUGUUUCUGCUGAAAAUGAAUAUGGUGUUGGCGAUCCUUGUGAGACUGAGCAGCCUGUGAGAGCAACAGAGAUGCCUGGUGCUAUAAAAGAUCUUGUAUUGGUUGACUCAAGUAAUACAUCUGUAUCACUGGCAUGGACAAAGCCAGAUCAUGAUGGUGGCAGUCACAUAUCUGAGUACAUUAUUGAGAAAAAAACAAAGGAAGAAGAAUCAUGGAGCGCUGGUGGCACAUGCAGACGUUGCCAGUGUGAGGUAACCGAACUUAAAGAGCUUUCUGAAGUUUACUUUAGAGUUUUUGCAAAAAAUGAGAAGGGUCGCAGUGACUUCUCUCAAAUCGGGCCAAUCACUGUAAAGGACUUCCUUAUACCACCUGAGGCAAACCUUAUUGACUAUCCUAAUGGAGAAUUAAGUGUUCGCAUUGGACAAAAUGUUAAUAUUGACUUACCCUACAAAGGUAAACCCAAACCAAUUAUUCAGUGGAUGAAAGAUGAUGUUCUACUCAAGGAAAGUGAACAAGUUCGUUUCAGGCAAACAGAGAACAAGGCUAGUCUCAUUGUAAGAAAUGCAAGAAAGGAAAAUGCAGGAAAAUACACCUUGGUACUUGAUAACAAACUUGUCAAGAACUUCUUUGACAUCAAAGUCAUUACACUUGGGCCACCAUCUCAGCCCAUAGGCCCAAUCCGUUUUGAUGAAAUUAAAGCCCAGAGUAUUAUUAUCUCAUGGGAUGUACCCCAAGAAGAUGGUGGAGGAGAGAUCACCUGCUACAGUGUAGAAAAGCGAGAGACAUCUCAAGCAGCAUGGAAGCUGGUUUGCUCUAGUGUGGUCAGGACAACAUUCAAGAUACCAAAUUUGGUUAAGGGUACAGAAUACCAAUUUAGGGUGCGUGCAGAGAACAAAUAUGGCGUAAGUGAUCCUCUAACCUCACCAGAUGUGGUUGCUCAACACCAAUAUAAGCCACCAGGUCCACCAGGAAAACCUGUAGUAUUCAAUGUUACAAGUGAUGGCAUGACUGUUCAGUGGGAUGCCCCAGGUUUUGAUGGUGGUUCUCCAAUCACUGGAUACCACCUUGAGAAGAAAGACAGGAACAGCUUAUUGUGGAUGAAAGUGAAUACCAGUGUUAUUUCUGGAAGAGAAUACAGAGUCAUUGGACUUAUUGAAGGUCUGGAAUAUUCAUUCAGAGUGUAUGCACAAAACAAUGCUGGAAUGAGUCCGGUCAGUGAACAGAGCAAACACAAACUGGCAAUUUCCCCUGUUGAUCCUCCUGGCACACCUAACUGCAUUGAUGUUACAAGAGACUCUGUAACACUUCAGUGGGAACCACCAAAACGUGAUGGAGGCAGUAGGAUUGUAGCAUACAGUGUUGAAAGACGUCAAGGAAGAGCACGUUGGUUGAGAUGCAAUUUCAUCGAUGUUAGCGAAUGUCAAUUUACAGUAACAGGCCUUGCUGCUGGUGAUCGCUUCGAAUUCAGGGUAAUUGCCAGAAAUGCUGUUGGAACAGUUAGUCCACCAUCUCAGUCCUCUGGCUACAUCAUGACCAAGGAUGAAAGUGUCAUCCCUCAAAUUGAAUUUGAAGCUGAGAAAUCCCUCACCAUCAAGGCAGGAGAAAAUAUUAAACUCAGCUGCAGUAUAAGUGGACGUCCUGUACCUCAAGUUAUUUGGUAUAAAGAUGGAAAGGAAGUUGACAAAAUGCUUGUUGACAUCACAACUGUUAUUGGAUCAAGCUCGCUGUUUAUCAGAGAUGCUGACCGUAAUGACCGUGGUGUCUACACAGUUGAGGCCAAGAACAGUUCAGGCACAACAAAAGUGGAUGUUCUUGUUAGAGUCCAAGAUACUCCUGGACCACCUGAAGGCCCACUUCGCUUUACAAAUAUAUCUGCAGAGAAAGCAACUCUUUGGUGGAGCCCACCUGAAAAUGAUGGCUGUGCAGCUAUCAAUAAUUAUGUGAUUGAGAAGCGUGAGACUUCCAGAAUUUCAUGGGCACUUGUAACAUCCAAGUGUGAAGCCUGCUCCUUCAAUGCCACAAAACUGAUUAAAGGAAAUGAAUAUCAGUUCCGUGUAUCUGCUGUCAAUAAAUUUGGAGUUGGCAAGCCACUAGAGUCUGAUCCAAUCAUUGCUCAAAUGCAGUACACUGUGCCAGAUGCACCUGGAACACCUGACUGCACUCAUGUGACAGGAAACAGUAUUACACUGUGUUGGACAAGACCAAGACAUGAUGGUGGAAAUGAGAUUAAGCAAUACAUCCUUGAAAGACGGGAAAAGAAGAGUUUGAGAUGGGUGAAGGUUUCAGCUAAAAGACCAAUAACUGAGCUUAGGCACAGAGUAACAAACCUUACAGAAGGGAAUGAAUAUGAAUUCCGUGUUAUGGCUGAAAAUGGUGCUGGAAUUGGACCUUCAAGUGGUAUAUCCAGAUUGUUUAAGUGCAGAGAGCCAACAAGUGCACCCAGUGCACCAACUAUGGUGAAGGUCAUUGAUUCCACCAAGAUGUCUGUUACCCUGGGAUGGACCAAACCAGUGUUUGAUGGCGGUUUGGAAAUCAUUGGUUACAUUAUAGAGAUGUGCAAGGCAAGCCUUGAGGAAUGGCACAGAGUCAACAAUCAGACGUGCAUCCAAACACAUUACAAAGUAACAGAGUUAGAGUCAGGUGAAGAAUAUAAAUUCCGUGUUUGUGCUGUCAAUGGUGCUGGCAAGGGAGAAUUCUCUGAGACUCCAAAUGUAGUACAAGCAGUUGACAGACUGACCUCGCCAGAAAUUGAUAUAGAUGCAGACUUCAAGCAAACACAUAUUGUGAAGAAUGGCGGAAUUGUUAAACUUCAUAUUCCCUUCCGUGGAAAACCAGUCCCACUUGCCACAUGGACAAAGGCAGAUGGAGAUCUUGGUGUAAUGGUGGAUAUAAAUACAACCGAUACAUUCAGCACCUUGACAAUUGAAAAUUGCACUAGAUAUGAUGCUGGCAAAUAUACACUCUCUCUUGAAAACAACAGUGGUCGUAAAACCAUUACAUUAACAGUCAAAGUGUUGGACACACCUGGACCUCCAGGACCUCUUUCAUUCAAGGAUGUGACAAGGGGUGCUCUGACACUCAUGUGGGAUGCACCAUCAAAUGAUGGAGGUGCACGUGUUCAUCACUACAUUGUCGAAAAGCGAGAGGCAAGUAGAUUAAGUUGGCAGGAGGUCAGUGAAAGGUGUACACGUCAAAUCCUGCGAGUGAUCAACCUUGAUAUUGGUGUGGCAUACUGUUUUAGAGUUACCGCUGAAAAUCAAUACGGCAAAGGUGAACCAUAUGAAAUGACAGAGCCUAUUAUAGCUACAGAAGAGCCUGCAUCUCCCAAGCGGCUGGAUGUUAUUGAUACUACAUCCUCAACAGCUAGCCUAGUGUGGAUGAAGCCUGAGCAUGAUGGCGGAAGCCGUAUUACUGGAUACAUUGUUGAGACUAGAAAGAAGGGCUCUGCUAACUGGGUUGUUGGAGGUCAAACUAAAUCUCUGAAAAUGGUUCUUGAAGGCCUGGUUGAGAACACUGAAUAUGAGUUCCGUGUAAAGGCUCAGAAUGAUGCUGGCAUAAGUCACCCACGAGAUGCACUAGCCUCUGUCAUUAUAAAGGAGCCACGUAUAGAGCCAACCGCAGAUCUGAGUAGUAUAGAUAAACAACUCAUUACUUGCAAAACUGGAAAUUCUUUUGCCAUUGAUAUUCCAAUAAGUGGCAGACCAGCCCCAAAGGUAACAUGGAAGCUUGAAGAAAUGAAACUUAAAGAAACAGACAGAGUGUCGAUUAAGAUAUCUAAAGACAGAACUACUCUGCUGGUUAAGGAUGCCAAGAGAGGCGACAGUGGAAAAUAUUAUCUCACGCUUGAAAAUGCAGCUGGAUCAAAGACAUUUACUGUUACGGUUAUUGUCAUUGGUAGACCAACCCCACCAACUGGACCUGUUGAAAUUUCAGGAGUAUCAUCAGAAUCCUGUGUAUUGACUUGGGGAGAACCUAGUGAUGAUGGUGGAACGGACAUAAGCAAUUAUAUUGUUGAGAAACGUGAGUCUGGCUCCACAACAUGGCAGGUUGUGAAUUCAAGUGUGAAACGGACUACCAUCAAAGUAACUCAUCUCACCAAGUACAUGGAGUACACUUUCAGAGUCUCUGCUGAGAACAAGUUUGGUGUUAGCAAGUCCAUUGAAUCUCAAGCUAUUGUUGCUGAACAUCCAUUCAUCUCACCCAGCCCACCAACUCGUCCAGAUGUAGUUUCUGUGUGUGCUAAUGCAAUUUCUAUUCGUUGGGAUGUGCCAUAUCAUGAUGGUGGAAGCCAAGUAACUGGAUACUGGAUUGAAAAGAAAGAGCGUAAUACCAUUCUUUGGGUGAGGGAGAACAAGAUUCCUUGUCUUGAGUGCCAUUACAAGGUGUCCACCCUUAUUGAGGGCCUUGAGUAUCAGUUCAGAGUAUAUGCGAUGAAUAUUGCUGGUUUGAGUAAAGCAAGUGAACCAUCAAGACCAGUACUGGCUCUAAAUCCAGUUGAUCCACCUGGCACACCAGAGGUUUAUGAUGUAACCAAGACCUCAGUGUCUAUUAGAUGGUCUGUGCCAUUUAAUGAUGGUGGCAGCAAGAUUGUUGGAUAUGUGGUUGAACGCAAGGCAUCCAGUGAUGAUGAAGAAGCUCGCUGGUUGAAGUGCAACUAUACCACAAUCACAGAAAACUUCUUCACUGUUACAUCGCUCCUCGAGGGAGAACAGUAUGAAUUCCGUGUUAUUGCCAGAAAUGGUGCUGGAGUCCACAGUAUGCCAUCUCAAUCAUCAGGACUUAUAACAUGCAAAGAUGAAUACACACCACCUAAGGCCGAGCUGGACAGUAAACUUGUGGGUGAGACAAUCACUAUUAGAGCUGGAUCAGACCUUGUUCUUGAUGCUGCUGUUGGUGGAAAACCAGAACCUAAAGUCUUUUGGGCUAAGGGCGACAAGGAGUUGGAUCCUGGAGAGAAAUACUCUCUGACAUACACAAGCACAAGAGCGAUGGCAAUCAUUAAAUCAUGUGACAGAAACGAUACUGGAAGAUACAUCCUUACUGUAAAGAAUGCAAGUGGAAUCAAAACAUCUGCUGUCAAUGUUAAAGUACUUGAUACACCUGGUCCACCUGCGGGUACAAUAACAAUCAGCAGGGUCACAGAGGAGAAAUGCACAGUUUCCUGGAAGAUUCCUCUGGAGGAUGGUGGAGAUCAUGCCAGUCACUAUAUUGUUGAAAGACGUGAGACAAGCAGACUCAACUGGGUCAUUAUGGAAACUGAAUGCAAGACUCUGUCUUGUGUCAGCACGAAACUGAUCAAAAACAAUGAGUACAUUUUCCGUGUCAGAGGUGUAAAUAAAUACGGGCCUGGUGUACCCCUAGAGUCUGAACCAGUUAUUGCAAGAAAUGCAUACACUGUUCCAACACCUCCGGGAACUCCAGAUAUUACUGCUAUUGGAAAAGAGCAUGUUAUUAUCGAGUGGUUUAAGCCAGAGAAUGAUGGUGGAAGUGAAAUUAAAAACUACCUUGUGGAUAAACGUGAGAAGAGCAGUGUUAGAUGGACAAGAGUAAACAAAACCUACACCAUUUAUGAUACACGCCUGAAAAUCACUGGUCUCCUUGAGGGUAGUGAUUAUCAGUUUCGCGUUUCAGCAGUCAAUGCUGCUGGCACCAGUGCUCCAAGUGAUGUAUCUCAGUAUGCUCACUGUAAAGACCCAACAUAUACCCCAGCACCACCAUCAGUUCCUCGUAUUUCAGAUACCACAAAGCACAGUAUUAGUAUGACAUGGACACGACCAAUGUAUGAUGGUGGAUCUGAUGUCACAGGCUAUAUUGUUGAGAUUCUGGAGGAGGGAACAGAGCAGUGGUAUAGAGCCACGCAGAAGACAUUGACCAGUACUCAGUACACAGUAACUGGUCUGGCAAGUAAUAAAAAAUACAGCUUCAGAGUGGCUGCUGUCAAUGCUAUGGGUACUGGGGAAUUCAGUGAAGGCAGUAUCGAAACUGCACCCUCUGAAAAAGUUGAAAUCCCUGAUAUUGAGCUACCUGAUGAACUUAAGAAGACUGUUUGCAUCAGAGCUGGCAACACUUUACGUCUUAAUGUAACUAUAUCUGGAAGACCUGCACCAGUUAUUACCUGGAGAAAGACUGGAAUUGACCUACAGUCCCGUGGUUUCAUAGAUACCACAGAAAAGACUACAUCAUUAAUAGUGGAGAAGGUACAUCGCUAUGAUGCUGGAAAAUACACAAUUGAGGCAGAAAAUCCAUCUGGCAAGAAAAUUAUUACAAUUCUCGUCAAGAUUUAUGAUACUCCUGGACCAUGUGGUGCAGUAAAUGUUAAAGAUUACACUAAAGAGUCAGUUGUAAUCACAUGGGAUGUGCCUACUAUUGAUGGUGGUGCUCCCAUCAACAACUACAUAAUUGAAAAGCGUGAAGCUUCAAUGAAAUCUUACAAAACAGUGACAACAGAGUGCAAGAAGACAUUAUACAGAAUCACUGGACUGGAAGAAGGAACACAGUACUUCUUUAGAGUGUUGCCUGAGAAUAUAUAUGGUAUCGGAGAACCUUGUGAAAUUACUGAACCAGUGCUGGUUUGUGAAGUUCCAUCUGUUCCUCAAGAUCUAUAUCUCAUUGAUACAACAAAGUCUACUGUCAUUCUUGGAUGGGAAAAACCACUUCAUGAUGGUGGCAGCAGACUUUCAGGCUUUGUCAUUGAAGCCUGCAAAACUGGAACUGAUCGAUGGAUGAAUGUUGCUAAUGUGAAAUCAUCUGUGCUGCAACACACAAUUGACUCACUGACUGAAAAUGAGCAAUAUCUCUUCAGAAUCAGAGCUGAAAAUAGCAGAGGUGUCAGUGAGCCCAGAGAUCUCAUGACACCUGUAACAAUUCAAGAACAGAGAGACAUGCCGAAGAUUGACUUGACUGGUAUCCCUCAAAAGAUUGUCAAUGUGCCAGCUGGUAAGCCAAUUGUGCUCAACAUUCCCAUUAAAGGAAGACCUGCACCAGUCUGUUCAUGGUCGUUUGGUGGAGUCAAAAUGAAAGACAAGCUUGACCGGAUUAAGAUUGAAACAACUGCGAAAUUCACCAAACUGGCAGUUCGUGAAACCACAAUUGAUGAUACUGGUGACUACACUCUUAAUGUGAAGAAUGUCACUGGAACAGCAACUGAGGUCAUCAAAGUUAUUAUUCUUGAUAAACCUGGAGUACCUGUUGGGCCUAUGAAAAUUGAAGAGGUUGAUGCCACAUCUGUGACAUGCAGCUGGGAACCACCUCAGAAAGAUGGAGGUGCAAAUAUCAGUGGCUAUAUUGUUGAGCAACGUGAUGCACAUCGACCUGGAUGGAUGUCUGUUUCUGAAUCUGUCACAAGACCCGUGUUCAAAUUCACAAGACUUGCAGAGGGAACUGAAUAUGUAUUCCGUGUUGCAGCAACAAAUCGCUUUGGUAUCGGCGGGUUCUUGCAAUCUGAGGUCGUUGAGUGCAAGAGUGCCAAAACUGUACCUGGAGCACCCAGCACACCUGAAAUACUUGAUGUGUCUCAUGAUGGUAUGACUCUUACUUGGACACCACCCGAGGACAAUGGUGGUUCUACUAUUGCUGGCUACAUUAUUGAGCGCAAAGAGGCUGGAUCUGACAGGUGGCUUCGCAUCAAUAAGAAUCCAGUGACGAUGACAAGAUACAGAGCCACAGGACUUAUUGAGAGUCUUGAAUAUGAGUAUAGAGUGACAGCCAUAAACUCUAGAGGCACUGGAAAACCAAGUGCAAAUUCUAAACCAACUAUUGCAAUGGAUCCUAUUGAGCCUCCUGGUAUUCCACUAAAUCCGAGAGUUACGGAUACCACAAGAACAUCCGUUUCUCUUGCUUGGUCUCCUCCAGAAGAGGAGGGAGGAGCUGCUGUAAAUGGCUAUCUUAUAGAGAUGCAAAAAGUUGACCAGGUUGAAUGGACAAAAUGCAACACAACACCAACAAAGAUCUGUGAAUACACUUUGACACACAUGCCCCAAGGAGCUGAAUACAAGUUCCGUGUGAUGGCUUGCAAUGCUGGUGGAGCUGGUGAGCCAGCUGAGAUUCCAGGAGUGGUAAAAGUUGCAGAAAUGCUUGAAUACCCUGACUAUGAGCUGGAAAAAAUUUACCAGGAAGGCUAUAUUGUCAGACAAGGUGGUGUCAUCAGACUAUCGGUGCCCAUCAAGGGCAAACCCUUACCAACAUGCAAGUGGACAAAAGAAGGUCGUGACAUUUCUCACAGAGCUAUGAUUGCAACCAGUGAAGAACGCACUGAGCUUGUGAUCAAGGAAGCCCAUAGAGAUGACACCGGUACCUACGAUCUUGUGUUGGAAAAUAAAUGUGGAAGGAAGGCUGUCUAUAUUAAAGUGAAAGUUAUAGGUCGUCCAGAUCCACCUGAGGGUCCUCUUGAAUUUGAUGAUAUUCAGGCACGUUCAGUCAGAGUAAGCUGGAGACCACCAUCAGAUGAUGGUGGUUCUGAUAUAUUUGGUUACAUUGUGGAGAGGCGUGAAGUACCUAAAGCAGCUUGGUACACUGUGGAUUCACGUGUCGCUGAUACAUCACUUGUGGUGAAGGGACUGAAGGAAAAUGUUGAAUAUCACUUCAAGAUCACAGCAGAGAACCAGUUUGGCAUUAGCAAAUCUCUGAAAUCUGAUGAAUCUGUCACACCAAAGACGCCUCUUUGUCCACCAGAACCUCCUAGUUUCCCUCCAGAAAUUAUGGAUGUUACAAAGACAACAAUUGGUCUGUCCUGGUCAAGACCAAAGGAUGAUGGGGGCUCUCGUGUCACUGGAUACUAUGUUGAAAGAAGGGAGAUUUCCACUGAAAAGUGGGUGCGUCAUAAUAAGACUCAUAUCACAACAACAAUGUAUACUCUCACUGGCCUAAUCCCAGAUGCAGAAUACCAGUUCCGUGUGGUUGCUCAAAACGAUAUUGGUCAAAGCGAGCCUGGUCCUGUGUCCGAGUCAGUUGUAUGCAAAGAUCCAUUUGAUAAACCAGGGCAACCCGGUGAGUUUGAUAUUAUCUCUAUAACCAAGGACUGCAUAACCAUUCACUGGUUGCGUCCUGAAUCUGAUGGUGGAAAAGAGAUCCUUGGGUACUGGAUUGAAUACAGGCAAGCAGGUGAAAGUGCUUGGAAAAAGUGCAAUAAAGAGCGCUCAAAGGACAGGCAGUUUACCAUUGGUGGACUCAUGGAAGCAACAGAGUAUGAGUUCAGAGUGUUUGCUGAGAAUGAAACUGGACUGGGUAGACCAAGACGAACAGCAAUGGGCAUUAAAACCAAACUGAGUGUUGGAGAGGCUCCAUGCAUGAAGGAGGAUAUCAAAGAUACUACCACUAAAUUAGGAGAGUCUGGAACAUUAACAUGCCAGAUUAUUGGAAGACCUCUUCCUGAAAUUAAGUGGUAUAGAUAUGGAAAGGAGUUGAUCCAGAGCCGAAAAUACAAGAUGAGCUCUGAUGGCCGAAACCACUCUUUAUCAGUAAUGACAGAUGAACAAGAAGAUGAAGGCUUGUAUACUUGCAGAGCCAUCAAUGAGGCGGGUGAAAUUGAGACCAGUGGAAAACUUUUAUUGCAGGCUGCACCACAAUUCCAUCCAGGAUUCCCAUUGAAAGAAAAAUACUAUGCAGGCUGUGGAACUAGCCUACGUCUUCAUGUGGUUUACAUUGGUCGCCCUAUUCCACAAAUCAUGUGGUUCUAUGGCAAGAAGCCCCUCAAUCCAUCAGAGAAUGUUAUAAUUGAAAACACAGAAAGUUACACUCAUUUAGUUAUCAGAAAUGUUCAGCGUAAAACAAAUGCUGGAAGAUAUAAGGUGCAACUCAGCAACAAAUUUGGCACAGUUGACACUGUCCUCCGUGUUGAAAUCCAAGACAAACCUCUCUUGCCUGAAGGACCAGUCGUUGUUGAUGCUCUAUUGAAGAGUUCUGUGAUCAUUAGUUGGAAACCACCAAAGGAUGAUGGUGGAUCAAUGAUCACAAAUUACAUUGUAGAGAAACGUGAAGCGAAAGAGGGUGAGCAAUGGCAUCUUGUAUCAUCGGCUGUCUCAGGAACCACAUGUCGUGUUCCAAACCUCAUUGAGAGCUCUGGAUAUUACUUCCGGGUUUCUGCACAGAAUCAGUAUGGAAUUAGUGAAUCUCUUGAGAUUCCAUCUGUUGUCAUUAUCAAGAGUCCAUUUGAGAAACCUGGAGUACCACAACGGCCAUUUGUUUCAUCUGUAACCAAGGAUUCAUGUGUUGUUUCUUGGAAACCACCAACAAGUGAUGGAGGUGCCAAAAUUAAGAACUAUUUCCUUGAAAAAAGAGAGAAGAAACAGAACAAAUGGAUUGCAGUUACUACAGGAGAAAUCCAUGAGACAUCUUAUACUGCUAAAGGUCUUCUUGAAGGUUUUGAAUAUGAAUUCCGUGUCAAAUGUGAAAAUAUUGGUGGAGAGAGUGACUGGAGUGAGAUUUCAGAACCAGUCAUUCCAAAAUCAGAUACAGCUCUCCGUGCCCCAUUCUUCAAGGAUGAAUUGAGAGACAUGUGUGUAAAAUACAAGGCAAACGCAACCUUUGUCACAAAGGUUGUUGGGCAUCCCAAGCCAGUGGUUAAAUGGUACAAAAAUGGCAAAGAAAUUUUAGCUGAUGGAGAGAAAAUAAAGGUCCAAGAAUUCAAAGGAGGUUACUUCCAACUUGUUAUCAGCAAUGCUGAUGAAAAUGAUGCAGCUGCUUACCAAAUUAGAGCUACUAACCAGCUUGGAUCAAUAUCCACAAGUAUGAACCUAGAGGUUGAAGUUCCUGCCAAGAUUUACUUGCCAUUACACCUCCAAGGCAUGGGAGCUGUUCAUGCCAUUCGUGGUGAAGUGGUUACCAUCAAGAUUCCAAUUAGUGGCAAACCUGAUCCUGUAGUCACUUGGCAAAAGGGACAAGAGAUUAUUAACAACACAGCUUACCAUCAGGUUAUUAUCACAAGGUCGUUCACCUCCCUGGUGUUCCUAAAGGGAGUACAAAGGAAGGAUUCUGGCUACUACAUUAUUUGUGCCAAAAAUCGAUUUGGCAUGGAUAAGCAGACAGUUGAACUCGAUGUUGCGGAUGUGCCCGAUCCACCAAAAGAUGUUAAAGUCAGUGAUAUUGGCAGAGAUACAAUCACUCUCACUUGGAGUCCUGGCAAUGAUGGUGGAAGUGAAAUUAUUAAUUACAUUAUUGAAAAGUGUCCUACCACCGGAGACCGAUGGAUUCGUGUUGCACAGACAUCUGAAUCCCAAUAUACCGUCAUGAGUCUCUUUGGCAAAACAAAGUACCAGUUUAGAGUGAUUGCAGAAAACAGAUUUGGGUUGAGUGAUCCAUCUGCACCUACUGACCCUGUGACUACAAAAGAAGACAAGUUAGCAAUUCGAAACUAUGAUGAAGAAGUGGAUGAAACAAGAGUAGUUACAAAGGAAGAGGCACCACAUUCAAAAGUCAAACAUGUACCAUCACUGUACACAGUUUCUGAGGAACUUGCACGUAAUGGACAGUUUGGCAUUGUCCAUCGCAGUAUUGAAAUUAGUUCCAAGAAGACAUUCUUGGCAAAAUUCAUCAAAGUUAAAGGUGCUGAUCGAGAGCUGGUUGCAAGAGAAAUUGAGACACUCAAUAUUGCAAGACAUAAAAACAUUCUGUAUCUUCAUGAAUCCUUUGAUAGCUUGGAAGAAUACGUCCUUAUCUAUGAAUUCCUUUCUGGUAUGGACAUCUUUGAGCGUCUCGGUAUAAACUUUGACCUUACAGAGCAAGAAAUUGUUCAGUAUCUGAGACAAGUCUGUGGAGCCCUGAAGUUCUUGCAUAGUAAAAACUAUUGCCAUUUUGAUAUCAGACCUGACAACAUUAUUUAUUCCACAAGGAAGAGCAAUACAAUCAAGAUCAUUGAAAUGGGCCAAGCUAGGUUGCUUACACCUGGAGAAAACAUCAGGAUUCAGUUCACUGCCCCAGAGUACUAUGCACCGGAAAUCCACACCAGUGAUUUUGUAACAACUGCCACUGACAUGUGGUCUGUAGGUGUUCUUGCUUAUGUCCUCUUAAGUGGAAUUAAUCCGUUUGCUGCUGAAUCAAACCAGAAAAUGAUUGAGCACAUUUCAAAUGCAGAGUAUAUGUUUGAUAGUGAAGCCUUCAAAGAGACCAGCCUUGAGGCUAUGGACUUUGUUGACAGACUGUUAACUAAGGACUGCAAGCUACGUAUGACUGCCUCAGAAGCUUUGGAGCACCCUUGGCUCAAGAUGAAAUUGGAACAUGUUAGUUCAAAAGUCAUCAAGACUUUGAGACACAAAAGAUACUACCAGUCACUUGUGAAAAAGGAAUGGAGCUUUGUUGUUUCAUCAGCACGUGUUGCCUAUGGUGGUGGCUACAGAAACCAGAAAAAUGUUUCCAUUGGAAGAGUGAAAAUUGGACAUCCUGAACAAGGCUUGAGAGCAGGGCCUGUCAUGCAUGGAUCUGCUGAAGAGGGAGGACAUGUCAGGUUUGUGUGCUGCAUUGAAAACUAUGAUCGAAACACUGAAGUGACCUGGUACUUUGGCUCCCGCAAAUUAACUGCAAGCCACAAAUAUGAAAUCACAUAUGCUAAUGGAGUUGCUAGCAUCUAUGUUAAAGACAUUGAAGAAUGUGAUGAUGGAUUAUAUAGAUGCAAGGUUGUCAGUGAAGACAGGGAGGACAAUGCAUAUGCGGAGUUAUUUGUUGAGACUGUUAGGUCCUUCCGUGAGUACUACCUUGGACGCUCGCUGAAGAAACCCAGGCGUAGAAUUGACAAAAGCAAAAUUUUGCAGAGGCCACCAGAGUUUACUUUGCCUUUAUUCAACCGUUCAGCAUACAUUGGUGAAGAUGUGCGCUUUGGUGUAACCAUAACUGUCCAUCCUGAGCCAAGUGUUACGUGGUUAAAGGCUGGGCACAGAAUCAAGCCAGAUCCUAAAAAAUACACAUUCACAAGUGACAAGGGUCUUUAUCAGCUCAUGAUACACAAUGUUGACCUCAGUGACGAUGCUGAAUACACUGUUGUAGCAAACAACAAGUUUGGCGAAGACAGUUGCAAAGCCCGUCUCAAUGUAGCACCUCAUGCUGUUGCUGAGGAUACUAUGAGACCAAUGUUUAAACGUCUCUUGGCCAAUAUUGAUUGUGUUGAGGGGCAGAGCGUCCGCUUUGACUUGAGAGUAUCAGGAACCCCAGCACCAACUUUGAAAUGGGAGAAAAAUGGCAAACCUCUUGAGUUCAGACCACAAGUUGAAGUUGUUCAAGAGGAUGUAGACUAUUUCAUUCUACAUAUUAGAGAAACUCUUAUAGAGGAUUCGGGCACAUACAGAGUCACUGCAACAAAUACAGCUGGAUCAGCAAGCUGUCAAGCUACUCUCAAAGUUGAACGACUGACAUACACAAGGAGGGAGUUCAAGAGCGAGGAAGAAAGACAUACAUAUGUAAGAAACCAAAUAGAAAAGACACUUAAAAUGGCACAAGAGUUCUCAAAAGCUGAAGUUGUUGCACUUAAUCCUGUAGCACAAGAGGCUUUGAAAGAAGCUGCAGAAUUAUAUAAACCGGCAGUGAGCACCAAGCAUGUGCAGGGUGAGUUUGAUAUCUCUGAUAAAGAGGAUCAAGAAAUAAAGAAAAUUAUAGAGGAAGAGAAGAAGAUACGUAUGCCUUAUGAAAUCCCUGAGGCCCGUGCACAUGAUCCCACUGUUCUUGAUGAAGAUAAAAUGAUCAAACACUUUGUGCCCCUAUCUGACAUGAAAUGGUAUAAAAAACUGCGUGACCAGUAUGAGAUUCCUGAGAGAAUGGAAAGAAUUGUUCAGAAGAGACAAAGGCGAAUUCGUCUUUCCAGAUGGGAGCAGUUUUAUGUUAUGCCACUGCCUAGAAUAACUGAUCAAUACAGACCGAAAUGGCGCAUUCCAAAACUUACACAAGAUGAUUUGGAGACUGUUCGACCAGCCAGACGUUCACCAUCCCCUGAAUCAGAGGCAUCAUUUAGACUGAGAAGACGCUCACUUGGGGAUAUUUCAGAUGAGGAUCUGCUUAAGGAAGAGGACUAUCUGGCAACGAAAUUAUCAGAAAAAGAAAGACGAGAGCUUGAAGAAGAACUAGAACUGGGUUUCUCUGCCUCGCCACCUAGUGGAAGCCCUGUGCGAUUUGAGUUGUCUGCACUGCGACGUGCCUCACCAAGACCUGUUUACAGAGCUGAAGUGAGACGUGUAGAAGAGACAAAACAUGUAACAACUGAGCAAGCUCGAGGCUCUCCUCCUCCUAUUUCACAUUUCUUGAGAAGGAGAAGAUCCCUGUCUCCAACAUACAUUGAAUUGAUGCGUCCUGUAUCUGAACUCAUCAGACAACCUCGUGCACGCAUUUCAACAGAGGCUGAAGUUGAAAUAAUUGAAAGAAGAUCACCCACCCCUGAGAGAACUCGUCCUCGAUCACCAAGUCCUGUAUCUCCUGAGAGAAGAUCCUCCAGAUCCUCUUCUAGAUUUGAAAGGUCUGCAAGAUUUGACAUCAUGUCUAGAUAUGAAGCAAGGAAAGCUGCUCUUAAAUCUGAGCGCAAAUACCAGGUUGUAACACAGCAACCAUUCAGUCUUGACCAUGCUCCACGUAUCACUGUAAGAAUGCGCUCUCACCGUGUACCAUGUGGUCAAAACACUAAAUUCACUUUAAAUGUACAGUCCAAGCCAGAUGCCGAUAUCCAGUGGUUCCACAAUGGACAACAAAUACAAGAGAGCCACAAAUACCAGUUCACAAAUAUGAGUGGAGUCCUGUCUCUCCAAAUUAAUGACUGUCAGGCUGAGGACACUGGCACAUACCGUGCUCUUUGCACGAAUUCAAAGGGUGAGGCAUCAGACUAUGCAACUCUUGAUGUUUCAGGGGGAGCAUUUACUACAUACUCUUCAAGACGUCGAGAUGAGGAGGCCCCAACAAAAAUUGUACCUGAUAUAACAAAAACUGAUUAUUAUCAUUCAACAACAAUCAGAGCUUCCUCUGCCUCAAGAACUCACUUGGAGAUUCAAGAAUUCAAAACAAAGUUAAGCGAGAGACAUGAAGUUUCUGCCUUUGAAAAGUAUGAAUCUCAGAGACUUGCAUCAUCUCCAAUUAGGUAUGCAUCAACUGAAUACCUAUCAUCAGCUUCAUAUUCAUCCUCUGAGAGACAUACGACAUCAGAAAAGCAUGUGUCAUCUGAAUCUAAGUUAAAAGAAUCAGAAACAUCUGCUGAAGUAUCGAUGAAGAAAAUUAAAGCUACCCUUUCAGCUAAAAUACUCACAAAACCACAUUCUCUGAUUGUAUCUGAGGGUGAGACUGCACGAUUUGUGUGUGAUAUUGAUGGAGAGCCAGCACCAAGUGUCACAUGGAUGCAUGAGGGACGAACAAUUGUCUCUUCACAUCGUAUUCAUGUGUCUACCACACAGUAUAAGUCUACCUUUGAAAUUUCAUCAGUUGAAUAUUCAGAUGAGGGCAGCUAUACUGUAGUUGUAGAAAAUUCAGAAGGAAAGCAAGAGGCAAGAUUUACCUUGGCUAUUAACAAACCAAUACUUAAAGAGGAGGUUACACCUAUACAAGUGAAGUCACCAGAACCCUCAGUGACAUCUCCGGUGCCACCAAUUAAAUCUCCAGAGUCAACAGUUGCUUCUCCAGUGCCAUCAGUAAAGUCCCCAGAGCCCUCUGUGAAGUCUCCAGUGCCAUCGGUAAAGUCUCCAGAACCUUUGGUAAAAUCCCCUGUACCAUCACUGAAAUCUCCAGAGCCUUCAGUCAAAUCCCCUGUGCCUUCAGUAAAGUCUCCAGAACCCCAAAUUAAAUCCCCAGAACCCACUGGUAUUAAGUCUCCUGAACCUCGAAUUAAAUCUCCAGAGGGCAUCAAGUCACCAUUCAGAGUAAAAUCACCAGAGCCAGCCACCUCUCUUCAGAGAGUAAAAUCUCCACCUCCUCUUAAAUCUCCAGAACCAACCACACCUCAAGGAGUGAAGUCUCCAAUAGCUUCACCUCCCAGGGUAAAAUCUCCUCCUCUUAUUAAGUCUCCUGAGCCAAUUGCUUCCCCUCUGAGAGUUAAGUCCCCUACAGGACUUAAGUCUCCUGAACCUCAAAGAGCCAAAUCCCCACCAACAGUCAAAUCUCCUGAACCAAUCAUGUCACCUAAAAGAAUGAAAUCACCACUUACAGUGAAGUCCCCAACCCCAUCAAAGGAAGCACCACCAAAGAUCAUUCAGCAACUCAAAGCUGAGGCUUAUGAAGACAAAAUUAGGAUGAUUUUUGUUGCUGAGAGCUCAUUGAAAGAGGUUGUGUGGUACAAGGAUAGCAGAAAACUGAGCCAAAGCAGUCACUACCAGAUUCAUUCAUCUGCAGAUGGAACUUGCUGUCUCUAUAUAUCUGAUGUUUCAGAGGACGAUCAAGGUGAAUAUUCAUGUGAAAUCAUAAGUGAGGGGGGAGCAGUGUCAAGAACAUCAUUCUCUUUUGUUGGUCAAGUGUUUCAAGCAAUUUACACAAAAGUUACUGCAUUCAUGGCUGCACAUAAGGCUGUUCAAGAAUCUGUGUCUUCCAAAAUACAAGGAGGAAGUGAAAUGAUUAUUAAGAGGGAAAGUGCUGCAGUUAGCAGCAUGCAUGAAAGUUUUACCUCAAAAUCCGUCCACAUGGAGAGCUCAAUGCAAGAGGCAUCAUUCAGCAGUUCAAUGGCUGAGAUGAAAUUUGAAACUAUGUCAAUGUCUAGCAUGUCAUCCAUGACAUCAGAGUCAGUAUACGCAAUGAGCUCAAGCAGUAUAAUGUCAAGUCAUUCACAUGCUGAAGAAACUUCAGUCGGAGCAGCCCUUCACAGUGCUCAAGGCUUAGCUCCUAGAAUUGAAGCUCUUCCUGAAGAUAUCAGCAUUGAAACUGGAAAGGUUCUUACCGUGGCUUGUGCCUUCUCUGGAGAACCAACACCUCGUAUUGAGUGGUCUCGAGGUGGAAAGAAACUGCCUGGCGAAGAAGACAGCAGUAGGUUCCAUAUUGAGACAACCGAGGACCUGACCACACUCAUUAUCACUGGCGUGAAAGAGACCGAUGCUGGGGCAUACACACUUAAACUUUCUAAUGAGCAUGGAUCUGACUUGGCAACUGUUACCAUUAGUAUUCGAUCAAAGUAAAGCCAUAAUUUCUACCCCACCCCUUCCUACGUUAAGCAACUUUGUUUUUAUUAAAUGAGAGAGAGAAAAGAAAAUCUUGAUGCGUACCUGGAUAUCUGUUCCUGUAAAUAUGAACUAUUUUUAUACCAAACUUGACAUUAAUUUAUGCCAAACUAGACUAAAGUCUAAAGUUAUUAUAAAAUGUGCCAUAUUGGAUAAUUAUGACUUAGGAUUUUUGAUCCAUUUUUCUGUGACGUGUACAUAAUGUAUAUAGCCGAAGUUAACGGUUAUGGAAAAUGUAUGAAUUGUUAUUUAUAACAAUAUUAACUGAAACAAAAGGAACUAAAUAUUUAUCAGGAGAAAGUUUCACACGGAACGAAUACCCUGAUGAACCUGAAACUAAACUCUGUGCCUCAACAAUAAGUUGAAGUCUUUAAGAUUGCCUCAACAGGUAGAGAGGCUCCCUGUUGACGUUACUUUAACUCUGAGAGACUAAGUUAUACCUGCAUGUUUACAUGUGCAGCGAUGUUACAACCAUACUCUUAUGCAUUGUUUCUUGAAUGUAAGGCCCUGAGCGCUGUUUGCAUUUUACCCUCAUGUAAGCUGGGCAACUAGGCCUUGUGUUCAGUCUGACUAUGUCAUACCACCAUUUUAAUGACAUGCUCAAUGUGCGAGCGGCCUGCACAUUAUGAGCAAAAAAAUUUUAAAUGUGCUCUCUUUCUGGCAAAGGACUGCUUGAAUAAACUUUAAAAAUUAACAUCUCCUGGCCAAUAAGCAAAGUAUAUCUUGCACUCCCUUGCAGAAACAGAGCCUCCUCUUGGAGGAUUGCUUUGAUGCAUUGCGUGUUUGUGUGUUAGCUUUAGAAUUCAUCUUGUCAGUUGUUGGGCAAACAUCAAGAGAGUGUGCCACAGCAACACCACCUGCUGUGCAAUGGGAAAGAAACGGUUUAGAUGCCCUGCACUUUGGUUUGAUUUUAUGUAGAAUUGUAGUCUUAUCUAUAUAUGCAACCUCCUCGAGUAUUAAUGAUUCAAUAAAGCAUGUUCACAGCACAAAA